Messenger RNA from Dunckerocampus dactyliophorus (ringed pipefish), 93735 nucleotides. RefSeq names its product titin-like. NCBI's taxonomy places the organism in Eukaryota, Metazoa, Chordata, Actinopteri, Syngnathiformes, Syngnathidae. Gene Ontology annotation, biological process: protein phosphorylation. Gene Ontology annotation, molecular function: protein binding; ATP binding; protein kinase activity. The transcript has 229 exons. The record is from RefSeq and is a predicted model, not a curated record. The coding region runs from base 183 to 92645 and encodes 30820 amino acids.
CUCACCUUGGCUGGAGGGACUGCGAGGAGGGAAGACAGAACUACACUGGGUGUAGUUUUGUUUGUUUGGGGGGCCUUCCUUGGGGGUCUUUGUGGACAAACUUAGAGGAUAAGGAAGUGCCUUUGCUUCAUCGGGGGCUCCGUCCCAACGCCGCCAGGCAGCCUCUCACGCUGCCAAGUAACAUGUCGACACAGGCGCCAACAUUCACGCAGCCGCUGCAGAGCGUCGUGGCACUGGAGGGUAGUGCCGCCACGUUCCAGGCUCAAGUUAAUGGUUGCCCAGUUCCUGAGGUGAGCUGGUUCCGUGAUGGCCAGGUUCUUUCCGCUGCUGCUUUGCCCGGCGUUCAGAUCUCGUUCAGCGACGGCCACGCUGUUCUGAAGAUCCCUGCCGUGACCGCCGCACACAGUGGAAGAUUUUCUGUCCGAGCCACCAAUGGAGCCGGACAAGCCACCAGCACCGCCGAACUUCUCGUGACAGCGGAGACAGCGCCUCCUAGUUUCCUUCAGAGACUUCAGAGCUCCACAGUGAGACAAGGGAGUCAGGUGAGACUUAAUGUCCGAGUCACUGGCAUCCCGGCACCGACGGUCAAGUUCUAUCGGGAAGGAGCUGAGAUCCAGAGCUCGGUCGACUUCAAGAUCCUUCAGGAAGGAGACCAGUACAGUCUGUUGAUUGCUGAGGUUUUUCCAGAGGACUCCGGGACCUAUUCUGUGACCGCUAGCAACAGCAGUGGUCGAGCCACUUCCACUGCUGAGCUGCUGGUUCAGGAUUUAGGUGAGGAGGCUGUGCCAGCCAAGAAGACCAAGACGGUGGUUUCCAGCUCACAGACUCAUCAGACCCGAGUGGAAAAGAGGAUGGAGGCCAGUUUUCAGACCACCGCCAUGAUGGAGAUGCAGGUGGAAGGCGCCGAGCUGACAGACUUGCUGGUCCACAAAACCCCACCCAGAGUCGCUCCCAAACCUGCAUCCUUGUCGCCAACACAGCUGUCAUUGGUCACCAAGGUGACUGGAGGACGGCAGCAAUCGCCAUCUCCUGUGAGACACGUGAAGGCGCCGACAUCCACGCCUGUCAGGCCCGUCAUUUCCCCAAUCAGCACACACAAGCAGGUCGGCUCUGGUUCUGAUGUCCUGCCCCCCUGGAAGCAAACAGGCUACAUGACCGAGACCGGCUACAGCAGCAGCGUUACGCAGCUGGACGAGGAGCGGCAGGUCACCUGCAUCACACAGGCUGGGGGAGGGAAAAGGUCUGGGGCGGUGGCCACGGUGGUGGCUGCUGUAGAUCUGGCACGUGUCUGUCAGCCUGUGCAUGAUGAGGGCGGUCCAGGGCAGGGCAACAGUUGGGCUUUCGAGGCAAAGUUGAGGUCACAGGUCGAGGCUGGCUGGACAACUUCUCAGGAGGUUCUGCCUGACUCCACAACGUCUCAGGUGGUGGAGGAAGCUGCUGCAACUCCUGCCGGUGACAGCGUAGUCCCGCCCACUUUGCUUUCUGAUUUGAAGAACACAAAUGUGACUGAAGGCGAAUCAGUGACCCUGCAGUGCCAGAUCAGUGGUCAGCCCGUCCCUGUCAUCUUGUGGUUCAGAGAGGACUACAAGAUCGAGAGCUCCAUUGAUUUCCAAAUUACCUAUGAUGAUGGAUUUGCCCGCUUGAUGAUCCGUGAGGCCUUUGCUGAGGACAGUGGACGCUUCACUUGCACCGCCACUAAUGAGGCUGGAAUUAUCAGCACUUCCUGCUACCUUCUCGUCCAGGUGUCUGAGGACAUCGAGAGCCGAGAGGAGGUCGCUGAGGAACUUGAAGAGAAUCUAGUAACUGAAGAAGAAACCAUGUCCCAAGUGAGCGCAGUUGAGUCAAAGUCGUCCACUAUCACCGCCCCUUUCUUUGUCAGUACUCCCAGCUCACAGAAGCUGGUGGAAGGAGGAAGUGUUAUCUUUGAAUGCCAAGUCGGAGGAAGCCCCAAACCACACAUUAUAUGGAAGAAGAACGGCAUCCCGCUCACGACUGGUUACAGAUACAAAGUUGCUUACAAUAAGGAGACCGGAGAAUGCCGACUGGAGAUCUCCAUGACUUUUGCUGAUGAUGCUGGAGAAUAUUCCAUAUUUGCCAGGAACCAGCUAGGAGAGGUGUCUGCCGCCACCAGCCUGCUGGAGGAAGAUGAAUACGAAGCCUACUUGAAGAAACAGGAGGUGACGUUGAAGACAGAAGUAGAAGCCGUAGUGCAGGAGCCCAAGGUUGGAGACAUUCCUCCUACCAUGAUGAUAUCAGACAAGAUGACCACCACUAUUAUCUCUGGACAGGACUUUCACCUCUCAGUCAUGGAGCAACGAAUCAUCCAGGAAAUUGAACUUCCCAUCAUGCGGAUUAGCUACAGAGAACUGGUGACAGAAGAUAGGGAACUGAUGGUGACCGCCACUGACGACGAAGCGAUGCAGCCAACCUUUGACACGCCGGUUAAAAACUACCGGAUCAUGGAGGGAAUGAGUGUCACUUUCCACUGCAGGAUGGCUGGAAUGCCACUGCCAAAGAUUGCUUGGUACAAAGAUGGUCAACGUAUCCAGCCUGGUGGACGAUACCAGGUGGAGGUUCUUCAGGACGGACGUUCCAGCCUGCGUCUGCCAGUGGUUCUCCCAGAGGACGAGGGUGUGUACACAGCCUUGGGUGCCAAUAUGAAGGGGAAUGCUGUCAGCUCUGGGAAGCUCUACGUUGAGCCCUCUGGAGCAGUGUCGCCUCAGAGAUACACGCCACAGCCAGCCAUGCAGAGGAUCCGGUCCACGUCUCCACGCUCUCUGAGCCGCUCACCAGGCCGUUCUCCCAGUCGUUCUCCUGCUCGACGGCUUGACGAUACAGAUGAGGCUCAACUGGAGAGACUCUACAAGCCCGUCUUCGUUGUGAAGCCAAGCUCAUGUAAAUGCUCCGAGGGGCAAACUGCCAGAUUUGACCUGAAGGUUGUAGGCAGACCCAUGCCUGACACAUACUGGUUCCACAAUGGACAACAAGUGGUCAGUGACUACACUCACAAGAUUGUCAUUAAGGAGGAUGGUACUCAGUCUUUGAUCAUCGUCCCAGCCAUGCCACAUGACUCUGGCGAGUGGACGGUCGUGGCUCAGAACAGAGCUGGACGCUCAUCAAUCUCUGUCACUCUCACUGUUGAUGCCAAAGAAACCUUGGUGCGUCCGCAGUUCACGGAUAAGCUGAGGAACAUCAGUGUAAAGCAGGGGACGCUGGUUGAACUGGCAGUCAAAGCCAUUGGGAACCCGUUGCCUGACAUCGUCUGGCUUAAAAACAGUGACAUCAUCACCCCUCACAAGCACCCACAUAUCAAGAUUGAAGGAACCAGAGGAGAAGCAACAUUCCAGAUCCCGUCUGCGUCAGGUUCAGACAGCGCUUGGUACACAGCUACAGCCAUCAACAAGGCUGGCAGAGACACCACCCGCUGCCGAGUCAACGUGGAGGUGGACUAUGCUGAACCAGAACCAGAGAGGAAGCUCAUUAUUCCCAAAGGAACCUACAAGGCCAAAGAGAUUGCUGCUCCUGAGCUGGAGCCUCUUCAUCUCCGCUAUGGCCAAGAGCAGUGGGAGGAAGGAGACCUUUAUGAUAAAGAGAUGCAACAGAAACCACAAUUUAAGAAGAAACUGACCUCCAUUCGAAUGAAGAAGUUUGGCCCUGCCCAUUUUGAGUGCAGAUUAACGCCUAUUGGUGACCCCACUAUGGUGGUGGAGUGGCUUCAUGACGGCAAACCCCUGGCAGCUGCUAACAGACUACGCAUGGUAAAUGAAUUUGGCUACUGCAGUCUUGACUAUGACGUAGCUUACGCCAGAGACAGCGGCGUCAUCACGUGUAGAGCCACUAACAAGUUUGGAGUGGACCAGACCUCAGCCACCCUGAUUGUCAAGGAUGAAAAAGGACUUGUCGAGGAAAGCCAGCUUCCUGAAGGAAGGAAGGGAGCUCACAGAAUCGAUGAGAUGGAGCGUAUGGCUCACGAGGGAGGACCUGCUGGAGUCACUGCAGACGACGAGACUGACAAAAUGAAACCUGAGAUUGUCCUUUUGCCCGAACCUGUCAGGGUUUUGGAGGGUGACACAGCCAGAUUUCGCUGCAGAGUGACUGGCUACCCUUCUCCCAAAGUUAACUGGUACCUCAAUGGACAACUUAUCCGCAAGAGCAAGCGAUACAGACUUCGUUAUGAUGGUAUUUACUACUUGGAAAUUGUUGAUAUCAAGUCUUACGAUUCAGGGGAGGUCAGGGUCGUUGCGGACAACAACCUGGGCUCUGCUGAGCACACUGUUAAGCUGGAGAUUCAGCAGAAGGAGGACUUCAGGAUGCAUCUUCGAAGGGUUCCUGAGGCCAAAGCAGCUGAGACUGCACCUGAACCUGGAAGAACUCCCUUUGAGGUGGUGAAGGUGGAGAAACCCUCAGAAGACAGUCAGCUGAAGGAGGUGAUCAAGCUCAAGAAAGCUCAGAGGAUAGUUCAUGAAAAAUCCACUGAGGAAUCGGAGGAGUUGAGGAGCAAAUUCAAGCGCAGAACAGAGGAGGGCUAUUAUGAGUCUAUUACUGCUGUGGAACUCAAGUCUCGGAAGAGGGAUGAGUCUUAUGAGGAUCUGCUGAGAAAGACAAAGGAAGAGCUCCUUCAUCGUGCCAAGGAGAAGGAGGAGGCGGAGAGGAAAAAAGAGGAAGAGCGACGAGCAACUGCCAAAACACUCAAACCAGAGAGGGUGAAGCUAUCAGCUAGCAUGGAAGCUCCUAAAAUCCUGGAUCGUAUCUCAAGUCAGACGGUGGCACAAGGGGAUGAAGUAAAGUUCAGAGUUCAAGUUGUUGGCAGACCAGAACCCGAGUGCCAGUGGUUCAAGAAUGGUGUUCAAAUGGAAAAGACUGAGCGGGUUUACUGGUUCUGGCCAGAGGACCAUGUUUGUGAGUUGGUUAUCAGAGAGGUCAGAGCUGAGGAUUCCGCUAGCAUCAUGGUCAAAGCCGUCAACUCUGCCGGAGAGACCUCAAGUCACGCUUUCCUUCUGGUGCAAGCAAAGCAAGUCAUCACCUUCACACAGACGCUGGAAGACAUUAGCGCUAAGGAGAAGGACACCAUGGCCACCUUUGAGUGUGAAACCAACGAACCCUUUGUCAAGGUCAAAUGGUUGAAGAACAACAUGGACAUCUUCUCUGGUGACAAGUUCAGGAUGCACUCGGACAGGAAAGUUCACUUCCUGUCUGUACUGAUGCUUGAAAUGAGGGAUGAUGCUGAAUAUUCCUGCGUGGUCGUAGAGGACGACCGCAUCAGGACGAGCGCCAAGCUGAACGUUGAAGGAGCACCACUGGAGAUCCUGACACCUCUGGAGAGCACUGAGGUGCCAGAGACCUACUCUGGAGAGUUUGAGGUUGAGUUGUCUCGUGAAGAUGCUGAGGGCGUGUGGUUCUUUGGAGACAAGCAGCUGUCCCCCAGUAGCAAGCAUGUCAUCUCUUCACGGCGUGGACGCCAUAGCCUGUCCAUCAAGGACGUCAAGAAGGAAGACCAGGGCCAGUACUCCUUCACAGUGGGCGAAAUGAAGACAAGUGCUUCCCUCAAGAUGAAAUUCCGCCCAGUGACGCUGAUGCAGCCUUUAGCUGACCUCACCCUCUGUGAGGGUGACAUUGCUCAGAUGGAGGUCAAGUUCUCUCAGGAGAACAUUGAAGGAACCUGGAUGAAAAAUGGACAAGGGGUAACGUCCUCGGACCGGGUGCACAUUGUAAUCGACAAACAGAUCCACAAACUUCUAAUUGAGGACACCAGAAAGGAUGACGUUGGCGUUUAUUCAUUUGUGGUUCCUGAUCAAGAGAUCUCCACUGCUGCAAAGCUGAAUAUUCGAACUAUCGGCAUCGUGAGCCCAUUGAAGGACACAAGCACGAUUGAAGGCACCAAGACUGUUCUGGAGGCUAAGAUUUCUGCUCAAGACAUCAGUUCAGUCAAGUGGUACCACAAUGACAAACUAAUGACCCCCAGUGACAGGGUCCAAAUGGUGGCAAAGGGAGCCAAGCAGCGCCUCGUCUUCAGCAGGACCUUCGCCUCAGAUGAAGGACGCUACAAACUGGUGGUUGGACGAGCCGACACAGGGUGCACGUUGUCUGUGCAGACCAUCCAAAUCAUGGUUCCAAUGAUGGACAAAGAGUGUGCUGAGUCAGAGAACGUCAUUUUUGAAGUGGAAGUUUCUCACCCAGGCAUUGAUGCCUUUUGGACUUUUAAGAGGCAGUCACUCAAAGCCGGAAGCAAAUACAAGAUGGAAUCCAAAAACAAGAGGCACAGUCUGACGAUUUUCAACGCCAUGAAGGACGAAGAGGGCGAAUACAUGUUUGCUGCUGGCGAAAAGACAUCCAGCGCUUCGCUCACCGUCUCAGGCGGCGCUAUCAAGAAGCCGCUUCAGGACUUGGUGGUGGCGGACUCGCAGACCGCCGAGCUGGUGUGUGAGGUUGCCAACCCAUCCGUGGAAGGAAAGUGGCUGAAAGACGGCGAGCCCGUGGACUUCAAUGACAACGUGCUGAGCGAGGUGAAUGGCGCCAUCAGGCGCCUCGUUAUUCUCAUCACUAAAGCCGCUGACAUUGGAGAGUACACCUAUCAGAUUGCCAGCUCCAAGACUACGGCCAGUCUAAAAGUCGAAGCCGUGAAGGUGAGGAAGACAAUGAAGAAUGCCAACGUGGUCCAGACACAAGACGCUGUGUUCAGUCUGGAGCUGACUCACGAGAAUGUGAGGGGCGCACAGUGGAUCAAGAAUGGGAUCGAGAUCAAGCAAAGUGACAAAUACGAAGUCACUGUCAGCGGCACUGUGCAUACCUUGAAGAUCAGGAACUGUAGCACACAAGACGAAUCGGUCUAUUCUUUCAAGCUGGGGAAACUGUCGGCCAACGCCCGCUUGAACGUUGAAACCAUCAAGAUCCUGAAGAAACCCAAGGAUGUAACCUCACUGCUGGGAGCGACUGCCGCGUUCGAGUUGGGCAUCUCGGAGGACAACAUACCCGUAAAGUGGCUGUUCAAUAACACGGAGCUGAAGGCCAGCGAGCACUACAGGAUGACCUCAGAGAAGAAGAUGCACAAACUGGUAGUGCAGGAUGUGAACGCCAGCAAAGAGGGGGAGUACACGGCCGUAGUGGGUCAUCUACGCUGCAGCGCUCGUCUUACUGUCGAGUCUCUUCGUGUGACCAGACCCUUGAAGAGUGUGGAGGUGGCUGAGACACAGGUGGCCACCUUCGAGUGUGAAGUGUCGCACUUCAGUGUCCCCUGCUCCUGGUUGAAGGAUGGCGUGGAGAUCGAGAUGAGCGAGAAGUUUAGGAUGGUGGUCCAGGGAAAAGUCCACCAACUGAAGAUCAUAAACACCAGUAGGGAGGACUCUGCCGAGUACACCUUUGUGUGCGGGAAUGACCGAGUGUCUGCCACACUCACCGUCAACCCCGUCCUCAUCACGGCCAUCCUGCAAGACAUAAACGCUCAGGAGAAGGACACGGUCACAUUGGAGGUCAACGUAAACUACGAAGGAAUCUGCUACAAAUGGUUGAAGAAUGGCGUCGUGAUCCGCUCGACAGACAGAUGCCAAGCGCGCUGCAAACAGCUGACUCACACGCUGAGCAUCAGGAAUGUUCAUUUUGGAGACAGCGCCGAAUACGCCUUCACAGCUGGGUCUUCUGUAACCAGCGCCAAGCUUUACGUGGAGGCUCGUGUUGUUGAAUUCACCAAACAUUUGAAGGACUUAAAGAUCACAGAAAAGAAGAGAGCAACUUUUGAGUGUGAAGUUUCAGAACCAAACAUCCAGGUGAUGUGGAUGAAGGACGGUCAGGAGCUGGAGACGUCUGACAGAUACAAGAUGACCGCAGAGAAGUUUGUGCACCGCCUAAUUUUGCCCUCUGUCCGACUCUCGGACGUUGGAGAAUACACCGCUGUGGCCGGGUCCAGCAUGUCCAAGGGCAACCUUGCAGUGGAGGGACGGGACAUCAAGAUCUCAGAGCCCACCGACAGGAACAUUGCUGUUGUUGAGAGACAAAGAGCGACUUUUGAAUUUGAAGUGAGUGAGGACGAUGUGGAAGGCCGGUGGAUGAGGAACGACGUGGAGAUCCAAUUCUCUGUAGAGGAGCGUUUCAGCUACAUCACCAUCAGGAAACUCCACCGUCUUACCAUCGCUGAGACCUACAGAAGCGACGCCGGAGAGUACACGUUUGUUGCCGGAAAGAACAAAAACUCCAUGAACCUUCAUGUGAGACUCCCCGAACCUCCCCAGGUGGUCCGCCCCAUGCAGCCCCAGACCGUGAUGUCAGGCAAAUCGGUUCGCUUCUCAGUGCAAGUGAGCGGCCUCCCGCAGCCUCAAGUGACCUGGUUCAGAGACUCGCAGGCUCUAUGCACCAGCUACAUGUGCAAGUUCCUUCACGACGAUGACGAGCACACGUUGCUGCUGCUGGAAGUCUUUCCCGAGGAUGCCGCUGUCUAUAGCUGUGAGGUCAAGAAUGACUAUGGAGAGGCAACAAGCUCCGCCCCUCUCACUGUGGAAGUUGCUGAAGAAGUUACGGCCCAAGUCUCUGCUCCAGUCCUCGUUUCUCCCAUGAGAGACAUCCUGGUGACAUCAGGCCAUUCCGCCCAGUUAGAGUGCACUGUUUCUGGGGAAGAUCUGCAGAUAUGCUGGUUCUGGAACGACAGAGAGAUCAGGCAGUCGGACAUCUUUAAGAUGUCUCGUAUUGGCAACAUCUGCCGGUUGAACAUUUCCAGAGUGAUCUUUGACCAUGAAGGAGAAUACUCAUGUGUUGCCAGGAACGCGGCAGGAAUGGUCACAUGUGCCGCCAGUCUGAAUAUUGAUGAUGAUAAAACCUUAGCUAGCAUGGCAAGCACUGGGGCUGAGGCUAAGCUAAGUCAGACACUCGAGGCUCAGGCACUUACUGAGUUUACCGAGUGCUUCUCUGAGAGCUCCUCCACGUCUUGGCGGACAGUAGACGUUGAAAUGGAGAGCGCAGAAAACAACAUUCAAAUAGAAUUGUACCCAAGGCCCAAACUGCUGAUGGAACUGCGGGAUGUCCGGGUCAAAAGCGGUGAAAUGGCUGAGUUCAGCUGCUCCUUUGACGGGCAGCCAUUCAUCGGGGUGGUAUGGGAUCAUGAUGGCCAGAAACUGGUCACGGAGCGGGUGAGGAGCUCUCAGAGUGGCGGACUCUUAUCCCUGGUCAUCCAGGGUGUUGGUCUGGCCGACCAGGGCAUGUACCGCUGUACCGCCACCAACCAACACGGCCAGAACAGCUCCUCUGCUCGGCUCACUGUGGAAGCUAAAGAGGCAAAUGUCAAAUCCGAGUGCGCCAUCGCGACUGAUUCAGUGCAUGCGGCAUCACAGGCGGACAUGGAGAACACACAAGAUUCUCCUGAGAUUCCAGACCAGGAAAAGAUGGGGGAGAAGCCGGGAUCGGUGCCUCCCUGCUCCCAGAGACCUUAUGGCCUUGUCAGCCAACUUUAUUUCCUGGACACGUUUCCCAAUGCUGAUCUCUGCGCCCGCCCCGACUUCCUGAUCCAGCUCCCCCGAGAGCUGUUGGUCCAGAACUGCAGCCCCGGGCUGUGUUGUGUUAUGAAGGGACUUCCCACUCUGUCUGCCAUUUGGCUUUAUGGCUGCUUGAAUGUUGUGGACUCUGUAUCAUACUCUCUCAAACGUGAUGGCCCCCUGUGCUGUAUGGGUGUUAAGAAAGGGGGACCUGGACAAGGGGGCGCUUUCUCUUGCAAAACCUCAGCCGAGGAUGCUGAGUGCAGCUUGGUGACCAAAGUCACUGGAGACCAGAGGACACCUGGGUUCCACGUCCAGGAGGAAGUGUCAGCUUUCUCUAGCUCGACCAUCACAGUGGAAGAGGAAACCCAGCAAUCCUACUACUCUGAUGUUAAAUUACCACACCAAACACAAACAUCUGAACUCCAGCCAGAGUCCAGAUUGUACUCCAGCACUUUGGAGAAGACAAAACAAAAGCCAGUUUUCCUCAACAAACUUUCUCCAUCAGUUGUCACUGUGGGAGAAAAUGCUUUUCUUACCGUCACAGUAUCUGGUUUUCCUGAACCCGCUGUUCAGUGGGCCCACAAUGGGCAGACCAUAAGCACGUCGUCAAUCUACACCUUUGUUCGUAAGCAAAACGAGUACAGCCUGAUCAUUAACAGAGUUGCAGCGGAAUUAGAAGGAGAGUACUCUUGCACUGUCAGCAAUCGAUUUGGAGAGGAAACGUGCACUUCUUAUCUGCACAUUCAGGUAAAGGAACCACAGAAGGCAGAGAGCCUUGAGAGGAUUUUUGUGCCAAUGGGCAACCCUCCAGUAUUUUCUAAAACUAUCGAGUCUGUUCAGCUGCGUGAGGGAGGUCAUGCGUACUUCCAGUACAUUGUGAUUGGGGAUCCGAGGCCCGAGGUGCAGUGGCUAAAAGGCAGCCUUCAGAUUCAGCCUAGCAGCUUAUGCAUCAUUGUGAACAGCCCAGAUGGCUCAGGCUUCCUCACACUUAAGAGCGUCAAACAGGAGGACGUAGCCGUCUACACCUGUAAGGCUUCCAACCAGUUUGGAGAAGCCACUUGCACCGCUGAGCUGUUGGUGUUUACUGAGAAUGUUGAAGAGGAAUUGCUUAGGAAAACAAAUGCUUUGACCCUGUCCAUAACGGAAGAAAGUACAGAAUCCAGUUUCAACCAGAAAAGUAGUCGGUCUGAUCAGAUGAUUUACACCAUUAGUACUGAAAACCGGAAGGUUAUUCCGAGCGAGGAAGUGGGAACCCUUGGAGAACCAGACAUCUCUGUGGCCACCCGCCAUUGUGAGCAGGUCACCCACAAGGCAGCAGUACUACAGUCUCACGAGAUUCAAGAGAGCCUUUGUAUGGUCCCCAGACAGCCACCUCAUGCUUCAACUGUUCCUGUGAAAACACUCCACACGGCAGCAUUCUUAUCGUCAGUUCAGGAGAGACAAAAGAUCACCGAGCAGCAUUCUGAACGCAUUCUCAGCCCUCAGAUGGUUGAACUUGACUUUGCCAGAGAGCACAGCUUGAAUCUCCAGUCAGCCACAACUGAUGAACCCCUCUCACUUAGCACAGUGAGAGCCCAGACUAUGGCAGACCACAUAAAAGAGCAUGUUGAGACUCUGGCUGAGCCCAGGCAGCUUGUUAGCAGCCAUACAGUCGAGCCUUCUCUAUUGGCCAUUGAUGGAACAUUAUCUGUGACUCACAGACCAGAGGAAGAGAAAGGUUUUAAUGUCACCGAGGGGCUUAAAAUUGUAUACAGUGCUCAGUCAACAAAGCAGCUGCCAGUAACUGAAAGACAUUGUUUGCCUCUGCCAGUUGUAGACGCAGAGACCAAACCAUUGAUAGAGAAAGAGCCACAUAAGGCAUUGGUUGCACCAAUGAAUGAGUCAAUGCUGUCUUUGAGCAAAGAACAUUCAUUUAAAAAUAAUGUACCAGCACAGGAGACAGUCAGUCCAAGCAAUGGCCGGGUCUACAGGUCAGCUGUUACCACUGAAGAUAAAUAUUUACUCCAUAGUGAUCAGUUAGGACAUAUAUCAGGAAUAGUGUCUUCUCAGAGUCUGCAGCCUCUGCAACAGGGAGAAGUACUCUUGAACCUUCAGCUUAUCAACAAUCAGGACAUUUUGCAGUCAGAAAGUAGAUUCAGCAGUGGAAAGCCUUCAACAGAGCAGGCAUGUGUGAGGAUGAGUCCCAUUUUGCUCCACACUGUAACUCAGGAAGAGCAGAGGCCUGUUGUGUGUGACCUCAUUUCAGAGGUCUCAACCAAGGUUGACGCUGAGUCUCUGAAGCCCAAUAUAGAGCUUCCACCAACACAGUACCUACAAUCAAUCGAUUCUUUGUCAAUUCUACCUAAAGAAGGUACACUUACCAUUAGCAAACCGACCCAGCAGAUGGCGUCACAAAAACGGGAAAAGGCUCGAAGGUAUGCGGCACUCUCGCAGGAAAGUCAGGAGCUUACAGCUGACUUCCACAAAGAUUUGGAGGUGUCUUUUUCAGGGAUUGAGUCCCAAUCUGGUACUGAGUCAAGGAUUUCAAGCAUCCUGGCAGUCACAUCCCAGUCUGUACAGCUGCCAAAAGAGAUGCCUUUCCCAGCAGAUUUGAAGCAGAAAAGAGCAUUGGUCCAAAAAGAGGGUUGCUGGAAUAUUGUACAUUCUGUAAAUGUUACAGACAUUCACGCUCUGGAGGAGGGUCAUAUCACUUACUUUAAAAUUGAAAAAAAAAUCCACAAUAAGAUAAAAUCGGAGCCCAAGAUUCCUAGAAAAUCGGUUUGCAUAGAAGAGAAGGCAGCUGCAACUGAAAGCUGUGCUGUCUUAAAAUGUGCUGACCAGGAGUUUGCAGUCCCAAUCCAGGAAGGCCAAUCGGUGCGACACUCAUUGUUGCUCCAGGAAAAACAGAUUCUUACUAGAGAGGAGUCAAGUGAGAUUCAAACAUGUAAGGGCUUAACCGCAAGCCUCUCAACCCAACCUAAAAAAGUUCUGUUUGUCUCUGACAGUCAAGAAUCCCAAACUCUACCUAAAGAACUUAACUUUAUUAUUCAGAUGCCCAAAGAGUCGCAUUUGACUAUUCAGCAUCAGCUCAGAGAUGCGCUUCAGUCUGCUGUAUCCAGUCAGCAUCCAGUGUUGCUUGCUGAUGUUGUUAGCCACUUUAAGUCACUAGACAUUCAAGAGAUAAAAGUGAAAAAGGAGCCCAAAGGCAUAGUGCAUACAUACAUGAUUACACCCCCUGGUACUCUCAUUGAGCUCACACUGCUUUUUGAGGGUGAAUACCCCCACAGAGCUGACCUGAGGUCAGAACUCGAGCUCGCUCUUCAUGCGCUGGUUUUGCAGGAGCAGCAAAGUCUGGUGUCGGAGCAACCGGGUUUCAUGCAGAUCAACAAGCCUCAGAAGGCGCUGAUCUGCUCCCAACUUUCCAAAGAGCAUUUCUCAUCAGUGGUUGACACAGUAGUGGUGGCAGAGAGUGCUAGUGGGGUUCCUCCAGUUGUUCCUCAAUCUGCUGCCCUAAACACAGAAACACUAUUUCAGAAGGCAACAGUUAAGAGUCUGAGGGAAGCCCACAAAUCAAACCAGGAGACUGAUUGUGUCUCUGUCCAUCGGACUACCGACAUUCCAGUCAGUCAGACUUCUCAUUCACAGAAUGUAGACUUGUUUGUCAACCGAGAGGCCGAGGAAGAAUUUAUUUCAGAGGCCAUCAUCAGAGCACAGUCCUCAGAUAGCUUGACUGGUUUUCCACUUGUCAUUGCGUCUUUGGACGAAGUUUGUGCUGAGGAAAACAACAAGGUUGUCAUUGCUUCCACCAUCAAGUAUGCCACGAUUAUUAAUUGGUUUGUCAAUGGACACUUGGUCAAAUCUGGCAAAGAGUUCGAAUGUUCUAGAGAUCAGGACACAUACACACUGACCAUCAACAGAGUUGGGAAGGAGAAACAUGAAGGUGAAUAUGCCUGUGUAGCGGAGAAUCAAGCUGGGAAGACCACAACACGGACAAGACUCAAAGUUGUCUCACGAGUGAAGCCUGUGUUUAAGCACACAAUAGUCCCUCUGGAGAUCAACGCUGGCAACACAGCCAGGUUUGAGUGCGAAACUGAGGAUGCUCCUGAGGUCAACUUCAAGUGGUUCAAAGAUGGACAGCGCAUCAAAGAAGGUGAUAGGUUCAGGAUUAUCAGCCGUGUUACCACUUCCUUUCUGGAGCUCCUGAGUGCCACCAGGGAUGAUGCCGGUGAAUACAACUGCAAGGCGUCCAACAAGCACGGCAGUGACGAAUGCUCCGCCACACUCAGCGUGACAGACAAACAAUUCCCUCCCACCUUUAUAACUACACCCAGCUCUUGCACUGUUUAUGUUGGGAAGAGCAUAAUGACUGAGUGUUUAAUAUCAGGAUCAGCUCCUCUGAAUGUCAUGUGGUUUAAGGACCAGCAGGCCAUACUCCACAUGCCCAGACACUACAGAACCUUCAGUGACAAGAAUAAGAUUGGGCUUGAGAUCCCCACAAUUCAGCCAGGUGACCAGGGCCUUUACCUGUGCCAGGUGUCUAAUAAUGUUGGCACGACUGAGUGCAGCUUUAAGCUGCAGGUUGUUGAUAAGCCCAGCUUUGUGAAGCUCCUGAGCCAAGUGGCUGCUGUGGUUGGCACUCCUCUGCACCUGGAGUGCCAGGUGGAUGAAGAUACAGGCGUAAGUGUGAACUGGACCAGAGAUGGUAGAAAGGUCCACCAGUCCCCUGACUGCAAACUGUCAUUUGAGGACAAAAUACUUGCUCUUGACAUCCCAAAGACCAUGCUGAAAGAUUGUGGCUCUUAUGUGUGCACGGUGACAAAUGAAGCUGGGAGUGCAACUUGCACCACCUUAGUGAAGGUUCAAGAGCCGCCAGCCUUUGAAAAGAGACUGGAAAUAGCCGCACUUUGGAGGAAAGGUGUCACUGCCCGCCUGCAGUGCACCAUCAAAGGAUCUUCUGAACUUCACACCACAUGGUUUUUUAAUAACAGCGAGCUGCUUCCUAGCAGCAGGUACGACAUCAGUUUGAAGGACAACGUGGCCUCUCUUGAGAUUCAGGACGUCACGUUGAAUGACAGUGGCAGCUACACCUGUGAAGUUCUCAAUGAGUGUGGCUGCGAAAGCUGCAGCACAAAAGUAAAAGUUAAAGAGCCACCAUCUUUCAGAAGGGCACUACCAUCUGUAGAGGUGGUAAGAGGUGCAGUUGCCGUACUGGACUGUGACAUUGAGGGAUCGGCACCGUUUGAGGUGUCCUGGAAAAAGAAUAAGAAACAUGUGAGCACAGAUAAGAAGUACAGAAUUAUGUCACAGGGUUCCUUGACCUGUCUGGAGAUUCUCUCUUUUGAGAGUGCCGACGCCGGAGAAUAUGAAUGUGUUGUAUCCAAUGAAGUUGGCUCUGUUACUUCAAAGUCUGUGGCUAAAUUAAAAGAGUCUCCGAUGUUCACAAAGAGGAUUGAGAGUGCUGCAGCAGUCCUGGGCAGCAGCGUUAAAAUGCAGGGAAUGAUAAAAGGCUCAUCUCCCAUCACUGUCAAAUGGAUGAAAGACUCUGAGUUGCUCAGAGAUGAAGAUCCAAAUGUGAAUUUUUUGUUUGAGAACAACAUUGCCAGUAUUUCAUUCUCUUCCGUUCAAAUAAAGCAUGGUGGCAAGUAUACUUGCCUGGUGGAGAACGAGGCAGGCCUGCAAAAAUGUGAAGCCAACCUAACUGUUCAAGAACCUGCGAGGAUCUUAGAGAAAACCGAGUCCAUCAGUGUGACUGCAGGGGAUACAGCCACACUGGAGAAUACCAUCUCUGGAAGCCCAGAACUGAAAGUCAAGUGGUUUCGGGAUGGCAAGGAGAUGAUCAGUGGACGUAAAUAUCGGAUGAGUGUGAAGGAAAACACUGCCGUCCUAAAGAUUCUGACAGCAGAAAAGGGCGACACCUCAGAGUACAAGAUGGAGGUGUCCAAUAAAGUUGGAAAUGACCAAUGCACGUGCUCAGUGACCGUUAUCGACCGGACAGUUCCCCCCUCCUUCACCAAACCUCUAAAGAAAGUGAAUGCAAACACAGGCAGUACCGUUACCCUAGAGUGCAGACUUGCUGGUUCACAGCCAAUGGGGGUUUCUUGGUACAAAGACAAUAGAGAACUCCACAAUGAUGAUAAUUAUAAGAUUGAUUGGAGUGACAACAAAGCCUCUGUGAUGAUCAGCAAUGUUCGGCUAACACAUUCUGGGGUUUAUACUUGCCGGGCCUCAAAUGAUGCUGGUGAGCGAGAGACCAGUGGUACUUUGUCCAUCAAAGAACCUCCAGCAUUCACAGAGGAACCGGAGGCUCAAGACUCCUUACCAGGAUCCAACAUUGUCUUCAAAGCAGCCUUCACGGGAUCAACACCUCUGGUUGUUAAAUGGUUCAGAGAGGAGAAAGAAAUGUUCACCGGGGGGAGAUGUUUCAUUAAGAGAGGAAAUUCUUCAAGCUCCUUGGAGCUUCACUCAGUCAAUCCCAGUGAUUCCGCUCACUACACGUGCCAAGUAUGCAACAAUGCCGGGAAAGUGGAUUGCACUGCAGUCCUCUUUGUUAAAGAACCUCCAACAUUUGCAAUUAAGCUUGAGCCUUCACGGCUGCUGAAAACUAUGCAGCCUCUCAAGUUAUCCUGCAAAGUGCAUGGCACGCCUGUUAUCACAGUCACAUGGCUUAAGGAUGGCAAGGACAUAUGUUGUGACGACAGAUGCAAAGCAUCCUUCGAUGGCUCCAUAGCAGACUUGCAGGUGGACAGGUGCUCUGUAGAUGAUAGCGGUGAAUAUGUCUGUGUAGCAUCCAGUGAGGCUGGCAAAGACGAGUGCAGCAGCUCAGUUAAAGUCAAAGACCUCCCCUCGUUUGUGAGACCUUUUGAAUCGGUCGAGCUUGUAAAAGGAUCUGACAUAGUCAUGGAAGGAACCAUUUCAGGCUCUCCUCCAUUUGAAAUGUCUUUCUUCCACAAUGAUAAGUUGAUUAGGAACACUAAAAGACAUAAGAUCAGAAUUGAGAAUGAGACUGUCUCACUUCAAAUCUCAAACUGUGAGGACGGAGAGUCUGGCACGUACCAGUGCACUGUGGCUAACGAUGUUGGAGAGACGUCCUGCUCCUUCAACAUUUCCCUGACAGAACCGCCAUCAUUUGUUCAGAAACUCAAAGACAUUUUGUGCGUGGUACACUCAGACGUGUCUAUGAGAUGCACCGUCUCUGGAUCGUUUCCCAUGGCACUGUCCUGGUUCAAGGAUGAUCAGGAGCUCACAGAAAACGAGCAUGUCAGGAUGUUUUUUGAAGCCAAAUGUGCAGUGCUGACUCUGGAAAACACACAAGUAUUUCAUGGUGGGAAGUACACGUGUCAGGCUCAGAAUGCAGCCGGUCAUAAAAGAUGCACCGCCAUCCUCACAGUGUCAGAGCCGCCAAGUAUUCUAGAACAUUCAAAGUCCAUCAGUGUGACACAGGGUGAUCCGGCUACGCUUGAAUGCCGAUUCUCAGGCACAAAGCCACUCAAGUCAAGAUGGAUGAAGGCCGGGAAAGAACUGAAGUCCAGUCUGAGAUACAAAGUGCUCAGUGCAGACUUGGCAUCUGUGCUCACAAUCUUAAAAACAGAGCAAAGCGAUGGCGGCGACUACACAUGCCAAGUUGAAAACAAUGCUGGCACAACUUUUUGUGAGGCUGCGGUCACAGUUUUAGAUGAGAUUAUUAAACCAACUUUUACAAGGAAACUGAAGGAGACAGAGGCCAUCAAAGGAUCACCUGCUCAUCUGGAAGCUCUUGUAUCAGGUUCACUGCCGAUGACCAUCCAGUGGUUGAAAGACAACAACAACAUCCAGACGGAUGAGAAAUACAAGUGCUCCUUCUCUGAAAAUGUUGCAUUGCUGGAAGUCAGUCUUCUCGAUACUCAAGACAGUGGCUGCUACACCUGCGUGGCCCAAAACAAAGCAGGAUCGUCUAAAUGUUCGGCCGUCUUGCAUGUCCAAGAACCGCCGACUAUUACUGAAAGGCCCGAAUCAAUGAAUGUUUUACCAGGGUCAAAAGUGAAGUUUUUUGUUAACGUGUCUGGCACACUGCCGCUGACCAUGAGAUGGUAUAAAAACAUGACAGAGAUCCACUCAAGUGCCGACUGUUCUGUAAUCACACACAACGGCUCAAGUUCUCUGCAGUUCUUUUCUGUGACAACUUCUGAUUCUGGAAUUUACAUCUGCAAAAUACAUAACAACAUUGGCGCCACCUUCUGCAAAGCCACACUCUUUGUUCAAGAACCCCCUGUUUUUGUGGAGAAACCAGACAGCUUUUCGGUGGUAAAAGCAGGGGCUAAACUUGUCUUGGAGUGCAAGGUUUCUGGAACUCCAGAGAUCUCUGUGCGAUGGUUCAGAGGCGGAGUGCCCAUUGAACCAAGUACAAAACACAAGAUGUCCUUCCUCAACUCUGUGGCAACGUUAGAGAUUCAGCAGGCCGCUGAAAGUGACAUUGGGAAAUACAUCUGUGAAGCGCACAAUGAUGCAGGCACAGAGAGUUGCAGUGUCCAAGUGGAAGUGAAAGAACCCCCUGCAUUUGUUGAUAAGCUGCCAUCUCUUGAAGUCAUUAAAGGUUGCACUGCAAUGUUUGCCUGCAAAGUGACAGGAAGUGCUCCCUUUAGACUCACAUGGCUCAAAGAUAAAAAGCCGAUCGAAUCCAGCCACAAGUAUUUAAUUGUUGACGAUGAGAACAUGGCCUUGAAAGUCUUUGACUGUCAAGUACGAGAUGUUGGUUCUUAUGAGUGUGUGGUUGCUAAUGAGGUGGGAAGCUGUUCUUGCAUCGCAUCUCUUUCCAUGAAAGUUCCACCAAGAUUUGUUGAAAGGAUUCAAAAUAUCUCAACAAUUUUGGGAGAUGCUGCCAUCUUUUGUUGCACCGUUGAAGGUUCUCCACCUCUUUGCAUAAAUUGGCAAAAAGACGACAAAUGGAUCCCAGAAGAUCCCAAAGUCAAGAGAACAUUUGAAAACUUGGUUGCCACUCUCCAGAUUCCUUUUUGUGAGACAAGUCACGGUGGGAAAUACACCUGCCAAGUUGUAAACGAGGCUGGACAGGAAACCUGCUUUGCAGCCCUCAUUGUGGAAGAGCCUCCUUCCAUCCAAGACAAGCCAGGAACAGUCAAAGUCACUUGUGGAGAUCCAGUUAAACUUGAGUGCAGAGUAGUUGGAAGUCCAGAAAUCAUUGUAAGUUGGAGCAAAGAUGGCAAAGAACUCCACUCCAGUAGGAAAUAUCAUUUGUUCCACGAAAAGGACCUCAGCAGUUUAAAUAUUCAGUCUUGCGAGCUGCAAGAUGGUGGAGAUUAUCUUGUGGAGGCCACAAAUUCUGUCGGAAAGUGUCGCUGUAAAGUCACACUGCUCGUUUUAGAGGAAGAAAUCACACCCGCUUUCACAAAGAAGUUAACAAACAUUCAAGCAGUUCUGGGUUCAGUGGUCACGAUGGAGUGCAAAGUGGUCGGUUCUCUUCCAAUAUCUGUUGGCUGGAGCAAAGGGAAAGAACACAUCAGUGAGGUCUCCAAGUAUAAAAUGUGGCAGGAUGACAACACAGUCAGGCUGCAGUUUAGGCUCAGUGACAGCUUGGACACAGGAGAGUACUCAUGUCACGUUAGCAACAAGGCGGGCCACUGCACGUGCAGCGCUGUUGUCACUGCUAAAGUGCCACCGCGGUUCACAGUGGAACUUGAGUCCCAGGCUGUUGUUCCAAAGACCACAGUGGUUUUCCGAAGCGUCUUUGAAGGAACGCCACCUUUCACAGUGAAAUGGGUCAAAGACGAUGUGGAACUGGUGGCUGGUCCAUCAUGUCGGAUCAGACAGGAUGAAUACUCUUCUUCCCUGCAACUGGACUCCGUUGGGAACCUACAGAGUGGAAAUUAUUCUUGCCAAGUUAGCAAUGAAGCGGGUGCAAUAAGAAGUGCAGUUCCAUUGUUGGUGAAAGAACCACCACAGUUUGCCCAGAAACUUCUUCCCAAAACCUUUGUGAAGCUGUGUGACGCACUCCAUUUGGAAUGUAAACUGUCCACUGCACAGCCAGUCAAUGUGUGCUGGUUCAAAAACGACGAACAGAUCACAGACGGAGACAACUUUAAAACCACGUUUGUGGACUCGACAGCGCGUCUCCAGCUAUGCUCUGCGAGGCUAGAUGACAACGGUGUAUACACAUGUGAGGCUCAAAAUGAUGCUGGCAGUGUGAGCUGCAGCACCGUGCUCACUGUACAAGAGGCACCCUCCUUUACCAAAGUUCCUUCCCCAGUGGAGGCCAUUAAAGGGAAAGACGCAAGUCUGCACUGUGAGAUGUACGGCACGCCACAUUUGCAGGUCUGCUGGUACAAAGACAAAAGGCCGCUGAAAGAGAGCAGGAAGUACAAGAUGAUCAGUGAGGGCAGCUCUGCCACACUUCACAUCAUGAGACUGGAGCAAGCUGACAUUGGUCUCUAUGAGUGCAGGGUUUCAAACAGUGUGGGAAGUGAAUCCUGCCGUACUACCAUUAGCUUAAAAGAACCCCCAGCAUUCACCAACAAGCUGGUCAACCAGUCUGUGAAAACAGGCGAGCAGCUGACUCUGACGGCGGCAGUCAAAGGCUCAGAGCCCAUGACUGUGUCUUGGAUUCAGGACGAAGAUCACAUUCUGAGAGAUGGCGACAACAGGAAGAUUACCUUUGAGCACAGUGUGGUCACACUUGUGGUUCCCAAAGUAGAUUCCACCACAGCGGGCAAGUACACCUGCCAGCUAAGGAAUGACUCUGGAGUUGUGGAGUGCAUUUCCCAUGUGACAGUUUUAGAACCAGCUGCCAUUGUGGAAAGCCCAGAGUCUUUGAACAUGCAGGCAGGAGAAAAUGCAGCUCUUGAGAUCACUGUGUCAGGGUCACCUGAGUUGAAAAUCAAGUGGUUUAAGGACAACAAAGAACUUUUUUCUGGUGCCAAAUACCAGAUGUCCUUCUCAAAGAAGGUUGCACACCUGAAAUUCCGGUCUGCUGAUAAAGCUGAUGCUGGAGAGUACAAGCUUGAGGUUGCAAACCACGUUGGUUCAGCCUCAUGCAAAAUUAAACUCUCUGUCUCAGAAAAGAUGAUUCCUCCUAGCUUCAUUAGAAAGCUGAGAGAUACCCACCUUGUUGUGGGAAAACCCGGUGAGAUGGAGUGUAAAGUCACUGGUUCAGCUCCUUUAACAACGUCCUGGUUCCACAAUGGCCAGGAAAUCACAAGUGGGUUCGACUACGAUAUUAGCAGCUCUAAUAACAACUGUAAACUGAGAGUUCCAACGAUCAAGGUGUCGGAUUCCGGAAAAUAUACUUGCAAAGCUGUGAAUGCUGUGGGAACCAGUGAGACCAGUGCUUCCAUGCACGUGACAGAACCCCCAUCUUUUGUGGAAAUGCCUGAAACUCAAGAGACACUGCUUGGAAAGAGUGUCUCUUUCUCUGCUAAGGUGAAAGGCAGCUCCCCGCUCAAAGUCAAAUGGUUCCGGGGCACAAAGGAAAUGCAGCACGGGAGAGGGUGUGAGAUCUUCCUCAAGGAAGAUAUUGCUAGAUUGAUUCUUCACAGAGUGGAACUGUCCCAUGCGGGAGAGUACACCUGUCAGGUCAUUAACGAUGCAGGGAAGGAAAGUUGCACAGUUUACCUCUGUGUGAAAGAGCCAGUUCACUUUGUGAAAAAGCUGAAGGAUGUUUUAACAGAGAAGGGUAAGCCUCUGAGGCUUGAGGUCACAUUUGCUGGAACCCCCAGAGUGAAUGUGACAUGGAAGAAGGAUGGCAUCUUCAUCUGGGCCUCAUAUCAGUACAACGUCAUCACUACGUCCACCUCUUGCAUUCUUGAGGUUCUUAACUCUGACAAGGUGGAAGCAGCAGGACGAUACUCUUGCGAAAUCGACAACGGAGUCGGAAGUGACAGAUGCGAUGCACAAGUGUCCAUUCUAGAGCAACCAUAUUUUAUUGAAAAGAUGGAACCGGUUGAGGUUGCUCUGGGUGAUCCUGUCACCCUGCGGUGCCAGAUUGCCGGAACUCCUGAUAUCUCUGUAGCUUGGUUCAAAGCGGACGGGAAGCUGCGCCGGUCCGACAAGUGUUUGAUGGACUUCGCCAAUGGUUUUGCCACUUUGAAACUGCUUGAAACCACCAAGUUUGAUCACAGCGAGUUCAUCUGCAAGGCUGAGAACCGGGUGGGCUCAGCCUCCACCAGCUGUAAUGUGAGAGUGAAAGAACCUGUGCGCUUCAUCAGAAAGUUGGAAGACACAACAUUUACAGUUGGUCAACCACUCAAGCUAGCCUGCAAGUACGUUGGAAGCCAGAGGGUCUUUGUCACGUGGAAAAAGGAUAGCAAACUCAUUUGGGCAUCCUAUCAGUACAACGUAAAAACUACUGACUCAACCUGCAUCCUGGAGGUCCUCAACAGCGACAGGCCAGAAGCAGCUGGACUGUACUCUUGCGAAAUUUCUAAUGGAGCUGGAAGUGAUGUCUGCCAAGCUUGUGUCAGUUUAGAGCGUACACUUCCGCCAAGCUUCAGCAAGCGCCUGCCAGAGUCCAUGAUGGAUUCAGUGGGUAAGACGGUCACCAUGGAGACUCGGCUUUCUGGCUCCCAACCGCUGCACGUCACCUGGCACAAGGACAACACAACACUCAGUGCGUCAGACAAAUAUGAUGUCACCUUUAAGAACAACAUGGCCGUGUUGUGUGUGCGAGACUCCAACACCUCUGACUGCGGAACCUAUACCUGUGAAGCCUCCAAUGAGGCCGGUAAAGCUUCCUGUCAGGUUUCUCUCACCAUCUCAGAAAGCAGCAAGCCUCCUAAUUUUGAUGUUCCUCUGCAACCGGUGACACUGCGCGAAGGUGAAAAUCUCAGCCUGAAAUGUCAUGUUGCCGGCUCUUCUCCACUCACCAUCCACUGGAUGAAGGACAGGAGGGAGAUCAAGUCUAGUUCAAGCACAGAGAUCACAUUUGUGAGUGGUACAGCUUGUUUGGAAAUCAGCCAGGUGACUAAACCCGCCGCAGGCGAUUAUCUGUGUAAGGCCAGCAAUGCUGCAGGGACCGACUUCUGCAAGGCCAGAGUUACCAUCAAAGAAAAAGAAGCCAAGUCGGCUACCACCACCACGGCUCCUGUCCCCGCUGUCACUGCUCCUGCCCCCGUGAAAGUCCUUGACAACCUUUUCUUCAUUGAGGAACCAAAGAAUGUUUCUGUCACAGAGAAGGGCACGGCCACCUUCAUUGCUAAGAUUGGAGGUGAGCCCAUCCCCAGCGUGAAGUGGAUGAAGGGCAAGUGGAGGCAGAUCACACCUGGUGGUCGCAUCUCGAUGGAGCACAAAGGCCAGGAUGCCAAACUGGAGAUCCGAGACGUGACCAAGUCAGAUUCAGGUCAUUACAGAUGCGUGGCCACCAACAAACAUGGCGAGAUUGAGUGCAGUGCUGAGAUGGCGGUCACCAAAAAAGAGGAAGCAGCAGGACUUGAGGACAUAAGGAUUAGGCUGAAGAAGACCCCCUCGAAGCAGAAGAGUCCCAAAAAAGAAGAAGAGACCAACAUAGUAGAGUUGCUCCGAGGUCAAGAGCCAAAAGACUACGAGAGGGUUCUGAGGGAGCACCAGAUCCAUGACUACCGUGCCAUCCUCCAGGCAGUGGAACUCCUGAAGAGAGAAAAAGAGAUGGAGGCUGUAACAGCGGAGGCGCAGCAUGGCGGUCGGGUUGAUGAAGAAGACAUGGCCCGACUCAUCCAGCAGCUCGAGGGACGAGUGGACACAGAGCCUGUCACUGUCAUGGAGGACAUCAGUGAUCAGGCAGUGUCUGAAAACAAGAGCGCCACCUUUCAGUGCCAAAUCAGGAUCAACUACCCAGAGAUCACACUGACCUGGUACAAAGGAACCCAGAGACUGGAGAACGGGGACAAAUAUGCAAUCAGCAGUGAUGGUGAACGCCACUGCUUGAACAUCCACAACUGCCAGUCCAAAGACCAGGGAAACUACCGGGUGGUCUGCGGUCCUCACAUCUCCAAUGCCAAGCUGACUGUCUCAGUUCCUGAGGUUUACAGGACAUCAGAGGAGAAACCCUCUGCACCUGAAGCUCCGUCCCCUGCUUCACCUACAGAAGCUGACACCAAGAAGCCGGAGAUGAUGGUUGCUGUGCUGCCUGGACAAGAGGAACAGGUGCUCCCUGAAGCAUUGAAAACAUACACCAGAGCAGAACCAAGACCUGAACCAGAACCAGAACCAGAACCUGAACCUGAACCAGAACUACAACCAGAAGCUGAACCAGAACCACAACCACAACCAGAAGCUGAACCAGAACUACAACCAGAAGAUGAACCAGAAGGUGAACCAGAACCAAAACCGGAAGCUGAACCAGAAGUAGAACCAGAAGCCAAACCAGAACUAGAACCAGGAGCUGAACCAGAACAACAAGCUAAAGUUGAACUAGAACCAGAAGCUGAACCAGAACUAAAACCAGAAGCUGACCCAGAACCAGUAGCUGAACCUCAACCAGAACCAGAAUCCGAAAGUGAACUUGAAGAGGUAGUGACCACAAAUGCCAUUCAACAGCCUCAAGCGGCUCCAGUAAAGAUGGCGGAGUCCAAGGUAGCUCCAGUGUUAAAGAAGGUGGAAACAGAAGCAAACAAGCUUGAGGCUUCCAAAAAACAAAAAGACUCUUCCAAAGUGCGAGUGGAAGAAACCCCUCCACCAGAAGAACCAUGUCUCUUAAAGGUUAAAACCCCUCCAGCUGAAGCUGCUCCUGCACAAGCGUCUCCUUCAGAGGAGCAAACAUCUAUGGCAGCAUCUUCACCUCCCGUAGAAAAAGUCACUCCACCUUCAGUGUCUCCUUCAGAGAAGAAAACAAGGAAAGCCUCGGCUCCCUUCACGCUAGACCACAAAGUACCUCUUCCUACAGUGUCUCCUCCAGAGGAAAAGAAAAUAUCUCCACCCACACCAAAGCCUCCAGCUAAAGUCAUUCCUUCUCCAGGUAAGGAAAAACCUUCUGAGCCAUCUUCUGUCAUGGAGGACAUCUCUCCACCUGGAGACAAGGAACCAGUUACAGCUCCUGGACCAACUAAAGCAUCAGCUGUAUGGAAAGUUAAGAUUCCGCUGCAAGAGACAACAACAACAUCAACACAGAAGAUGAAGCGCGCAGCUACCCCAAAAACCAAGGAAAAGGACGUAGAAGUGGAGGUCGUCAGGUUGAAAAAAGUUCCAGAAAAACCUGCAGCAGCUGAGAAACAAGUAGAAAGUCAUCAGGCAGAAGUGACCAAGCAUCUUGACCAAGAACUCAGCGUUCAUGCUUUCCACUACAGAGAAGAUCGUGAGGUAAUAACACUCAGAAGAUCUGAACGACUCUUCACUGCAGAAGAGCAAACAAGUCGACUUGAACAUUGUGAAGAACAUCAAGAACAUGACGAGGUUGUUCAGAAAACGGAGGAAGAAAAACAGAAACAAAUUGCAGGAAAAAAAGAGGCAAAAGUGCCUAGCACUGAUCAAAAAUACACUCAAGUGCGAAAUGCAGAUGAGCACAAUGAAUCAGUUCAAUCAAAAUUAUUUGAAAAAAUCCAAAAGGGAGAUGGAGAAACACGUAUCAAACAGAAAGGAGGUGAAGAGACACGUCUCAAACCAAAAGGAGGUGAAGAAACACGUAUCAAACCAAAAGGAGGUGAAGAGACACGUCUCAAAUCAAAAGGAGGUGAAGAAACACGUAUCAAACAGAAAGGAGGUGAAGAGACACAUCUCAAACAAAAAGGAGGUGAAGAAACACGUAUCAAACAGAAAGGAGGUGAAGAGACACAUCUCAAACCAAAAGGAGGUGAAGAAACACGUAUCAAACAGAAAGGAGGUGAAGAGACACAUCUCAAACCAAAAGGAGGUGAAGAAACACGUAUCAAACAGAAAGGAGGUGAAGAGACACAUCUCAAACCAAAAGGAGGUGAAGAAACACGUAUCAAACAAAAAGGAGGUGAAGAGACACAUCUCAAACCAAAAGGAGGUGAGGAAACACGUAUCAAACAGAAAGGAGGUGAAGAAACACGUAUCAAACCAAAAGGAGGUGAAGAAACACAUCUCAAAACAAAAGGAGGUGAAGAAACACGUAUCAAACCAAAAGGAGGUGAAGAAACACAUCUCAAAACAAAAGGAGGUGAAGAAACACGUAUCAAACCAAAAGGAGGUGAAGAAACACAUCCCAAAACAAAAGGAGGUGAAGAAACACGUAUCAAACCAAAAGGAGGUGAAGAAACACAUCUCAAACAAAAAGGAGGUGAAAAGAUACAUGUUAUACAAAAAGGAGGUGAAGAAAUACGUAUCAAGCAAAAAGGAGGUCCCACCUAUCCACAAGAUCAACAGACACAAAAAGAGGAAGAUAAGAGUGAAAUGACAGUCGGACUUCCUGAUGGUGAGCACAGUGAUGAACAAAUCUUCAUGUCGAAUAAGGAGGCGCCUGAGCCAAAUGCGUCUAAAAAGACAAAAGAGGCAGAUGACCAUGAAAAAGUACGAGUUAAAGAUUCUGAAAAGGAAGCGGAACCUGAAAGUGGACACAGUCCAGACAAGAGAGAUCAACUCACCGUGGACACGAAAGCCACAAAGCCCAAACACGCUACUUCCAUGCGUCCAGAUUCAUCUCCUGGUGUUUAUAAAAAGUUGACAAAGAAGGCUCAACGUGAGCUUCACGAGGAGGAACAUGUAAAAACCCAACUAAUGACUCCAUCAGAUGAAGACAAGGUGCAAGUGAAACUGAAGUCUGAAGUUGAAAUGGAAGCAAACGUGUCAGGGCAAGAGAACAAGCUUGUGGAUGCAAAGGCACUCAGUCACACAAGAGAUGAAAGAUCUAAAGAGCUGAAGCAAGACCAGCAAAGACAAGACCAGUAUCAGGAUCCAGCUAUUGUGCCCAAGAAAGCCAAUGUGAAAAUAACGGCAGGUGUUAUUCCACAAACAGAAGAUGAACGCACUGAAAUAGAUACCUUCAAGAAGCUCAAGAGGACCUAUUCACCUGGAGCAGGUAUAAAAGAUGCUGAAUGCGAGCAGGCCUUCAAGGCCAUGGAAAAAUAUGAAAGAAGAAGGGAGAAGGUUCAACUCAAAAACACUUUGUCACCAACGGUUUAUGAGCCAAAACCGAGGGAACAAGUCCUCAUUGAAAAAACUGAUGCUGAGAAAGUAAAAAGGUUUUCAAAAAACACUUCACCAAACAUUGCAGAAGUUUUGGAGAAACCUUCCCUGGAGGAGGCAUCUCACUCAGAAAAAUCUGAUAACAUGAGGCAUCCCCUCGUGAAGAUGGUCUCCCCAAGAGCUGUGCAGGUGAAGAAAGUUCCCACCCAGCCAGAGGAGGAGGUAUUCAGAGAUGAACCAGAAGAAGGCGAGGACCUGGCGGAUGAGGAAGCCUGGGGCUGGGAGCUGGUCCCCCCUGAGAGCUGGCAAGGUGAAGGGAUGGAUGGGUCGCUGGAGACUCCAGGCAUGCCUGACAGCAAACGAGAUGGCAAACCAGCAGAGGAACCUCCCAAAGGACGAGGACGAGGAUUUGGGGCGAGACAAACGCCGUCUCCUGGUGAUGGUGGCCGGGGGCGGGGCCUGAGGCCAGGUGGGAAAGGCCCAUCGCCUCCGGAGGAACCUUUUGGAGGAUUCAAGCUCAAAGCUGUCCCACUGAAGUUCAUCAAGAAACUUGAGGACAUCGUGCUGCUGGAAGCGGAGUCUAUCGGCUCGUCAGCUGUGUUCGAGUGCGUGGUGUCGCCGUCCACCGCUGUCACGUCGUGGAUGAAAGAUGGCAGCAACCUGCGUGAGGGCCCCAAGUACAAGUUUACAUCUGAUGGCAAAGAUCGCAAGUUGAACAUCAAAGAUGUCCAGCUGUCAGACACUGGCGAAUACACCUGUGUUGCCAAGAACGCUGGCAAGGAAGUCUCCUGCACAGCUAAGCUGAUUGUUGAAGAGCUGCCGGUGAGGUGGAUCAAAGAGUUGGACGCAGAGACGUCAUGUACAAAGGGUCAACCCAUGUACCUCACCUGUGAGCUCAACAAGGAGAGAGACACCAUCUGGAAGCGUGACGGAGUUGUACUGAAGACAAAGGCAGGAAAGUUGGCCAUCAAUGUGAUUGGCAUGCAGCACGCUGUGACCAUUCAGAAUGCCACGGAGGAAGACGGCGGCCUCUACUCAUGUGAGGUGGCUGCACAGGAGAGUAUCAAGACAAGCACCAACGUCAAAGUGACUGAGGUCAUCAAAGACUGGUUGGUGAAGCCUCUGAGGGACCAGCACGUGAAACCCAAGGCCAAGGCUACCUUCAAAUGUCAACUCUUCAAGGACACGCCCAACUGGAAGUGGCUCAAAGGUGACAGUGCGCUGGAACCUUCUGACAAGGUGGAGAUCAACAAAGAUGGAGUCAACAUGACGCUCAGCAUCAAUAACUGCCAGCCUGACGAUGUGGCAGAAUAUACCUUUGAGGUGGAGGACCGUAAAUACAUGGCCAAGCUGACUCUUGGAGAGCGUGAGGCAGAGAUCCUGAAGCCGCUCACCAGCUUGGAAGUGGUUGAAAAGGAAGAAGCCAACUUUAACACAGAAAUUUCAGAGGAGGAUGUUGUCGGGGAAUGGAAACUUCAGGGACAAGUGCUGACAAGGUCUCCGACUUGUGACAUUAAAGUCGACGGGACAAAACGUUUCCUGGCCAUAAAGAACGUCCAGCUGGACCAGGCGGGCGAAGUGUCUUAUCAGGCUUUAAAUGCCAUCACCAGCGCCAUGCUGACCGUUAAAGAGAUCGAAAUGGGCUUUGUCGAGCCUUUGAAGGACAUUUCUGUGCCUGAAAAGAAACAAGCUAAGUUUGAAUGCACCAUCACCAAGGAAGUGUCAAAAGUCAUGUGGUUCAGGGGGUCAGACAUUGUCGCCUCGAGCCCCAAAUAUGAAAUUAUUGAUGAUGGAAAGAAACACAUGCUGAUCAUUAACAGCUGUGAGUUUGACGAUGAGUCUGAAUACACGAUAGAAGUGUUGGAUCACAAGUCAACUGCUCGGCUGUCUGUGGAAGGCAUGAGGCUUAAAGUCGUGAGGCCGCUUGAGGACCAGACAGUCAAAGAAGGUAAAACGGCUCACUUUGAGCUGGAGGUGACUCACGACAAUGUACCAGUGGUUUGGUAUCGCAAUGAAGUCAAACUACAUGUGAGUCGAACGGUGCUCACACAUGUGGAAGGAAAGAAACAUGUUCUAGAAAUGAAGAUGUUGACGCUCGAUGAUACCUGCCAGAUUAAGGCAGAGGCUAAAGGAAUAUGCUCAAUGGCAAAGCUGACGGUCAUAGAGGGUGAUGCCGUGUUUGUGGUGAAACUCCAAGACUACACGGCCACUGAAAAAGACCAGGUCUCUCUGGACUGUGAGCUCAGCAAAGACGUGCCAGUUGUUUGGUAUCAUGAAGAGAAGGAGAUGAUUGCCUCCAAGAUGGUGGUCAUGAGGUCAGAGGGCACUCGAAGGUCUUUGGUCUUGAAGAAAGUGGAGCAAAGCAGUAAAGGAAAGUACACCUGCGACUGCGGAACCGACAAGACGGUGGCUAACAUCAUCAUUGAAGCUCGCGAUAUCAAGUUGGUUCGACCAAUUUAUGGCGUGGAGCUUUUUGAUGGAGAAACGGCCCGUUUCGAGGUGGAGAUCUCCGAAGAUGAUGUGCACGGCCAGUGGAAACUGAACGGAGAAGUUCUGAGUCCUUCCUCUGAUGUGGACAUCAUCGAAGAGGGAGGCAAACACACGCUGAUCCUGUACAACUGUAAAGUGCCCAUGACAGGGGAGUUGGUCUACACGGCUGCCAAUGCCAAGUGUGCUGCCAACCUAAAGGUCAAAGAACUUCCUCUCAACUUCCUGUCGCCACUGAGUGACGUGCAGGUGUACGAGAAGGAUGUCGCAAGGUUUGAGGUGGAAGUGUCGAGAGCCCCAAAGAGUUUCCGUUGGCUGAAGGGUUCGGAGGAGCUGCAGAGUGACGGCAAGUACGAGAUGAUCCAGGACGGGAACACGUACGUGCUGCUGAUCCAAUCGGCUGCCUACGAAGAUGAGGCCAAGUACAUGUUUGAGGCUGAAGACAAGAGGACGACCGGCAAGCUGGUCAUCCAAGGGAUCCGCCUGGAGUUUGUCAAACCCAUCAAGGACGUGACGGUGAAGGAACGUGAAACGGCCGAGUUCAGCGUGGAACUCUCUCAUGAAAAUAUCCCGGUGGUUUGGUACAAGAACGAUGUGCGCCUUCACCCCAGCAAGGUGGUGCACAUGUUGGAUCAAGGAACAGUCCACACACUGGCCUUUAAGGAGGUCGCUAUUGAUGACACGUCCAUGAUCAAGGUGGAGGCCAUGGACAAGACUGUCAGCGCCAUGCUCACUGUCAUCGAGGGCGACUUAUACUUCACCACCAAACUGCAAAACUACACGGCUGUGGAGAAGGACGAGGUGAAGCUGGUGUGCGAACUGAGCAAAGCCGUGGCAGACGUCAAGUGGUUCAAGGAUGGGAAGGAGCUCACGCCCUCCAAGAACAUUGCCAUCAGCACAGACGGCAAGAAACGUAUCCUGACGGUCCGCAAGGCUGAGAAGAGCAACAUUGGCGAGUACACCUGUGACUGCAGCUCCGACAAAACCACCGCCAAUCUCAACAUUGAAGAGCGUGAUAUCAAGGUGGUGCGUCCGCUGUACAGCGUCGAGGUCACCGAGACGGAGACAGCCAAAUUUGAGACUGAGAUUUCUGAGGAGGAUGUCCAUGGAAACUGGAAGCUAAAAGGAGAAGCUUUACAUCCGUCAACUGACGUGGAGAUAAAGGAGGAGGGAAGCAGACAUCUUCUGAUCCUCUACAACGUGCGCAUGGACAUGGCGGGAGGCGUUGACUUCUCCGCGGCAAACGCCAAGUCAAACGCUCAUUUACGAGUGAAAGCGCGAGCCAUCAGUCUCCUGCAGCCCCUGAAGGACGUGACGGUGACGGCCGGAGAGACCGCCACGUUUGAGUGCGAGCUGUCGUACGAAGACAUCGCUGUCCACUGGUUCCUGGCAGGACAAAAGAUGGAGGCCAGCGAGCGCGUGAAGACUCGAGUGGCUGGCCGAACGCACAGUCUGAUGGUGCGAGAUGUGCAACUGUCCGAAGUGGGACAGGUCAGAUUGAGUGCCAAGGACUUCCAGACUCAGGCUCAGCUCAUUGUCAGAGAACCGCCAGUGGAGUUCACCAAGCCUCUGGAGGACCAGACGGUGGAGGAGGAAGCCACUGCCACGCUGGAGUGCGAGCUCUCCAGAGAAAAUGCAGAUGUGCGAUGGUUCAAGGAAGGGCAAGAGAUCCGCAAGACCAAGAAAUACGACAUGUUUGUCGAUGGCGUAAAGAGGGUGCUGGUCAUUCACGACUGCAACCCCGAUGACAUUAAGACAUACACGUGUGAUGCCAAGGACUUCAAGACUUCCUGCUUCCUUGAUGUCAUUCCGCCUCACGUGGAGUUUGUGAAGCCUCUGCAGGACGUUGAGGUCAGAGAGAAAGAAUCUGCCAAAUUUGAAUGUGAAGUGUCCCGCGAGUCCGCCAAGGUUCGCUGGUUUAAGGAUGGGAGCGAGAUAAGAAAAGGAAAGAAGUACGAGAUCAUGGCCAAGGGGCUUCAGAGGAUCCUGAUUAUACACAAGUCUACAAUGGACGAUGAGGCAGAAUACGAGUGUGACGCCCGGACAUCCAAGAGCUCUGGCAUGCUGACCGUCAUUGAGGAGGCUGCCAGGUUCACCAAGAACCUGUCUAACGUGGAAGGUACAGAGACAGACAGCGUGAAGAUGAUCUGCGAGGUGUCAAAGGCUGGGGCAGAAGUGACCUGGUACCAAGGAGAGAGCGAGCUGCCAGAGGGUGGCCGUUACGAGCAGAUCACGGACGGACGCAAGAGGAUCUUGAUCAUCCAAGACUUGAGGAUGGAGGAUGCUGGGGAAUAUAACUGCAGACUCAGCUCCAGUGUCAAAACAUUCGCCAUCCUGAAACUAAACGAACUUGCAGCCGAGUUCAUCGCCAGACCUCAGAACCAGGAGGUUGUGGAAGGUGAGAAGGCCGAGUUUGUCUGCUCAGUCUCCAAAGAAACCUACGAGGUGAAAUGGUUCAGAGGGGACAAGGAAGUGGAAACUGGGGACAAGUACACAAUUGUCAGUGAUGGAAAGAGACGGGCUCUUACGGUGAAAAACUGCGGCCUGGAGGAUGAGGGAGGUUACGUGGCCCACAUCGGCAGCGUUAGAGCGUCCGCUGAUCUCUUCGUGAUUGAAAAACUGAAGAUUGUAACACCCAUCAGAGACACAGAGGUGAAAGAGGGAAGCGAGAUCAUUUUUAACUGUGAGACGAACGUGGAGGGAGCAAAGGCCAAAUGGCUUAAGAACCAGGAGACCAUAUUUGAGAGCAGCAAGUACCUAAUGGCUCAAAGGGACAAUGUCUUCUCCCUGAGGAUCCGGGAUGCUUGCAAGGCUGAUGAGGCCAACUACACCAUCGGCCUGACCAAUCAGAGAGGAGAGCAGGUCAAGUGCUCGGCCCAUGCUAGAGUUGCAGAGGAGAAGCUGAAGUUCCUGGAUCCCAUCGAGGACAUUGAGACUCAGGAAAAGCAGACCAUCAGUUUUGCAUGCAAGGUGAAUCGAGCCCAGGCGACCGUGAGGUGGAUGAAGGCUGGCCAGGAGGUGACCCUCAGCAAACGCGUGAUCUACAGAACUGAAGGCCUCACCCACACGCUGACCAUCAAAGACUGCAUCAUGGAGGAUGAGGGCGAGUAUAGCGCCUUGGUUGGAGAAGACAAGUGCGCUGCUGAACUGAUCAUCAGCGAGGCACCAACAGACUUCACCGCACAGGUCAAAGACCAGACUGUCACUGAGUUUGAGGAGGCGGAGUUCACCUGCAAAUUGUCCAAAGACAAGGCCGCUGUCAAGUGGUACAGGAACGGCCGAGAGAUCCGAGAAGGACCAAGGUAUUGCAUGGAGAGAGAAGGUAAGACAUGCAGACUGGUCAUCAAGGGGUGCAGACCAGAUGAUGAAUGUGAAUACGCCUGUGGCGUGGAAGACAGAAGGACCAGAGCAAGACUAUUUGUUGAAGAAAUCCCAGUGGAGAUCAUCAGACCACCUGAGGACACUUCUGAGCCUCCUGGCUCUGACGUGGUAUUCGAGGUGGAGCUCAACAAGGACAGAGUGGAGGUCAGGUGGAUGAGGAACAACAUGAUAAUUGUACAGGGAGACAAGUACCAGAUGAUCAGCGAGGGUAAAGUCCACAGACUACAAGUGUGUGAGAUCCGACCUCGAGACCAGGGCGAGUACAGGAUUGUUGCCAAGGACAAAGAUGCUCGAGCUAAGUUGGAGCUAGCAGCUCCUCCAAAGAUUAAAACCACAGACCAAAACCUGGUAACAGACGCUGGCAAGCCCUUCGUCAUUACAGUGCCCUACGACGCCUAUCCUCGUGCAGACGCCGAGUGGGUUUUCAAUGGCAUCAGUUUACCUGUCCAGAACAUUGACACCUCAGUCGACAAGACAGAGUACCGCCUUAAAAGCCCCAGUAAGGAGGACCAGGGCAAGUACAAGGUGGUCAUCAAGAACAAGCAUGGGGAGGGAGAGGCUUUCAUCAACCUGGAUGUGAUUGAUGUCCCCGGACCCGUCAAGAAUCUGAGGGUGACUGACACUGUUGAUGGUGAGGUUAGUUUGGCCUGGGAGGAACCAGAGAGUGAUGGUGGAAGCAAAAUCACAUCGUAUAUGGUAGAGAGACGUGAUGUGAAGCGUAAGACAUGGACGGUGGCAACAGACCGUGCCGACGCUCCUGAGUACUGUGUCAGUGGCCUCCAAAAGGACUCCAUGUACCUGUUCAGAGUCUGUGCCGCAAACCGUGUUGGGAGUGGACCAGCCGUUGUCACCGAUGACGCUGUUCAGGCCAAGAAUAAAUUUGAUGUCCCUGAUGCUCCGGAGAGUGUAGCCGUCAGUGUGGUGAACAGAUUUGGUGCCACCAUUAUCUGGGAGCCUCCCAAGUUUGAUGGUGGCUCAGAGAUCACCGCCUACGUGAUCGAGCUCCGUGACAGGACUUCUGUGAAGUGGGAGGCGGCCAUGGUCUGCGAUGCCAGCGACCGCUUAGCCAGUCUCAAUGACGUGGUAGAGAACAAGGAGUACAUUUUCAGAGUGCGGGCUGAGAACAAGGCUGGCAUUGGCAAACCAAGCGCUGCCACCAAACCAGUCAAGAUCAUGGACCCCAUUGAGAGGCCAAGCCCGCCCCUCAACCUGAAUUUCAAUGACCAAACCAAGGAGGCUGUCACACUCACCUGGGAGACGCCUGCCAGAAAUGGCGGCAGUAUGAUCACUGGUUACAUCAUUGAGAAAUGUGAUGAUGGUACAGACAAAUGGCUUCGCUGCAAUGCCAGACUGUGCCCAGACCUCUCCUAUCGGGUGUCUGCACUGAAACAUGGCCAUAAGUACCUUUAUAGAGUUUGUGCUGAGAAUGCUGCUGGCAUCUCCGAUCCAGCUGAGCAAGUCGGCCCACUGCUCGCUGACGAUCCUCAUGUGGGUCCAACCAUUGAUCUGAGUGCCUUUAGAAAUGGCUUGGAGGUCAUUGUCCCUCAGCCUGUCACCAUCAGAGUUCCCAUCACUGGAUAUCCUACCCCCACUGCCAAAUGGACCUUUGAAGAGAAGGAGCUGACCUCAGAACAGGAGCGUGUUUCCACAGUCACAAAGCCCAAGUACACUGAGCUAACAGUUAUGCCAAGUGUCCGUCCAGACAGAGGAACCUACACCCUACAUCUGGAAAACGAUGUGUCAUCUGUCUCUGGAGAGAUUGAAAUCAACGUUAUCGCAUGCCCCAGUGCUCCUAAAGACUUCAAGGUGGCAGAGGUGUCCAGACACCACGUCCACCUGAUGUGGGAGGCUCCUGAGCAUGAUGGAGGAAGUCCUGUCACACACUACCAAAUCGAGAAGAGAGAAGUGUCCCGUAAAACGUGGGCCAAGGUGGCUACAGGAGUCCUCGACCUGGAGCAUACAGUGACGGAUGUAAUGGAAGGGAAGGAGUAUCUCUUCAGUGUCACCGCCUGCAAUAAAUGCGGACCGGGAGAACCAACCUAUAUCGACGAGCCCGUCAACGUCUCUUCCCCUGCCACUGUACCUGAUCCACCCGAGAACUUGAAAUGGCGUGACAAGACCAGCAAAGGCAUCUUCUUGUCCUGGGAACCUCCAAAGUAUGAUGGCGGUGCCCAAAUUAAAGGUUACAUAGUGGAUAAGUGUCAACGUGGCAGCGACAAGUGGGAACCCUGUUCCGAUGCUGUCCCUGAGCUGAAGUUUCAAGUGACUGGUCUGAUUGAGGGACAGUGGUAUGCCUACAGAGUCAGAGCUGUCAACAAGCUGGGAGCCAGUCGACCUUGCAGGGCUACUGAUGAGAUCCAGGCUGUUGAUGCUAAAGAGCCUCCAGAGAUUCAGCUGGAUGUGAAGCUGCUAGCUGGUCUGACUGCCAGAGCUGGCAGCAAAAUCGAACUCCCAGCUGAUGUCAAAGGAAAGCCAGAUCCCCGUGUUAAGUGGACCAAGGCCGACCUGGUCCUGCGGGCUGAUGAUCGCAUCGGCAUUGACACACAGCCGGGAUACUCCAAGUUGUCAAUUGCAGACACAACCAGAGGUGACACCGCCACCUACAUCAUCGAAGCCGUCAACACCUGUGGACGUGCAACUGCUACCAUCGAUGUCAACAUUCUUGACAAACCUGGCCCACCUGCUGCCUUAGACAUCUCUGAAAUCACCAACGAGUCUUGCAUCCUGGCCUGGAACCCUCCAAGGGAUGACGGUGGCUCGCCUGUUACCAACUACAUCGUGGAGAGUCGGCAGACUGACAUAGCUGACUGGACAAAGCUGUCAGCCACAGUGAAACACACCACCUUCAAGGCGUGCAAGCUCACCGCUCUUAAGGAGUAUGUCUUCAGGAUCAGUGCUGAAAACCAGUAUGGUGUUGGAGAACCUGCUGAGCAUGUGCCAAUUAUUGCAAAGUAUUCAUUUGAUCCACCAGGCCCUCCAACCAGAGUCACUCCCUCAGACGUCGCCAAGGAUGCUGUGACUCUGAACUGGUUUGAGCCAGACGAGGAUGGUGGAAGUCCUAUUACUGGUUAUUGGGUUGAAAAGUUUGAUCCUGACAGCGAUAAAUGGAUCAGAUGCAACAAGCUACCCGUCAAAGACACAACAUUCAGGGUGAAAGGGUUACCCACCAAGAAAAAGUGCCAGUUCAGGGUUCUGGCUGAGAAUCUGGCUGGACCUGGAAAACCGAGCACAGAAACUGACCCAGUUCUGAUCAAAGACCCCAUUGAUCCUCCAUGGGCUCCUGGCAAACCUGUAAUCUGUGAUAUUGCCAAGACCUCUGCUCUGCUGGCAUGGACGAGGCCCGAGCACGAUGGUGGUGCUAAGAUUGAAGGCUACACCAUUGAGUUCCAGAAAACCGGAAGUGAUGAGUGGAUCCGCAUUGCUGAGGACAUUCCCCAAACUGAACAUCAGCUACAGGGCUUGAUGGAGAAGCAGGAGUACUUGUUCCGGAUUAAGGCUGUCAACAAGGCUGGCGAAAGUGAACCCAGCGAGCCCUGUGACCCUGUAGUCUGCAAGGAGAGGCUGUAUCCGCCAUCUGCACCACAAUGGCUGGAGGUGGCUAACAUCACCAAGGUCAGUGCUGAGCUCAAAUGGCAGGCUCCGAGCAGUGACGGAGGCUCGCCAAUCACCAACUAUGUGGUGGAGAAGAGGGAUGUGCGACGGAAGACUUGGCAGACAGUUGACACAACAGUCAAGGAGAUCAAGUAUACAGUGACACCUCUCAAUGAAGGCUCGCUGUAUGUGUUCCGUGUGGCUGCAGAAAAUGCGGUUGGCAUGGGCGAGUUCUGUGAGCUGGAAGACGCUGUGCUUGCCAAAGACACAUUUACCACUCCUGGACCUCCUUAUGCUCUGACCGUGGUGGAGGUCACCAAGAGACAUGUGGAGCUGAAAUGGGAAGCUCCAAAGAGCAAUGGUGGAAGACCCAUCAAUAAGUACGUGAUAGAGAAGAAGGAGAAACUGGGAACUCGUUGGUUGAAGUGCUGCAAGACUCCAGACAGGCAAACACUGUUCAAGGUGACUGAUGUGGACGAGGGCUCAGAGGUGCAGUUCCAAGUACGGGCGGAGAAUGAGGCGGGAGUAGGAGAUCCAAGUGAACCCACUGAGAUCCUUACCAUCGAGGAUUUAACGAGUGCACCGUCUCCUCCCUUGGAAGUGGCUGUCCCUGAUAGCAGCAGGGAGCACAUCAAUGUAUCGUGGAAGCUGCCAGCCAAGGACGGCGGCGCUCCAAUCAUUGGCUACCAUGUGGAGGUGGCUGAGGCUCGUCCGGAGCUGAAGUGGCUCAGGGUCAACAGCAGACCAAUCAAAGAGCUUAAGUUCAAGAUUGAAGACGGAAUCAAACCAGAGAAGAAGUAUGUCAUCAGGGUUCGUGCCAUUAACGCAAUUGGCGUCAGCGACCCCUCUGAGAUCUCUGACAAGGUGUCUACAAAGGAUCCAGACUGUGCUCCAACAAUGGAGCUGGACACACAGGAUGUGGUGGUCAUCGAGGGGCAGAAGCUGCACCUCAAUGUUCCCUAUAAGGGCAUCCCGACACCACAGAUGGUAUGGCAGAAGGACACGGUGGAAUGCAAGAAAGAUGAGCGGCUCUCCAUGACAGUGGAGAUGAACAGUGCUCACCUGGAGCUGCUCAGAUGCACACGUUCUGACACUGGCGUCUAUAAUGUAAUCUUGGAAAACAGUCUUGGCACUGCCAGUGGGCUCAUCAAUGUCAAAGUCAUUGGGCUCCCUGGUCAGUGCAAAGACAUCAGCUCCAGUGAUGUCACAAAGAACUCCUGCAAGAUCAGCUGGGAAGCCCCAGAGGAUGAUGGCGGGACACCUGUUCUUAGUUACACACUGGAGCGCCGUGAAGCCUCCAAGAAGACCUACAUGCCUGUCAUGUCGGGAGACAAUGUUCUAUGCUGUAUGGUCAAAGACUUGUAUGUCAACUGCGAGUACUACUUCCGGGUCAAGGCUGUCAACAAGGUGGGUGCUGGAGCAUAUCUGGAGCUGCAAAACCCCGUCAUCACAGAGGAGGUCAAGCAGAAACCAGACCCACCUAUCCAAGUGGAGGCUCAUGACCCAACAUCCAAAUCAAUCACCAUCACCUGGAAAGCUCCCGAUUGCGAUGGUGGCUGCCCCAUUCAAGGUUACAUCGUGGAGAAGAUGGAGAAGGACGGUGACCGAUAUGAGAGGGUUACCCCAAGCUUGGUCCCUGGUUUCUCCCAUGUGGUGACAGGUCUGAAGGAGGACACUGAAUACCAGUUCAGGGUUCGAGCUGAGAACGCUGCUGGAGUCAGUGAGCCAUCUCGAAGCACACAGCUCAUCAAGGCUGCCGACCCAGUUGAAAAACCUACAGUCACCCUGCAUGCCCACGUGCAGUCUGGUUUGUGCAUUAAGAAGGGGGAAGAGAUCCGCAUUGAUGCAAACAUCUCAGGUUCGCCUUACCCCAAAGUCACCUGGUUGAGGAACAAUGAGGAUGUCACCAAAGAGCCUACCAAGACUGUUGUCCCACUAGUUAAGAGGAAGAAGACCAAGAGCAAGGUUGGUUUUGUGAGAAUAAAAUUACUACAUUGCGACUUGUGCAGGUUAUUCAGGCUUUGUUUUUUUUUGUAUCUCCAGGUUCCUGAACCCAAGGAAGAGUUUGUGACGCCGCUGCGUGAGCGCCUCGGUUUGGACCAGACUAAGAAGGGUCACUCAGCACUAAUGAUCCGAGAGGCUGUCAGAGCAGACCACGGCAACUUCACCAUCCAGGUGGAGAACACUCAUGGCAUUGCCACCGCCACUUGUGUUGUUAAUGUCCUUGACAAACCUGGCCCGCCUACCAACUUCACCUUUGAUGAAAUCAGGAACAUCUCAGUGGUGUGUAACUGGGAGCCUCCUGAAGAUGAUGGUGGCAGUGAGAUCCUGAACUAUAUACUUGAGAAAAAAGAUAACAAGAGCGAUGACAUUGGCUGGAUCACCAUCACCUCCACCCUGAAGGGUACCAGCUUCCCCGUCACCAAGCUGAUUGAAGGGAAAGAAUACAUCUUCAGAGUUACAGCGGAGAACAAAUUUGGAUGUGGACCAUCAUUCAUCUCUGAACCCUUGGUUGCCAAGAACCAAUUUGAUCCUCCUGAUGCUCCAAACACCCCAAGAGUUCAUGAAGUGACAGCGAGCUCCGCCCACAUCUCCUGGCACGAGCCAAAGGACAACGGGAGUCCAAUUCUAGGCUACUGGAUUGAGAGGAAGGAGGUGAACAGCAAACACUGGACUCGUGUCAACCGUGCUCUCCUCAACUCUCUGGAGGUGAAGGCGACUGGCCUUAUGGAGGGACUCAGCUACAUCUUCAGGGUGUGUGCCGAGAACCUGGCAGGGCCCGGACCUUUCAGUGAGCCCACGGACCGCAUUGUUGCCAUGGACGCCAUCUUACCUCCUGGACCACCCACACCAUGGAUUGUGGACACUGGAAAAGACUCAGUCAUUGUGGCGUGGAAGCCACCUUUGUACAACGGAGGAGGGGACAUCCUGGGAUACCAUGUUGAGAAGGUGGUGGCUGGGGAAAAGAACUGGACUCGCAGCACAGAGUUCAGGUGUAAGGAGCUGACAUACACAGUCACAGCUCUGGCGGAAGGAACCGAUUACUACAUCCGAGUCAUUGCCGUCAACGAAGCAGGUCCCGGAGCUCCUGGAGUGACAGAACCCGUCACCGUCAAAGAGCCGCAAGAACCUCCUGCGGUUGAUUUUGACCUCUCUGUGAAGAAAGGUGUGAUCAUCAAGGCUGGAGAGUCCCUGCGGCUUCCCGCUGUGGUCAUUGGCCGGCCCCAGCCUGAGGUCAAAUGGGCCAAAGAUGAUGUUGAAAUAGACCAAGAGAGGAUGAUAGUGGAGACAGAUGGCAAGAACAGCAGUCUCUUCAUCAAGAAGGCAGUGAGGGCGGAUCAUGGAAAGUACCAGAUUUCUGGUACCAACAGCAGCGGGACUAAGACCGCCGAAACCAGAGUGGACGUCAUGGAUGUCCCAGGGCCUGUGAUUGACUUAAGGACUGUGACGGUGACCAAGAAGAACAUCACUCUCACUUGGUCCGAUCCUCUGGACAACGGUGGCAGUGACAUCUUUGGCUACGAGGUUCUGAGGAAGGAUGCCAAGAUGAAGCUCUUCCGCCAGCCCAUUGAGGUGGCGUCCUGCAAGUGUGACAUCCAGGGGCUGUUGGCUGGCGAGGAAUACGAUUUCAGGGUCAUUGCCCGAAACAAGUAUGGAGAUGGCACUCCAGCGGAUCUUGGGCCCAUCCUAGCUGAGGAUCCCAAAGGUACACCAUCAGCUCCUGAGAAGCUGCAUUACACUGACAGAAGCAAGAACACCAUCACACUGGCCUGGCAGCCACCACGCAGCGAUGGUGGUAGUCCUAUCAUAGGCUACUACGUCGAGAAGAUGAGAUCUGACAGCACUGAGUUUGACGUGGCUAACCGCAAGAUCUUUACCAAGUGCUGUGGUACAAUUGAGAACUUGUCAGAGAACCAGGAGUACCAGUUCCGCGUCAAAGCUGUAAAUGACGUUGGUGAUGGCGCUCCCUCCAAGCCAAUCACAGCCAAGAUUCAGGAUGAUGAAAUUCCACCAGUUAUUACAAUGCUGAAUUUCUUCAAGCGUAACGCUAUCAUUGUGAAGAAGGGCUCUGCCAUUGACAUUCCAGCUGAGGUAAAGGGACUACCUCUUCCAACGCUAACGUGGCUGAAGGAUGAUGAGGUGAUAGACAAACCCAAUGAAGAAAAGAUGACAAUGGAAACAGAGGAGGUGAAUCGUACCACACUGAAGACAAAGCUUUCCAUGCCAGAAGCCAUCAGACAGGACAAAGGCAAUUACAAGCUGCUAGCUGAAAACUGUUAUGGCAAAUCUCAGCACAUUAUCCACGUGGAGAUCCUGGACCGCCCUCUUCCACCGAGGAAUAUCGUUGUCUCUGACAUCAAGGUGGAUUCGUGCUACCUGACCUGGGAUGCCCCGGAAGACAAUGGCGGCAGUGAGCUCACUAACUAUGUAGUUGAACGCAGAGAUGCCAGCAAGAAGAAAUCCGACUUUGAGGCACUGACCUCCAACCUCAUUGAUCGGCGAUAUGGGGUCUACAAACUGGAUAUGAAUGGAUCCUACCAGUUCAGAAUCAAGGCAGAGAACAAGUAUGGUGUCAGUGAUGGUUGUGACUCGGAAAAAGUACAACUAAGUGAUCCAUUUGGUCUCCCUGGACCACCACGCAACCCCAAGAUCAUUGCUGCCACAUCAAACACGAUGACUCUCACCUGGGAUCCUCCGCUAGACAAUGGUGGCUCCACCAUUCAAGGCUACUGGCUGGAGAAAAGGGAACGUGGAGCAGUGUACUGGGGGCGUGUUAAUCGUUGCUCCGUGACCAAACCAGCGGUGAAGGGUCUGCAGUACACAGUUCUUAAGCUCAUUGAAGGAAAAGAGUACCAGUUCAGGGUGGCGGCAAGCAAUGCUGCAGGAGUUGGACCACCUAGCGAGUCUACAGAGUGCCGCUUUGCUGUGGAUCCAUGCAACCCUCCGAGCUCACCUGGAUCCCCAGAGAUUAAAGACAAGACCAAGAACAGCAUCACACUCGCCUGGAGUCCCCCAGAAAAGGAUGGUGGCAGUCCUGUCAAGGGUUAUAUCAUCGAGGUCCAUGAGGAAGGCUCUCCUGAUUGGAGAAGGGUGACUCCUGCAGACAAGCUCUACCAAUCUACUGAGAUGACCAUCCCUGACCUUAAGGAGGGCAAGAAUUGCAGGUUCAGGAUCUACGCUGUAAAUGCUGCUGGUAACUCUGAGCCUGCCAAGACUGCUGAUAUCCUGGUUCAGGACAUCUUGAUUGAGCCAACGGUGUCUCUGGAUGUGAGCGCUCAUGACCUGCUGAACUGCAGGGCUGGCACCACCAUCAAGAUCCCUGCCACCAUCACCGGGCGUCCGGUGCCUAAAGUCACCUGGAACUUUGACGGACCAGCCGAGACUGAGAAGAAAUAUGAACUUCACACACUUCCCAUUGACUCAGAGAUUCACUCCACUGACACGACAUCCCUGGUCGUCAUCCCCGAGAGCAAACUGAACCACAGCGGCCGCUAUAUCAUCAAUGUAGAGAACCCUGCUGGACACAAAGUGGUCAAAGUGAGAGUCAAUGUGCUUGACCUACCAGGACCUCCUCGAGACCUGAAGGUGAGCGACAUGACAAGAGGUACUUGCAGACUCACCUGGAAACCUCCGGAGAGUGACGGAGGAGAGAGGGUAAAGAGCUACUUUAUUGAGAAGAAGACAGUGGAAGGGAAAGCCUGGACAAAGGUGAAUCCAUCCUGUGCUUCGCAGUCUCUUGUGGUUCCAGACCUGAUUGAAGGUCAGGAUUACUUGUUCCGCAUCCGUGCCGAGAAUCGAUUUGGCUUUGGGGUAUACGUGGAGACCACUGAGGGAGCCAAAGCCAAAGAUCCCAUCCGUCCUCCAGAUCCUCCAACCAGACUAAAGAUCCAGAGCGUGAGAAAGGGCACAGUGAACCUCACAUGGAAGGCUCCCAAAAAUGACGGUGGCUCACCUGUCACACACUACAGUGUUGACUUACUCUGCUGGGAUCCCAGUGGCACUCAGAAGGAGUCUUGGAGGAGGUGUAACAGGAGAGACAUUGACAUUACAAGCUUUAAGGUGGAGGACCUGACCGAGGGAGAUGAGUACGAGUUCAGAGUGGUUGCAUACAAUGAGGCCGGACCCAGCCGACCAUCUUCCACUGCCGGGCCCAUUCUCAUUCAGGACCAAACCUGCGCUCCAUCCAUCCAACUGAAGGAGUUCAUGGAGGCCGAGCAGGGUACUGAUAUCAGUAUUGUGGCCAAGAUACGUGGCUGUCCAUUCCCCACACUCACCUGGUACAAGGCCCCACCCCACAAGUCCGAUAAUAAGGUGGAGGUCUGCUAUGAUGAACACGUCAACAAGAUUGUGUCGGACGACAGCUGCACACUACUGAUCCAGCAGGGGAAACGCCCCGACACUGGCCUCUACACACUGGUGGCCUCCAACAGCCUUGGCAAAGCAUCCAAGGAAAUGAGGCUCAACGUGCUUGGCCGACCCGGUCCUCCCUCUGCUCCUAUUAAGUUUGAAGAGAUUGGUGCUGAGAGGAUCACUCUAUCCUGGCUGCCACCAAAGGAUGAUGGCGGCUCCAAAGUCACCAAUUAUGUCAUCUGGAGGCGUGUGGCCAACAGAAAGACCUGGGUCCCUGUCACCAGCGAACCCAAAGAACGCGUGUGGACAGUUGAAAACCUGAUGGAGGGACACGAGUAUGUUUUCCGCAUUAUGGCCCAGAACAAGUAUGGAGUUGGCGAACCACUAGACAGCGAUCCAGAGGUUGCCAGAAACCUGUACACUGUUCCUGGGCAGUGUGAGAAACCAACCACAUCCAGUGUCACACUGGACUCUAUGACCGUGAAUUGGGAGGAGCCUGAGGACGAUGGCGGAACCCCAAUCACUGGUUACUGGUUGGAGCGCAAGGAGACCACGGGUAAACGCUGGACCCGUGUCACUCGUGACCCCAUCCGCCCCAUGGGUCUGGGUGAAUCGUUUACCGUGAGCGGACUCAUUGAGGGCUCUGAGUAUCUGUUCAGAGUUAUUGCUAUCAAUGCUGCGGGACCUGGACUCCCCAGUUCCCCGAGUGACCCCAUCUUUGCCAGAGACCCCAUUUCUCCCCCCUCUCCUCCAAUACCAAAGGUUUCAGAUUGGACAAGGUCCACUGUGGACCUGGAAUGGAUUCCCCCACUGAAGGAUGGAGGCUCCAAAAUUAUCGGCUACUGGGUGGAGUAUAAGGAGGAGGGCACUGAGGCCUGGAUUAAGGCAAAAGACACUGAACUCCGCGGUACCCGCUUUGUGAUUGUCGGUCUGAAAACUGGUGCUCAGUACAGGUUCAAAGUCACGGCUUUCAACCUUGCGGGUAAUAGUGAGCCAGGCGAAGUGCCUGAGGCACUCGAGGUCAACGACAGAAUAAUUGCUCCUGAGGUUGAUUUGGAUGCCUCAGUGAAGGAAAGAAUGGUGGUCCAUGCUGGCGGGGUGAUCCGGAUCAUCGCUUAUGUGUCAGGUCAGCCAUCACCAGAAGUCACAUGGAGCAGGGAUGCAGCAGCAUUGCCCCCAGAGGCCAAGGUGGAGACGACCGCCAUUAGCUCAUCUUUGGUCAUUAAAGCAUGUGCCAGAAGGCAUCUUGGCAUCUACACACUGACUGCCAAGAAUGCUGGAGGGGAGAAGAAGAAAAACGUUUCAGUGGAAGUGCUCGACGUUCCUGGACCUGUUGGCAUCCCCUUGACGACCGAGAACCUGAGCAGUGAUUCCUGCAAACUCAACUGGUACUUCCCAGAGAAUGAUGGCGGUUCGCCCAUCAGCAACUAUGUGAUAGAAAAGCGUGAAGCAGAGCGAAAGGCCUGGACGUCGCUCUCAUUCUCCGCCAGCAGACAGAAUGCCGUGGCUACUGGCCUCAUUUCAGGCAAGGCCUACUUCUUCAGAGUUGCCGCUGAGAAUGUCAUUGGCAUCGGACCCUUCAUGGAGACGGCGGCCGAGAUCGUUAUCAGGGAACCGUUAAGUGUGCCCGACCGACCUGAAGAGAUUGAGGUCACCAAAGUAACCAAAGAUUUGAUUAACAUUACCUGGAAAGCUCCUAAGUUUGACGGUGGCUCUGAGAUAAUUAUGUACAUCCUGGAGGCUCGUAUGAUUGGCAAAGACAAGUUCACUCGACUGACAAAGGAGAAGCUGAUGGAGAGAAAGUAUACCUUUGACGGGCUGAGGGAGGGUGACACCUACGAGUUCCGGGUUAUUGCUGUCAACGAGGUCGGACCGAGCAAGCCGUCUUUCUGCACCAAACCAAUCACCUGCAGAGAUGAACUAGAGCCACCAACCAUUGAGCUGGACUUCCGUGACAAGAUCAUAGUACGUGUUGGUGAGAGCUUCCAGCUGCAAGGUCGAUACACUGGCAAACCCUCCCCUUCCAUUGUGUGGUACCGAGACGAUGAGGAGCUUAAAGCCGACAAACACGUCAUGUUCAAGAACACGCUGACAUCCAUGUCACUGGGAGUGAUGAAGGCGCAGCGCCAACACAGUGGCCGUUACAUGGUGGUGGUGGAGAAUAGUACCGGGUCCAGGAAGGGAGUCUGCAACGUCACAGUUGUCGACCGACCAACUCCUCCUGUGGGUCCAGUUGUCUUUGAGGAGGUACACCGUGAAUACAUGGUCAUCUCUUGGAAACCUCCUCUGGACAGCGGCGGAGUUGAGGUCUCCAAUUACAUUAUUGAGAAGAGAGACACAAAUCGAGACAUGUGGACCACUGUCACCUCAGCCACCACCAAGACGACAUGCAAGAUACCCAAACUGACAGAGGGCAGGGAGUAUAUUUUACGGAUCUCUGCUGAGAACAUGUACGGUAUCAGCGACCCACUGGAGUCUGAUGAGAUGAGAGCCAAAGAUCUCUUCAGAGUCCCAGAGGCCCCUGAGAUGCCAACUGUCAGAGAGGUGUAUGCCACCAACGCUCUGGUGCUGUGGAACCGGCCCCGUGAUGGAGGCAAGCCCAUCACCAACUAUAUCUUGGAGAAGAAAGAGACGACUGCCAAGAGGUGGUCAAGGGCCACAAGAGAGCCCUUAUAUCCUGCUACUCAGUUUAGAGUCCAAGACUUGGUCGAGGGCUGCGAGUACGAAUUCCGUGUGAUGGCUGAAAAUGAGCUGGGGACCGGAGAUCCUAGUGUCCCUUCAAAGCCCAUCCUUGCCAAAGACCCCAUCGUGCGGCCCAGUCCUCCAGUGACCCCCGAGGCCUAUGACAAGACAAAAGACUCAGUCAGUCUCAAGUGGAAGAUGCCCCGCCAUGAUGGAAAAGGACGGAUAUUUGGCUAUCUUGUGGAGUACCAGAAGCCGGGCUCGGUGGAGUGGUUCCAGGCUAAUGAGCGCCCAGAGCAGUGCCCUGACCUGCACUACGUAGUGACAGGCCUGACUGACGGCCAGGAGUAUGCUUUUCGGAUCUACACUGUUAAUGCAGCAGGAAAAUCUGAUCCAGCCUAUGUUAAAGAGACCAUCAAGGUCCAUGAUAGACUGGAGGUGCCAGAGUUGCUGUUGGAUGCCAACAUGGCGCGUGACCAUCUGGCCAUGCUGGGUUCUGACAUCACCUUGAGUGCUACCAUCAAGGGUGUGCCGACACCCACCGUCAGCUGGAAAAAAAAUGAUGGCGAAAUGCCACCUCACAUUACUGUCGCCGUCACCUCCACUGGCAGUAAAGUCUUCAUCCCUAAGUGUGUCCGCCCCGACUCCGGCAAAUACACUCUCAUGGUGGAAAAUGCUGCUGGGAAAAAAAUGGCGACUGUUGACGUUCUGGUUCUGAACAAGCCAACGCCUCCAAGAGAUCUGGUCAUCUCUGAGGUGACCAGCGAGUCUGCCUACCUGACAUGGAAAGCUCCAGAGGACAACGGUGGUGCCAUUAUCUCCCAUUAUGUUGUGGAGAAAAAGGAUGUGGCUGCUGAGCAGUGGGUCCCAGUCUCUGCAGCCAAUAAGAAGCUUAGUUUGAUGGCCAUGUAUCUGAUGGAAGGAAUCCAAUACCUGUUCAGAGUAGCAGCGGAAAACCAGUUUGGCAGGAGCGACUAUGUGACAACAAAGACGCCCAUCAAGGCUGUUGAUCCUCUCUAUCCACCUGGCCCACCGAAGAACCUACACCACACUGAUGCAGACAAGACAGAGGUGUGGUUAGAGUGGGAGUGGCCUGAUCGCACUGGUGGAAGUGAAAUUACUGGAUUCAUCAUUGAGCACCAGGAAGAAAAUCAAGCGGACUGGGUCACCUUUAAGACUGUCUGUGGUGACCGUGCACAUGUCACAGCUCUGGAGGAAGGCAAGACCUACCGCUUCCGGGUAAUGGCUCAGAAUGCCAUUGGUGUGAGCCGUCCUGACACCAGCGUCCCUGUCACCUGUCAGGAGAAGACAUUACCACCCACUAUUGAAGUUGAUGUGAAGCUUAUUGAGGGUAUUGUUGUGAAGGCGGGAAGCAGUAUUGUCCUGCCUGCCAAGAUGACUGGAAUUCCCAUGCCCACCGCUAAGUGGAUGACAGAUGGCAAGGAAAUCACAUCUGAAGGCCACUAUAACAUUGAGUCCUCUGGAGCCACCACCAUCCUCAGCAUCCCAGACUGCAAGAGAGGAGACACUGGGGAGUACAUCCUCACUGUGUCCAACCCUGCAGGCAGCAAGACUGUCGCUCUGCAUGUCACUGUGCUUGACCUUCCAGGUGCACCCGUUGGUCCCAUCAACAUCUUAGAGGUUACCCCUGACCACAUGAUGAUACAAUGGAGGCCACCCAAAGAUGAUGGCGGUACACCCAUCUCCAACUAUGUGGUUGAAAAGAAAGAUGUGAAGAAGCCAUGGGAGCCCUGGUCAGUAGUGAGCUCUAGCGGUAUCAGCACCAAAGCUAAGGUGUCACGCCUCGAGCAGGGUCGUGAGUACAUUGUUUGUAUCCGCGCAGAGAACAAGAUAGGCAUUGGUGCUGGGCUCGAGAGCCCUCCCACUAUAGCCAAACAUCUGUUCAACCCUCCUGGUCCACCAGGCCUCCCAGUGUGCUCCGAUAUCACAGAGAAUGCUGUGACAGUGGAGUGGUCCCUGCCUGACUAUGAUGGAGGUAGUCCCAUCAGCGGCUACGUGGUUGAACGCAGAGAAAUGACAGGGAAGUGGAUCCGUGUCAACAAAACCCCUGUACUGGACCUCAGAUACAGAGUUUCGGGUCUAUUUGAAGGCAACAGUUAUGAGUUCAGAGUUUUUGCUGAGAACAUUGCUGGUAUCAGUGAGCCAUCCCUCACCUCUGACCCCAUCAGGGCCACCCGAGCUAUCACUAAGCCAGGACCUCCGGGAAAUCCUAAACUGAAGGACUGGAGUAAGUCCUAUGCUGAUAUCUGCUGGACCAAGCCGACAAGAGAUGGAGGCAGUCCUAUCUUGGGCUAUGUCGUUGAGAUUCAAAAGUCCGGAUCUGCUCAGUGGGACAGGAUUAACAAAGAACUCAUCAAGAUGUGUGCCUACAGAGUUCCAGGCCUCAUUGAAGGUAUGGAAUACAGGGUCCGCAUCAGAGCUACAAACAAAGUUGGAGAUAGUGAACCCCGGGAGUUGAGCGAAACCAUCUUGGCAAAGGACAUUCUGGUACCUCCAGAGGUUGUUGUUGAUGUAUCGUGCCGCGACUCUCUGACUGUCAGGGCGGGUCAGAUCAUCAAUUUGAUCACCAGAGUUAAGGGCAGACCUGACCCAGAGAUCACAUGGACCAAAGAUGCUAGAGCCUUGUCUCGGGACAAGCGUACUGAGCUGAAUAACAACUAUCCUUUGUGUGAAUUGGUCAUCAACGAUUCAGUCAGAUCUGACUAUGGCAAAUACUCCAUUCUUGCUAAGAACAGCAGCGGACAGGCACAAGCCACUAUUAUUGUCAAUGUCCUUGACACACCUGGAGCUUGCCAGAAUAUAAAGGUGGCUUAUGUUACCAAGAACUCUUGCAUGGUUUCAUGGGAGAACCCAGAGGACAAUGGAGGCACAGAAAUCACACAGUAUAUUAUUGAGUGUCGUCAGCCAAGCCAGAGGGGAUGGACAGUUGUGUCCAGUGAUUGUACAAAGCGCCUGAUGAAGGCCCCUCUUUCAGAGAGCUGUGAGUACUUUUUCCGUGUUAGUGCCGAAAACAAGAUCGGUGUUGGUCCACCCAUUGAGACCAAGACGGCUGUGCUGGCAGUUGACCCAAUUGAGAAACCUGGUGAACCAAUCGACUUCCAUAUUUCUGAGAUUGGCAAAACCUUCUGCUUCCUCAAGUGGAAGAAACCUGACUACGAUGGAGGCAGCCGGAACCUGGGUUACCAUGUGGAGAAGAAGCCAAAAGAGGCUGAGGAGUGGGAGAGACUUCAUAAGGGUGCAAUCAAGGAGACUUACUUUAUGGCUGACCGGUGCAUUGAAAACCAGGUCUACCAGUUCAGAGUUCAGACGAAGAAUGAUGGAGGCGAAAGCAACUGGGUGACCACAGCUGAAGUUUUGGUUAAAGAGCAGGUUGUAGAACCAGAGAUCAAAAUCAAAUUGGAUGGAACCCUUGUUGUGAAAGCAGGAGACUCAAUUCCUAUUGAGUCAAUAGUCAAGGGCAAACCUCAACCUGAUGUCAAAUGGACUAGGGAUGAUAGCACUGAGGAAAUAAAAAAGAGCCCCAGGCUUCAGAUCGAAACUGGUGCUGACUUCUCAAAGUUGCUGCUGACCUCUGCUCGGCGUACAGACAGUGGCAAAUAUGUGGUCAGUGCCUCGAACAGUGCAGGAACGUGCUCUGCACACGCUAAAGUCAAUGUAUUGGACAGACCUGGCCCUAUUAGUGAGCUCAAAGUGUCUGGCAUCACCAUUGACAGGUGCCAUUUGGCUUGGAACAUACCAGAGGACGAUGGCGGCUGUGAGAUCUACAACUACAUAAUAGAGAAAUGUGACACCAAGAGGGGUGUCUGGUCUGUUCACUCGAAUGCUGUCAUCACAAACAAGGCCAAUGUCACUCGUCUUAUUGAGGGAAAUGAAUAUAUCUUCAGAGUUCGUGCCGAGAAUAAGAUGGGUCCUGGCCCUGCAGUAGAGAGUGAGGCCAUUCUAGCUGGCACCAAGUUUAAUGUCCCAGGAGCCCCUGAAACACCAGAGGUCACCAAGAGUUCCAAGGAGGAGAUGACAGUGCAAUGGUCAGAGCCUGAGAAAGAUGGUGGAAAGCCAAUCACUGGUUACCUCUUAGAAAAGAAGGAGGAGCAUGCUGUUAGGUGGUCCCCUGUUAACAAGGAGGCCAUCCCUGGAACUCGCUUGACAGUAACAGGACUUCUACCUCUCCAUGAAUACCAGUACAGAGUGAAAGCUGUUAAUGAAAUUGGCAUCGGCAGUGCAAGCAAACCCUCACGUGCUGUCCCUGCUAAGGAUGCAAUUGAACCUCCUGCGCCACCCACCCACAUGAAGGUCCUGGACAGCACCAAGUCAACUGUAACUCUUGGCUGGACCAAACCUUUAUCAGAUGGCGGAGCUCCCAUCAUUGGUUAUGUUGUUGAGAUGAGGGUGAAAGGAAGUGGCAAGAAGGGAGAUGACAGUUGGAAACGCUGCAAUGUGGCUGCUCAGCUUGUUGUUUGUGAGUUCACCGUCACAAGUCUGGAUGAAAAACUUCUGUAUGAAUUUAGAGUGUCAGCUCAGAACCAGGUGGGAAUGAGCCUGCCCUGUGACCUGGAGGCAGCUGUGAAUCCCAAGGAAAUACUUGAGGCACCAGAGAUUGACUUGGAUGCCAACCUGAAACAGGGACUAACCGUGAGAGCUGGUUGUCCCAUCAGACUGUGUGCUACUAUCAGAGGAAGACCACCUCCCAAAGUCACUUGGAGGAGGAUGGGCAUUGAUAACGUAGUCAGGAAGGGCCAUGUCGACAUCAUCGACACCAUGACUUUCUUGGUCAUUCCUGAUAGCACACGUGAUGACUCUGGAAAAUACUGUCUGACUGUGCAGAGUCCUGCUGGAGAAAAGGCUGUGUUUGUCACUGUUAAAGUUCUUGACACUCCAGGAUCUGUGAUUAAUCUGGAGGCUAGUGACAUCAAACAGACAUCAGCAAUGCUUUCUUGGAGCCCUCCAGAGAAUGAUGGUGGCAGGGAAAUUACUCACUACGUCGUUGAGAAGCGUGAAAUUGAUCGGAAGACUUGGGCAGUGGUCAAGGCUGAAGUUGAGAAGGAUAAGAUUCCCUUCAAGGUCAGCGGCCUCAUGCCAGGCACAGAGUACUACUUCAGAGUGACUGCUGUCAAUGAGUAUGGCUCAGGAGUUCCCAGGGUGUCACCCACUUCCUACCUUGCCUCUGAUCCUGUCAGCAAACCUGAUCCUUGUGAGAAAAUUGAAAUUCUGGAGAUCACCAAAAAUAGCGCCACAGUUGGCUGGGUGAAGCCUACAAGGGAUGGCGGAGCCAAGAUUGAUGGUUAUGUAAUUGAGUACAUAGAAGUUAAGCCUCCUCCUGAGCCGCAAGCACUCACAGAGGUUGUAGAUGGAGAAGAUGCUCCUCCACCACUUCCACGGCCUCCCGUAGUGGAAGAAGAUGGUGAGGAGCCAGAGAAGGAGGUGUGGAAUGCCUACACGACUGUAAAGGGGUUGAGCAUCAGCAUCAGUGGCCUGAGAGAGGGCAAGAGGUACAGGUUCAGAGUGGCUGCCAAGAAUAUGAUGGGCUUGAGCUUGUUCACGGAGACUCGGGAGCCGGUCGAGAUCAAGGAACAGAUGUUGGAGCCAAAGAUUGUUAUGCCAGAGACGGUCAGUGCCAGAGCCGGAGCAAAGCUAAGGGUAGAAGCACUUGUUUCUGGAAAACCUUCUCCAGCCUGCAAGUGGAUGUGCGGUGAAGUCCCACUGGUCUCUUCAAGUCGUCUGGCAGUGCACCAGUCUGGCAACUUGUGUGUCUUGAUCAUAAAGGAUGUCUCAAGGACAGACAGCGGAGAGUAUAGCCUCAUGGCUGAAAAUAGCUCUGCAAAGGUGGUUCAGGCCCUGAAAAUGAUUAUCAGAGAUAUUCCCGGGCCUCCUGUGGGUCCUGUGGCAAUCAGUGACAUUGACUCGGAUGCUUGCUCCCUGUCCUGGAACAAACCACUGGAGGACGGAGGCAGCAAAAUCACAAAUUACGUGGUGGAGAAAUGUGAUGUCAGUAGAGGUGACUGGGUGACUGCUGUUUCCUCCUGCCAGAAGACAAACUGUAGGCUGGGGAAACUCAUUCCCGGGAAGGAGUAUGUAUUCCGCAUCCGUGCUGAAAACCGCUACGGAGUGUCGGAUCCCAUGCAGUCUGACAGAAUGAUUGCCAAGUUCCCAUUUGAUGUUCCCAGUGAACCUCUUAACUGCCGCAUCAACAAGACCAAUAAGGACUGCAUGUUUGUGGCCUGGGACAAGCCAGAGAGUGAUGGCGGAAGCCCCAUUACAGGUUACUACAUUGAGCGCAAAGAAAGAAACAGCCUACUAUGGGUGAAGGCCAACGACACUGUGGUCCGGACCACUGAGUACCCCUGCGCCGGCCUAAUUGAAGGCCUGGAGUACACAUUUAGGGUGUCUGCCAUUAACCGUGCUGGUCAGGGAAAGCCAAGCAAGAAGACAGACUUUGUAACUGCUAGAACACCUAUUGAUACACCUGGGAAACCAGAAGUCCUGGAUGUGACCAAGAACUCUGUAACUCUUGUUUGGGCCCGCCCCAAGAACGACGGUGGUAGCAAGAUCAUUGGAUACUAUGUAGAGGUCAUGCGGGUGCCUGGGGACAUCUGGGUGCGCUGCAACACCAGCAGCCAGAACGUCCCAAGAGAGGAGCACACUGUGACUGGUCUAGAACGAGACCUGCAGUACCAGUUCAGAGUCAUUGCCAAAACAGCUGUCAACAUUAGCAAACCCUCAGAGCCCACAGAUGCUAUCCUGGUCUGUGCUGAGAAUGUGCCUCCGAGGAUAGAACUUAAUUCUAGGAUGCAGAAGGGUUUGAAGGUGAAGGCCGGAGCUACAAUUCUCCUGGAGGCUGAUGUGUUUGGUAAACCAAUGCCUAGAGUCUCCUGGAAAAGAGGCGAUGACAGCCUGAGAUCAAGUGAAGGUCAGGUCAUCACCCAGCAGAGACAUCAGUUCCAGCUGGAGAUUACAGCAGUCACCAAAGAGCACACUGGAAUCUUCACCAUCCAUACAGAGAAUGCCAGUGGAUCCAAGACUGCUGACAUUCAGGUUACAGUUUUGGAUGUGCCUGGUCCACCUGCGAGCGCCAAGUAUCUUGAAGUCUUUGGCACCAACAUUAAGUUAUCAUGGGAGCCACCACUGAAUGAUGGUGGCGCCCCUGUUCAUAACUAUAUUUUGGACAAGCGUGAAACCAGCCGAGCGAACUGGGCACAGGUCUCCGCGAAGAUCAAGGGUGAAAGUCUUGAAUUUAAUGUGGAGAAGCUAAUUGAAGGCCACGAAUACCAGUUCAGAAUUCGGGCAGAGAAUGCUUGGGGAGUUGGAGACAGUCUCAUCACUAAUCCUGUCAUUGCCAAGAACCCAUUCACGGUCCCUGGCCCAUGUGAGGCACCCGUGAUCACCAACGUCACCAAGGACGCUAUGACAGUGAGCUGGAAGGAGCCCACUGAUGAUGGAAAGUCAGUCAUUCUGGGUUACAUGCUUGAGAAGAAGGAAACCAAGGAGAUGAACUGGACUAAGAUGAACAGGAAGCCCACAAUGGAAAGGGUCUUCAAUGUCUCAGGCCUCACUGAGGGGUCAGAGUACGAGUUCAGAGUUAUUGCUGUCAAUGUGGCAGGACUUGGCAAACCUAGUGAUCCCUCGGCUAGUACAACUGCACAAAAUCCUAUCACUCCUCCUGGACCUGUGGUGAAACCCAAUGUCAGUGACACCACGCACAGCACGCUAAGCCUCACCUGGAAUGCCCCUGCCCACAAUGGUGGAAGCCCGAUCUUGGGAUACCUGGUGGAGUGCAGGAGGGCAGACACCACAGACUGGAUCCGCUGCAAUGUUCCCAGGAACUUACAGGAUACCAACUACACCAUACAAAACCUCAUACACAAGGCUGAGUACCAGUGCCGUGUCACUGCUGUCAACAAGGUUGGCUUCAGCGAGCCAGUCGAAGUACCCGGCAAGCACAUUGUAAAGGACAUCAUUGUACCCCCGGAGGCGGAGCUGAAUGCUGAGCUGAAAGAGGGCCUGGAGCUGCGUGCUGGUGCCACCAUGAAACUUCAAGCUGCCAUCAAGGGUCACCCCUCUCCCAAGAUUACCUGGGCAAAAAUGAACACCAAUAUCAAGGACCGCCAAGGCAUUGUCAUAAAGUCCACUAAAAGUGACACCACUGUGAUGGUGGAGAAUGUCAACAGAUAUGAUGCAGGCAAAUACGUUCUCAACCUGGAGAGUGUGGCAGGCAUGAAGAUGUACACUGUCAUUGUGAAGGUUCUUGACACUCCUGGCCCACCAGUCAAUCUGAUGGUGAAAGAGACCACUAAGGACAGCGCCUCCAUCUACUGGGAUGCUCCUCUCCUAGACGGUGGCUAUAAUGUCACCCACUAUAUUGUAGAGAAGCGUGACACUGAGAGGAAGGCCUGGUCUAUUGUAUCCAACAAUUGCACCAAGACAUCUUUGAAGGUGCCAGACCUGAAUGCUGGACGGUCCUACUGCUUCAGAGUGUCAGCUGUCAACCAGCUUGGUGCUGGAGAGUUCUGCGAGACCGCCGACUCAGUCAAAGCAUCCGAGGAACCUGGUCCUGUAAUGGAUUUUAAGGCCUUGCUGGUUACCAAGGACUCUUGUACACUCAGCUGGAAGAAACCCCUAACUGAUGGUGGCAGCCGCAUUAUUUGUUAUGUGCUUGAGGUCCUCAACGGUGACGACAAGUACAAGGAGUUAAUGAGGUCCAAGAACAUGCAGUACAGCACCAAGGAUCUGGUGGAGGGCAGAGAGUACAAGUACAGUGUCAAGGCUGUGAAUGACACUGGAGAGAGUGCUGCCAAGGAGCUGACAGUAGUUGCCAAGGAUCAAAUCAUUCAUCCAACCUGUGACUUGAGGGAGCUGCCCAACAUGUGUUAUGUUGCGAAAGAGGGCAGCACAGUGCGUCUGAAAAUUCCAGUCGUUGGCAAACCAUCGCCCAAGGUGUCCUGGAAGAAGGGGGAUGAUGAAGAAUUGACAGACUCUGGACGUGUGUGUGCAGAGUCCUCUCCAGUUAACACCACCCUCCUGAUUAGGGACUGCCAGAGGAGUGAUGCUUCCAAGUACACCAUCAUUCUGAGGAACAGCGCUGGAAGCAAAGAAUCCACCAUUUUCAUCAGGGUGGUAGGUAAGCCUAGCAUUCCCAGUGGAUCAAUCAAGUUCAAGGAUGUAACUGCUGAUGGUGCCACACUAAAAUGGGGAGCACCGAAAGAUGACGGUGGCUCAGAGAUCACAAACUACAUUCUAGAAAAGAGAGACUCUAUCACUAACAUGUGGGUGACCGUUUCUUCGACUGUGGACACAAAUACCAUGAGGGUAACUGGUCUCCACGAGGGCACAGAAUAUAUUUUCAGAGUCAGUGCUGAGAACAAGUAUGGUGUUGGAGAGGGACUCAAGUCAGAGCCUAUCGUUGCAAAACAUCCAUUCAACGUUCCAGAUGCUCCUCCUCCACCUCAGAUCAUCAGUAUGCGCCAUGACUCUGCUUACCUGGCCUGGUCAGACCCCAGGAAGACAGGAGGCUCUCCUAUCACAGGGUAUCACAUUGAGUUCAAGGAGAGAAAUAGUAUGUUGUGGAAGCGAUCAAGUCUGACUGCCCUGAGAAUGAAGGAACACAAGGUGACAGGGCUGACUGAAGGUCUUGAGUAUGAGUUCAGGGUUAUGGCUAUUAACCUGGCUGGCAUUGGCAGACCAAGUUCUCCCACUGAUCCACAAGUUGCACUCGAUCCCAUUGAUGCUCCAGGUAAACCAGAUGUAAUUAGCAUCACCAGAAGCACUGUGACCCUUCAGUGGACUGAGCCACAGUUUGAUGGUGGCCACAGGCUGACUGGCUACAUAAUUGAGAGACGUGACCUUCCGUCUAAGAUCUGGAUGAAAGCCAACAGUGUCAAUGUUGUGGACCCGGCAUACACUGUCACUGAUCUCCAGGAGGGCUGCAAAUACGAGUUCAGAAUAAGAGCAAAGAAUGCAGCCGGUGCCCUGAGCCCACCAUCUGACCAGACAGACACUAUUAUCUGCAGAGAUGAAUAUGCUUCACCAACCAUUAUCAUCGAUGCUCAGGUGAUGGAGGGUGUGACUGUCCGAGCUGGGGAAACGAUUGUUGUGACUGCAACAAGUAUUCUUGGCAAACCAGCCCCGACAUCUUGCUGGUCUAAGGGAGGAAAAUACUUGAAGCCUUCAGACAUUGUUACUAUUGAGAAAACUGCGAGCUCAUCCACGUUAUCAAUAAAAUACGCCGGCAGGAAGGACACUGGGGAUUAUGUCAUUACUGCGAGCAACCCCUUUGGUGUAAAGGAGGAAACCGUUAAAGUGAAAGUUCUGGAUGUUCCUGCAGUUCCUGGUCCCAUUGAAUGCAGCGGUGUGUCAUCUGAGAAGGUCACCCUGACCUGGGCAGCUCCUACUGAGGAUGGAGGCUCUCCUAUUAAGUACUACACUCUGGAGAAGAGGGAGACCAGUCGCCUUCUAUGGACAAUUCUGGAAGAGAAGGUUGUCGACUGUCACUAUGUAGCCAACAAACUCAUCCAGGCCAACGAGUACAUCUUUAGAGUCUCUGCUGUGAACCAGUAUGGCGCCGGAGAGCCAGCUCAUUCUGAGCCUGUCAAGAUGGUUGAUAGAUUUGUACCUCCUGGCCCACCAUCAAAACCAGAAGUUGAAAAAGUUGAUGGACACUCAGCUACUGUGACAUGGAGAAGACCAACUGAGGAUGGUGGAAGUGAUAUUGUCGGUUACUGUGUUGAGAAGAAAGAGAAAAAGGCCAUGAGAUGGAUCAGGGCCUCAAAGAAAUCUAUUGUUGAGCUAAGCUAUGAAGUGACUGGACUUACUGAAGGCAUAGAGUAUGAGUUCCGUGUUCUUGCUGAGAACAGAGCUGGCUUUGGAGAGCCAAGUGAACCGUCUAUGCCUGUCAGAACAAUAGUUGCUGCCUAUGUUCCUGGACCUCCAGUAAACCCAAGGGUUACAGACACUACCAAAACCACUGCUACUCUUUGUUGGGGAAAACCACUUGAUAAUGGUGGGCUUGAAGUCACUGGCUAUGUGAUUGAGCACAGAAAGGAAGGAACCGAGGAUUGGAUUAAGGACACAACAUCAUCUCCACUGAGAAUCACAGAGUUUGUCAUUCCUGAACUGGAAAAUGCUACCAAAUACUUUUUUAGAAUUAGCGCAGUAAAUGCUAAGGGCACCGGUGAGCCAGCUGAAACUCUGGAACUGGUUGAAAUAGUGGAGCGUGCGGCUGAACCUGAUUUGGAGUUGGACAUUGAGCUGAGGAGAACGCUUGUGGUCAGGGCUGGUUGUUCCAUCCGCCUCUUUGUGCCCAUCAAGGGACGUCCUACACCUGCAAUAACCUGGACGAAGGAGGGCAGUCCUGUGCCACGUGCGGUCAUUGACAGUACUGAGUCAUUUACAAUGCUAAUCAUUCCUGAAAGCUCAAGGAUUGAUGCAGGUCAAUAUGAGCUUGCCCUCGAAAAUGCAGCUGGAAAGAAGACCGCAAACAUUAAUGUGAGAGUUCUUGAUUCACCUGGACCUCCACUUAACCUAAAACCAGUUAAUAUAAAUAAAGAAUCAAUUACCCUUCAGUGGGAGAUGCCUCUCAUUGAUGGUGGAGCCAAGAUCACAAAUUAUAUUAUUGAGAAGAGAGAAUCAACACGAAAGGCCUUUGCCACAGUUGUUACAAACUGUCCAGCAACUACAGUCAAGAUUACUGACCUGGGCGAAGGCUGCGAGUACUACUUCAGAGUGUCUGCUGAGAAUGAGCUUGGUGUUGGUGAAGCAGUUGAAACUUCUGAUCCAAUUCGUGCGUCCCAGGCACCAACUCCUCCAGAAAGCAUAAUACCAACUGAUAUCACUAAGAACUCUGUGAGCCUGGCUUGGACCAAGCCCAAGCACGAUGGCGGAAGUAGGCUUACAGGAUAUGUCCUUGAAGCCAAGAAGAGAGGAACUGAUCAGUGGGCCCAUGUAACAACUCUCAAGACCAUGGAUUUCACUGUCAAGAAUCUCAAUGAGAAUGAAGAAUACAUUUUUCGUGUAAUGGCGGUCAACCAAUCUGGAAGAAGUGGAGCACGCGAGAGCAAGACCAUUGUUGUGAAGGAUUCUACUUCUCUGCCAGAGUUUGAUCUGCGUGGCAUAUGUCAGUCAACAGUUAUUGCUAAGGCUGGAGAUGACAUCAAGGUUGAAAUUCCUGUAAUGGGGCGUCCUAGGCCCGUGGUCUCUUGGCAGAAGGAUGGAGCUGCCUUAAAGCUCACACAGAGGACUAAUGUGGAGGCAGCCUCUGCGACUGUUAUCCUCACAAUCAAUGAAUGUACCAGAGCAGACAGUGGUGUAUACACCAUGACGGGAAAGAACAUUGUUGGUUCUGUGAGCGAUAGCAUCAUUGUCAAAGUGCACGAUGUUCCUGGACCACCCAAAGGACCAAUCAAAAUUACAGAAAUCUCUCGCACCUACUGUAUUUUUGCAUGGGACACUCCCGAGAACGAUGGUGGCGUUCCCAUCAACAAUUAUGUGAUUGAGAUUAGAGACACCACCUCUCAGACUUGGACAGAGCUUACUUCCACUGCCAUUCGCACCAUGUUUAAAGCCACACGUUUAAUGACUGGAUCAGAAUACCAGUUCAGAGUUAAAGCUAAGAACCGACAUGGUGUAGGACCUCCCAUAACAUCAGAAGCAGUAGUGGCUGCCUAUCCAUUCAAAGUUCCUGGACCGCCAGGCACACCCCAUGUUGUUGCAUUUACCAAAGACUCUAUAACAAUUGGCUGGAAUGAACCUGUGUCUGACGGUGGAAAUGAAGUCAUUGGCUACCAUGUUGAGAGAAAAGAACGAAGCAGCAUCAUGUGGCAUAAAAUAAGCAAGGGUCUAGUGAUAGGAAACGUGCUGAAAUCUACAGGGCUUGAAGAUGGAGUCGCUUAUGAGUUCCGUGUUAUGGCAGAAAACAUGGCUGGAAUUGGCAAGCCCAGCAAAGCCUCUGAAGCAAUACUAGCCUUGGACCCUGUGGACCCCCCUGGUCAGCCUGUGUCAACUUUUGUUAAUAAAAAUGUCAUCACCAUUCAGUGGACAAAACCUGAGUAUGAUGGCGGAUUUAAAAUUACGGGCUACACUGUGGAGAAGAAAGAACUUCCAACUGGCCGCUGGAUCAGAGCCAACUUUACCAACAUAAUUGAGACAACAUUCACCGUCAGUGGAUUGACUCAGGAUGUAUCUUAUGAGUUCCGUGUCAUAGCUCGAAAUUCAGCAGGAGCAGUUAGUGUGCCAUCUGAACCCUCUGAGCCAAUUACAUGCAAAGAUAACAUCAUUGAGCCACGCAUCAUGGUAGACGCCAUCUUUAAGGAUGUUGUUCUACUGAAGGCAGGGGAGUCCUUCAAGCUUGAUGCUGACAUUGCUGGCCAGCCACCCCCAUCCAUGGUUUGGACCAAGGAUGGAAAAGAGGUUGAGAACACAAUGAAAAUGGAAGUUAAGUGCUCUGAACUGACAACUACACUGAGCAACAAAGACUCUGUCAGAUCAGAUGGAGGAACCUUUGUUUUGACCGCCACUAAUGUUGGUGGCUUUUCCAAACACAUUUUCAGAGUGAAAGUACUUGACAGACCUGGACCACCAGUUGGACCUCUUAUGGUUUUAAAUGUCACAGCUGACAACUGUUUACUGACGUGGGCCCCACCUACAGAUGAUGGUGGUGCGAAGAUUGAAGGAUACACCAUUGAGAAGCGUGAAUCAAGCAGGCUUGUUUGGACCAAUGUGGCUUUAGACCUGCAGGUUACAGAAUAUAUGGUGACCAAGCUUCUCAAAGGAAAUGAAUAUAUUUUCAGAGUUAUGGCAGUGAACAAAUAUGGGAAUGGCGACCCUCUUGAUUCAGAGCCCAUUAUUGCAGACAAUCCAUACAUGGUUCCGGAUGCGCCAGAGAAUCCUGAGGUCACAGCUGUCACCAAAGAUGCAAUGGUCAUUAUGUGGCAGACACCAAAGAGUGACGGUGGAACACCUAUCACAAACUACAACAUUGAAAGGAAGGACAGGAUAGGCCUCCGCUGGGUCAAAUGCAACAAGAGGAAGGUCAAGGAUUUGCAAUUCAAGGCAAUAGGUCUUGUUGUUGGACACGAAUAUGAAUUCAGAAUUAUUGCAGAGAAUGCUGCCGGUAUUAGUGUGCCCAGUGUCUCCAGUGCAUUCUACAAGGCCAGUGAUGCUUUGUACAAGCCAGGGCCUCCAUGCAACCCCAGAAUCCUGGACACAUCCAAGUCAUCCAUUACUAUUGCCUGGAACAAACCGGCCUAUGAUGGUGGUUCUGACAUCACUGGUUACAUUGUUGAGACCUGCAUCCCCUCUGGCAAGGAAGAGGAGGAAGAGUGGACAAUCGUGACCCCCAAAGAAGGACUACUUGCCACCUCAUUUACCAUUAUCAAUCUGACAGAGAGCCAGGAGUAUAAAAUCAACAUCUCUGCUCUUAACAGCGAAGGAAUUGGGGAGGCUGUUUCUGUGCCUGGCAAUCCUAAGGCUGAGGACAGACUCCUGCCUCCUGAACUAGAUUUGGAUGCAGAACUCUGCAAAGUUGUCACUCUUCGAGCUUGCUGCACACUAAGACUGUUUGUUCCCAUCAGAGGCAGACCCGCUCCCGAGGCUAAAUGGACCAAAGAGGAUGCUGACCCCAUUGAGAGGGCCACUAUUGACACCACAGCAUCAUACACAUCUCUUGUCAUUGAAAAUCUCAACAGAUUUGACACUGGAAAGUAUAACCUCACCAUUGAGAACAGCUCUGGCUCUAAGACGGUCACAGUCCAAGUUAGGGUACUUGAUACGCCAAGUGCUCCAUUGAAUUUGAAGAUUACCAGUGUAACACAUGAGUCUGUCACUCUGACUUGGGAUCCACCAGCAAACGAUGGAGGAGUUAAGAUUAAGAACUAUAUUGUUGAAAAGCGAGAGUCCACAAGAAAAGCUUAUGCCACAGUGAGUGCUACAUGCCAUUACAACACCUUCACUGUUGAGCAGCUCCUUGAGGGAUGCAACUAUUACUUCAGAGUUUUGGCGGAGAAUGAAUAUGGCAUUGGUCUGCCCAUUGAGACCAACGAAUCAGUUAAAGUAUCUGAGAAACCACAACCUCCAGGGAAAAUCAGUCUUAAGGACGUUACAAAGAAUAGUGUCACACUCUCAUGGGAAAAGCCAGAGCAUGACGGCGGAAGCAGAGUAGGCUGUUAUGUUGUUGAAAUCCAACCCAAAGGUGUUGAAAAGUGGACACAGGCUAUGAUUGUGAAAGAAACAGAGGCUACUAUUGGUGGCCUUAACGCAGGCGAAGAAUACAUGUUCCGUGUGUCAGCCAGAAACGAGAAGGGAACAAGUGACCCUCGUCAAAUUGGUGUACCUGUCAUCGUAAAAGAUCUUGUUAUUUCACCAGUUGUCAAAAUGUUGUUCAACACAUUCAGUGUGUUGGCAGGUGAAGACCUGACAGUUGAGCUGCCUUAUGUUGCCCGUCCCAAAGCAGCCAUCUCCUGGGUCAAAGACGGUCAGGCACUUAAGAGAACAACCAGAGUAAACUUUGGCGCAACAGAAACAGUGUUGAACCUCUGCAUAAAAGAGGCUUCUAAAGAUGAUUUUGGACACUAUCGUGUUACCAUUAGUAAUACAGCAGGAGAGGCAACAGCAGAUAUCACCAUUGUUGUACUAGACAAACCUGGUCAGCCAGGUGGUCCAGUUCAGGUGGAGGAGGUCACUUCUGAGAGUGUAACCAUUUCUUGGAGUCCACCGGAGUACGAUGGCGGGUGCACGAUCAAAAACUACAUUGUGGAGAAGAGAGACACUUCCACAACUAAUUGGAUAACUGUGUCUCCAAAUCUUGCAAGGACCAAAGUAAAAGCAGGCAGACUGAAAACUGGUUCAGAAUACCAGUUUAAAAUCACAGCAGAAAACAGAUAUGGGAAAGGUCCAGUUCUUCUGUCAGAGUGUAUUGUGGCUCAAUAUCCAUACAAGCUCCCAGGACCACCAGGAACUCCCUCAAUUGCAAUGUGCACAAAGGAUAGCAUGGUGGUAGUAUGGAAUGAACCUGUAAAUGAUGGCGGUAGCGCUAUUUUGGGCUACCAUCUUGAGCGCAAGGAAAGAACUAGCAUCCUCUGGGUGAAACUGAAUAAGUCCCUUAUUACAGACCAAACCUUUAAGACCACUGGCCUGGAACCAGGAAUGGAAUAUGAGUAUAGAGUCUAUGCUGAAAACAUUGUGGGCAUUGGCAAAGUCAGCAAAGUGUCAGAAGGUCAUGUUGCUAGAGAUCCUUGUGAUCCUCCAGGUACACCAGAGGCAACCAAGAUUACAAAGGAUUCCGUUACCAUCGUUUGGACAAAGCCUGAGUAUGAUGGUGGAGCCAAAAUUACAGGCUACAUUGUGGAAAAGAAGGAGCUUCCUGAAGGCCGUUGGCUGAAGGCUAAUUUCACUAAUGUCAUCGAGACAGAGUAUGUUGCAACUGGACUACUGCAAGAAAAUCAGUACGAGUUCCGUGUCAUUGCCAGAAAUGCUUCUGGUGUUUUCAGCUUACCCUCUUACAGCACUGGCCCUAUUAUUGCCAGGGAUGAGAUUGAGCCACCGCGCAUCAGUAUCGACCCAGAGUACACACAGACCAUUAUAGUAAAUGCAGGAGACAAUUUUAAGAUUGAUGCAGAUGUCCAUGGCAAACCAUUGCCCUCUAUCCACUGGCUGAAAGGUGAGCAGGAAAUAGGGAACACAAUCCAUAGAGAGAUUAAAAACACAGCAACCCACACCUGUGUCACUGUAAAGGAAGCUAAACUCUCAGAUGGAGGUGUUUAUAAUCUGCUGCUGAAAAAUCCAGGAGGGGAAAAGGCUGUACAGGUGAAUGUUGUAAUUUUGGAUAAGCCCGGUGAACCACAAGGACCUCUUACUGUAACAGGAAUAACUAAAGACCAGUGCUCUCUUGCAUGGAGAGCACCAAUUCAAGAUGGAGGGAGCAAAAUAUCUCACUAUAUUGUGGAGCGGAGAGAAACAAGUAGAUUAGUCUGGACUGUUGUGGAUCCAAAAGUGCAGAACAUCUUCCAUAAGAUUACGAAGCUCCUGGAAGGCAAUGAGUACAUUUUCCGAGUCUGUGCUGUAAAUGAGUUUGGAAUUGGUGCAACCAUUGAGUCAGAGCCAGUGAUUAUCAAAGAUCCCUAUGUAGCCCCUGGAUCCCCCAAGGGCUUAGAGAUUUCAGAUAUUAAAAAAGAUUCAAUGGUGCUCAUAUGGGAGGCUCCCAGCGAGGAUGGAGGCACUCCUAUCACAUCAUAUAUUAUUGAAAGACAUGACAAAGAAGGUGUAAGGUGGACUAGAUGCAACAGGCAGACUGUGUUGGAUUUGACAUUCAAAGUCACCGGACUCUUGGAAAGCCAUAAUUAUGAAUUCCGCGUUGCAGCAGAGAAUGUUGUGGGUGUUGGUGAGCCUAGUUCUCCAACAGUAUACUACAAAGCUCUUGACCCUGUCUUCAGGCCUGGUCCACCACAGAAUCCCAGGAUUACAGACACCAGCAAAACCUCAGUAUUCUUGUCAUGGAGCAAGCCAAUUUGUGAUGGUGGCUCUGAGAUUCAGGGAUACAUCAUUGAGUGCUGCACUACCACAGAGCAAGUUACACCUGGCGAGGCACAGACUGAAACCUCAUCACCUGAGCUACCUCCCACAGAUGGACUUGCUGAGGACUGGAUAAUGUGCACGCCAGCAACAGGUGUGAAGAAGACCAAGUUUGAGGUUACCAACCUGAAGGAAAAUCAGGCUUACAGGUUUAGAGUGUGUGCAAUCAACAAAGUUGGGGUUGGCGAUAAUGCCACUAUUCUUGGAGCUGUGGUUGCCCAGGACAGAGCAGAAGAAGCCGACCUUGACAUUGACCCAGAAUUGAGAAAGAUUGUGACUAUUAAGGCUGGACUUCCGCUUAGACUGUUCAUUCCAAUCAAGGGAAGACCUGCUCCAAGCAUCAAGUGGGAGAAAGAUGAUACUGCGCUUAAGGAGAAAGCUCAAGUUGAAGUGACCAGCAGUUACACUGCCCUCUUGAUUGACAAGAUGGGCAGAACAGAUAGUGGGAAAUACACUAUCACUGCAGAGAACUCUAGUGGAUCCAAAUCGGCAUUUGUGGUCGUUCGUGUUCUUGAUACACCGAGUGCUCCCAUGAGUCUGGCAGUGAAGGAAAUUACUAACCAGUCAGUGACACUUGCUUGGGAAGCCCCUCUGUUAGAUGGUGGGUCCAAAAUCAGAAAUUAUAUAGUGGAAAAGAGAGAGAGUACGCGCAAAACGUAUGCAGCUGUGGUAACCAAUUGCCAUGCUCUUUCAUGGAAGAUUGAGCCACUUCAAGAGGGCUGCAGUUAUUACUUCAGAGUCCUUGCUGAGAAUGCACAUGGUGUUGGUAUACCUGCAAUAACUGUUGACCCACUUAAGGUUUCAGAGGUGCCGCAGGCUCCCAAGAACUUGAUUGUUACAGAUCAAACAAAGACAAGCAUCUCUUUGGCCUGGGAAAAGCCAGAAUAUGAUGGCGGCAGCAGAGUCAUCCAGUACUUGGUGGAAGUACAGCUUAAGGGCCAAGAAAAGUGGUCUGGCGUUAACACGUAUAAGACAAUGGAGACGACCGUUUCCAAUUUGAAUCCUGGGGAAGAGUACCUGUUUAGAGUUACAGCAAUCAAUGAUAAAGGGAAAAGUGAUCCCAAAGUACUUUCUGGCCAUGUCAUGACCAAGAACUUAGUGUUUGAGCCUGAUGUGAGACCUACUUUUAGCAGCUACAGUGUCCAUGUAGGUAAAGAUCUAAACAUUGACGUGCCAAUCUUUGGACGGCCCAAACCAACAAUAGUUUGGACCAAGGAUGGUGCACCUCUGAAGUUCACUUCCAGAGUAAACAUUCACAACACCCUGACUUAUACAAGCCUGAGCAUAAAGGAGGCAGCGGGUGACGAUGGUGGCAUGUACAGCAUAAAUGCAGCUAACUCUGCUGGAAAGAAAGACGCCACAGUUGAAUUAAUAGUACUUGACAAGCCUGGGCCCCCAUCUGGCCCUGUGAGAUUUGAUGAAAUCACAACGCAGAGUGUGACUAUUUCAUGGGACCCACCAAAACAAAAUGGUGGUUGCCCGAUUUCAAACUACAUUGUGCAGAAAAGAGAUACAACAGCAACAACAUGGGAAAAUGUCAGUAUUAACUGUGCCAGAACCAGAAUCAAAGUGCCCAGACUGAAAACCGGAGCGGAGUACCAAUUCAGGAUCAUUGCCCAGAACCGGUACGGAAAGAGUCAUGGCCUGGAUUCAUCUGCUGUGGUUGCUCAGUACCCAUAUAGAGAACCUGGCCCACCGGGCACGCCAUUCAUCUCGUCACUCUCCAGAGACCACCAGAUUGUCGAGUGGCACGAGCCCGUUUCGGACGGAGGCAGUCCUGUUCUUGGAUACCACAUAGAAAGAAAAGAAAGGAAUAGUAUUUUGUGGCUCAAAAUAAACAAGACACUCAUUCACGAGACAAAGUACAAGAGCCACCCGUUGGAGGAGGGUAUUGAAUAUGAAUACCGGGUAUAUGCUGAAAAUAUUGUAGGUAUAGGAAGAUGCAGUAAAGUCUCAGAGGGUUGUGUUGCUCGUGACCCAUGCGAUCCUCCUGGUCAGCCAGAAGCUAUCCAUGUGACCAAAGAUUCCAUCGUCAUUCAGUGGACAAAACCAGAGUAUGAUGGCGGCAGUAGUAUAACCGGCUACCUUGUAGAAAAGCGUGAUUUGCCAGAAGGCCGGUGGGUAAGGGCAAAUUUCACUAAUGUUAUUGAGACCCAGUUCACAGCCACUGGGCUGACGGAAAAUUCACAGUAUGACUUUAGAGUCAUAGCAAAAAAUGCUGUAGGCACCAUCAGCAAGCCAUCAUACAACAGUGGCUCAAUCACUGCAAGCGACAGGGUCGAAGCACCUAACUUCUCCAUUGAUCCUGCAUUCACCAAGACCAUUGUCAUAAACGCUGGAGAAACGUUCAAGUUGGAUGCAGAUGUUCGUGGCAAGCCGCUGCCUGCAAUGCAGUGGUUCAAAGAUGACAUCCCAAUAGAAAAUACACUCAGGCUGGAUGUAAAAAAUGCAGAAAAUCAUGCAAUGAUCGUCAUUAAGGACUCUGCUAGAAUUGACAGUGGACUGUACUUGCUCCAGCUAACAAAUGAGGCAGGGAGUGAAACUGUGCCAUUCAAAGUGGUUGUCCUGGACCGGCCGAGCCCUUGUGAUGGACCCCUUCUUGUAACUGGGGUAGCUGAGGAUAGAUGCACAUUGGUGUGGCAUUCUCCUUUACACGAUGGAGGAAAUCCCAUCACGCAUUACAUUAUUGAAAGAAGGGAAACUAGCCGUCUAGCUUGGACUGUUGUUUCUACUGACUGUAACACCACAUGCUACAAAGUCACCAACUUGUUGGAAGGAAAUGAGUAUAUGUUCCGUGUCAUGGCAGUCAAUAAUUACGGCACCAGCGACCCACUGGAGUCUGGUGGAGUAAUCAUGAAGACUCCAUUUGUUCCUCCUGGUCCACCUCACAUUGAGGAUAUAGCCAACAUUACUCAUGAUAGCAUGACUGUCACUUGGUCUGCCCCAGAGACUGAUGGUGGCAGUAAAAUUUCAAAUUACAUUGUUGAAAAAAAAGAUAGAGCAGGAAUUAAAUGGACCAAAUGCAACAGGCAGAAAGUCACUGACCUCUCUUUCAGAGUAACUGGCCUCACCACUGGCCAUGAGUAUGAGUUCCGAGUAGCUGCUGAAAAUGUUGUUGGAUUCGGAGAGCCCAGUCUACCAAGCUCUUACUACAAGGCCUGUGAUCCUAAGUACAAACCCGGGUCCCCAGCAUAUGUACACCUCAUUGACUCUACACAAAGCUCAAUUACAGUGUCAUGGGGCAAGCCUUUGUCUGACGGUGGCAGUGCAAUUCAGGGAUACAUUGUUGAAGUGUGCAAGGCUGAGGAGGAAGAAUGGACUAUGGUUACUCCGCCCACUGGCUUGCGUGUUAACAAAUAUGAAAUCCCGAAACUGAUAGAGGGUCAGGAGUAUAAGAUCCAGGUGUGUGCUCUCAACAAACUUGGAGUUGGUGAGCCAGCCAUCCUCUCAGGAACAGCUAAACCAGAAGAAAGGCUUGAUCCACCACAGAUCCACUUGGAUUCUGAGCUGAGGAAGGGCAUAUGUGUGAAGGCUGGUGGAUCUGUUAGGAUCCACAUUCCAUUCAAGGGCAGACCAACUCCUGAGAUUAAGUGGUUUAAAGAUGAGGCAGACCUAACUGAAAAGGCGGUUGUUGAAAAGACUCCUACCUUCACACAACUGUCCAUUGACUCCUGUGACAGAUGUGACUCUGGAAAAUAUACCCUGAGCCUGACAAAUCGCAGUGGGUCUGUGUCCGAGUUAGUUACUGUUAAAGUUCUUGACACACCCGGAGCCCCACAGAACCUGGUAGUCAAAGAUGUUAAGAAGGACUCGGUCACUCUUGUUUGGGAUGCACCACUGAUUGAUGGAGGCUCCAAAAUUAAGAACUAUGUUAUUGACAAGCGUGAAUCAACCAGGAAGGCUUAUGCAAAUGUGUCAACCAAGUGCACAAAGACCACUUUUAUAGUUGACAACCUGAUAGAGGGUGCUAUGUACUACUUCAGAGUCAUGGCUGAGAAUGAAUAUGGUAUUGGCCAGGCGAUUGAAACAAAGACAGCUUCAAAGGCUUCUGAGGUACCACUUCCAGUUGGAAACGUUUCCCUUGUAGAUGUCACCAAGGUCAGCGUGUCACUGGCCUGGGAGAAACCUGAGCAUGAUGGAGGCAGCAGGAUUGGUGGCUACCUCAUUGAGAUGCAGCCCAAGGGGACAGAUAAGUGGGGGGUUGCCACAAAUACAAAGACAUGUCAGGGCACUGUCACAGGUCUAACAAGUGGAACGGAAUAUCUAUUCCGUAUUAUUGCCUAUAACGAAAAGGGAAAGAGUGAGCCAAAGGCACUUGCUGCACCCGUUGUUGCUAGUGACAUGACCUUGGAGCCAAGCAUUAAGACACAGUUUAACACUUACAGUGUCUUAGCUGGAAAAGAUUUGACAUUAACAUUUCCUGUACUUGGCAGGCCCAAACCUCGAGUCACCUGGACCAAGGAUGGUCAGCCCCUGAAGGUGACCUCCAGAGUCAAUGUGAUAAACACUCUUACAACAACUGCAAUUCAGAUAACCGAAGCAUGCAAGGAGGACUUUGGAAAGUACUUGAUUACAGCAAUCAAUACUGCAGGCACAUUUACUGAUAAUGUGGCUAUUAUUAUUCUUGACAAACCAGGUCCACCAAGUGGUCCACUUAAAGUUGUUGAGGUGAGUAACACCUUUGUCCACCUUUCAUGGGAACCUCCAGAGUACACAGGUGGAUGUCAGGUGAAGCAUUAUAUAGUAGAAAAGCGAGAGACCACAAGCAAUACAUGGCAGUCCGUCACCACACAGCUUGCUAGAACAGCUUUCAAAGUGACCAAGCUGAAGACUGGUGUAGAAUACCAGUUCAGGGUAAUUGCUGAAAACAGAUAUGGAAAAGGUGUUCCUCUGGAGUCAAAGGCUAUUGUUGUGCAGUACCCAUACAAACCACCGGGCCCCCCUGGAACACCAUAUGUCAAAUCUGCAACAAAGGAGAUGAUGAUCAUUGAAUGGAAUGAACCAGUCAACGAUGGUGGAAGUGCUGUCAUUGGUUACCAUCUAGAGAGCAAAGAGAGAAACAGUAUCCUGUGGAGCAAACUUAACAAGACUUUAAUUGCCGAUACUCAGUUCAAGAUCUGUAAUCUUGAAGAAGGAAUUGGAUAUGAGUUCAGAGUGUUUGCUGAAAAUAUUGUUGGCGUUGGCAGAUGCAGUAAAGUCUCUGAGUCCUUUGUUGCUCGUGAUCCAUGUGAUCCUCCUGGUGCUCCAGAGGCUGUAAAAAUUUCUAAAGACCUCAUCAAGAUUAGCUGGACCAAGCCUCAGUAUGAUGGUGGCAGCAAAGUAAAUGGCUAUAUUGUUGAAAGGAAAGACCUCUCUUCCCCUGAUGGCCGCUGGGUCAGAGUGAACUUCACUAAUAUAAUGGAGACUGAAUAUAAUGUCAGCGGUUUAACAGAAAAUGAACAGUAUGAAUUUAGGGUUAUAGCCAGAAAUGCAGCUGGUGUCUUCAGCGAGCCUUCUGAAAGCUCUGGACCUAUAACUGCUACUGAUGAAAUUGAGCCGCCGCGAGCAUCCAUGGACCCCAAGUACAAGGAUGUUAUUGUUGUUACUGCUGGGGAACAUUUAACUCUUCAUGCUGACAUCCACGGAAAACCACUUCCUGACAUUGUCUGGCUAAAGGAAGGCAAAGAAAUUGAUACAUCUCUGCGCACUGAAGUGAAAAACACUCAUAAAUGUGCUGUGGUGACUAUCAAGGAUGUAACAAAAACGGACACAGGGCACUAUGAACUUGUUCUCAAAAACCUGGGUGGUAUGAAGACCUUCCCAAUUUCUGUCAAAGUCCUUGACAAACCAAGUAAACCAAUGGGACCCUUGAGAGUAACAGAAAUCAUGGCUGACAGGUGUAUCCUUGCCUGGUCUGAGCCAGCCCUGGACGGUGGUGCUAAUAUCACUCAUUACACCUUGGAGAAGAGAGAGACCAGCAGCUUAUCAUGGACAGUGGCUGCUGCCAAUAUCCAGAGUCUGUACUACAAACUAACAAACAUGCUUGCCGGGAAUGAAUAUAUUUUCAGAGUAAGGGCUGUUAACAAAUAUGGAGUUGGUGAUUAUCUUCAAAGUGAACCCAUCAUGGCACGGAAUCCAUACAAGCCCCCGAGUGCUCCUGGAACACCAGAAGCAAGUCAGAUCACAAAAGAUUCCAUGGUUCUGUCAUGGACAGUUCCAGAACAGACUGGGGGAGCCGAUAUUGCUGGCUAUCACCUUGAAAAACGUGACAAAGAUAGUGUCAGGUGGACAAAGUGUAACAGACAAAAAUUGGCAGACACUCAUUUCAAAGUGACAGGAUUGAUGACAGAUCACUUUUAUGAAUUCCGAGUUGCGGCUGAGAAUGAGGCUGGAAUUGGAGACCUCAGUGAACUAUCUCUAUUUUAUAGAGCAUGUGAUGCUACAACACCACCAGGACCCCCUCACCAUCCCAAGGUGACAGACUACACAAAGUCAUCUGUAUCUCUUUCCUGGAACAAACCUGACUGGGACGGUGGUGCCUAUAUCAAGGGCUACAUUGUUGAAAUGCGGGAGUAUAUACCAGUGCCAGAAUCAACAGAGGAGGUAGAAGUAGCCCCAGCAGUAGACGAACCAGUCGAAAAAGACUGGCUCAUGUGCACGCCCCCAGCUGGCAUUCAGGCUACUAAAAUCGUGAUCUCCAACUUAAAACAAGGUGAAGAAUAUCAGUUCCGUGUCUGUGCCAUCAACUCGGAAGGAGUGGGAGAGGCUGCUUAUGUCCACGGCACUGUGGUUGCUCAUGACAGGAUUGAAGCACCGGAAAUAGAGCUUGACGCUGACCUCAGAAAGGUGGUAUCUGUCCGCGCUGGUGGUACACUGCGUUUGUUUGUCACCAUUAGAGGAAAGCCCGAACCUGCUGUAAAAUGGGAAAAGAUUGAUGGUGCUGUCACAGAUCGUGCUGUGAUUGACACCACCACCUCAUACACUAUGCUUGUAAUUGACAAUGUUAACCGCUGGGACAGUGGCAAAUACUCACUUACUCUGGAGAACAACAGUGGUUCAAAGUCUGCUAUUGUAGCAGUUAGAAUUUUGGAUACACCGAGUGCUCCGCAGAACUUCACUAUGCAGGAGCUCAGAAAAGAUUCAGUGACACUUGUCUGGGAUACGCCCCUCACUGAUGGUGGGUCUAAAAUCACAAACUACAUUGUGGAGAAGAGGGAGUCUGUCCGGAAGGCCUACACUACUGUAACCAACAACUGUACAGCCAACACAUUCAAAAUUGAGGAGCUUCCCGAAGGUGGCAUUUUCUACUUCAGAGUUUGCGCUGUUAACGAGUAUGGCCAAGGCCAGAUGGUUGAAACCAAAGAAAUUAAAGUGUCGGAAGUACCCCUGCAACCGAGUAAAGUAACUGUUGUGGAUGUGACCAAAACCAGCGUUUCACUUUCAUGGGACAAACCUGCUCAUGACGGUGGUAGUAAAGUAAUCUGUUACAAUGUGGAAUUUAAGCCCAAGAGUGGUGAAAAAUGGGGCACUGCUUGCACAGUCAAGGUGCCGGAGGCAACUAUUCCUAACUUGACUCCCAAUGAAACCUAUCUAUUUAGAGUUGUAGCAAUCAACGAGAAGGGAAAAAGCGAUCCCAAGGAUCUUGGGCUGCCUGUGGUAGCAAAGGAUAUUGCAGUAGAGCCGUCUGUCAAAUUACUUUUCACAACAUACAGCGUGAAGGCCAGAGAUGACCUGACUGUUGAGGUCCCAGUGAGAGGCAGACCUAAGCCUGUCGUCUCAUGGAAGAAGGACAAUCUUCCUCUGAAGCAAACUUCUUCGGUUACAAUUUUAAACACAGCAACCUCAUCCAAGAUCCUCAUUAAAGAGGCUAGCAGGGAGCAUGUUGGAAAGUAUGAGAUCACCCUGGCCAACACAGCAGGAACAGUAACAACACAUCUAGAUGUAGUUGUCCUAGAUAGACCAAGUUCACCUAAAAGCAUUAAGGUGGAUUCUGUGACUUCUGAUAGCAUCACACUUUCCUGGUCUCCCCCAGAUUAUAAUGGUGGCUGCUGCAUAAGUAACUAUAUUGUUGAGAAGAGAGAUACCAACACACAAGAGUGGCAAAUGGUUGCAAGCAACGUGGCAAGAACGUCUUACAAGGCCGGCCGCCUAAUGCAUGGGGCAGAAUACCAAUUCCGCAUCUAUGCAGUCAACCGUUAUGGAAAAAGCACAUAUCUAGAUUCUCCUGCAAUUACCGCUCAGUACAACUUUAAGCAACCUGGACCACCCUCUACACCAACUGUAAAGGUAGCUACUAAGUCUUAUAUGGUGGUGACCUGGAAUGAGCCUGUCAAUGAUGGGGGAAGUCCUGUUCUAGGCUAUCAUCUAGAGCAGAAAGAGCGUGCUAGCAUUCUCUGGACCAAGAUCAACAGAGGAAUGAUCAAGGACUCUGAAUACAAAGUCAGUGGAGUCGAAGAGGGAAUGAUGUAUGAAUAUCGUGUCUACGCUGAAAAUAUUGCUGGAAUCGGUAAAUGCAGCAAGUCCUCUGAAGCUGUUGCCGCAAGAGAUCCAUGUGAUCCUCCAGGUACCCCCAUUGUCACCUCCAUUAGCAGGUCAUCUGUGUCCUUGUCUUGGGCUAAACCAGAAUAUGAUGGUGGUGCCAAGGUUUCUGGCUACAUUGUUGAACGCAGAGAUCUCCCAGAAGGACGUUGGACAAGGUGCAACUUCACCAAUGUGCCUGAGACUCACUAUCAUGUGACUGGUCUUACAGAGGACAGCCAGUAUGACUUCCGUGUCACUGCUAAGAAUGCAGUGGGAUUGUUCAGUGAACCAUCUGAUAACACUGGGCCCAUCACUGUAAAAGAUGAUGUAGAACCGCCACGCAUCAUGAUGGAUGUCAAAUUCAGGGAGACAAUGUUUGUGAAAGCAGGUGAAACUUUAAAGAUUAAUGCUGACCUUGCCGGCCGCCCUGCACCUGUCAUUUCCUGGAGCAAAGACGGCAAAGAAAUUGAGCUCAGAGCAAGAAUCCAGAUUGUUUCAACAGACACCAACACAUUGGUAAUUGUGAAAGAUUGCAUCAGACGUGAUUCUGGACAAUAUGUACUCACUCUACAGAAUAUUGCUGGUACAGUUAGUCUACCAAUAAACUGUGUGGUCAUGGAUAAAUGUGGACCUCCUGCAGGACCUUUGCAGAUUUCAGGUCUCACUUCUGAGGAAUGCACUCUGUCGUGGGGUCCACCUCAAGAGACCGGCGGUGCUGAGAUCACACACUAUGUUAUUGAGAAGCGCGAGACCAGCCGUUUGGCCUGGACACUAGUAAAGGAAAUCACUAAGACUUACUUUAAAGUUACAGGACUCCUGAAGGGCAAUGAAUAUAUCUUCAGGGUUUUGGCUGUUAACAAGCAUGGAAGUGGUGAGGCUUUGGAGAGUGAUGCUGUAAAGAUUACAGAUCCAUACACUUUUGCCUCUGCCCCACUUGGAAUUGAUGUCACUGACAUUACUGGAGAUUCAAUGACCCUCAUAUGGUGCAAACCAAUGAGUGAUGGAGGCAGUCCAAUCACUGGAUAUGUGAUUGAGCGGCGGGAAAAGACAGGCAUGCGUUGGCUCCGUGUAAAUAAAGAUCCAGUGGUUGAAUGUACCACAAAGGCAACCAAACUGCGCAAAGGUUGUGAGUACGACUUCAGGGUCUAUGCUGAAAAUGCUGCUGGACUGAGCCCUCCAAGUGAACCAUCCGCUUCAUUUAGGGCAGUAGAUCCUCUGGCAGUUCCUAGUCCUCCAGCCAAGCCAAAGAUUGUCAGUUCAACCAAAGACAGUGUUUCCAUUGUCUGGAAACCACCUACAGAUAAUGGAGGUGCUCCUAUCCUUGGAUACAGUGUAGAAUACAGAGACUACAAUCGCAAACCGGAAGCAGGGGUCGACAAAGAUGAGGAGGAAUAUGAAGAAGAUGAGGAAGAACCAGAGUCACUUGAAGAACUACAAAGAUGGGCUGAGGCUGUCUCUCUUACCAAAAGUUUGGAGUUCACGAUCACUGAACUAAAAACCGACACUGAGUAUGAAUUCUGUGUCAGGGCAAUUAACAAAGUUGGAAGCAGUGAGCGCAGCCGCUAUUCCGAUGUCGCUGUGGCAGUAGAAAGAACUGCAGAGCCAUCAUUUGAUGUGGACAUAGAGAUGCGCAAAGUCCUUGUUGUUAAGCACGGCAUAGCAUUUACCCUCAAUAUUCCAUUUAAAGGUAAACCUGUUCCGGUAGUGGAAUGGGCCAAGGAGGGCACUGAUCUAAAGGUGAGAGGAACAAUUGAUUCAACAAGCUCCAGCACUUCACUGACCAUUGAGAAGUCAACAAGAAAUGACUCUGGAGAGUAUAGCGUCACUAUUGAAUCAUCAUUAGGAAAAGCAACAUUAGCCAUGGUUGUCAAGGUGCUUGACUCUCCUGGGCCUCCCAUCAAUGUCAGUGUUUCAGCAGUAACCAGGGACUCUGCAACCCUUACUUGGGAAGCCCCUGAAAAUGACGGUGGCGAUGCAGUGAAAGCUUACCAUGUUGAAAAACGUGAGGCCAGCAAAAAGGCCUGGGUUUCUGUGACAACAAACUGUCAUGCAUUGACAUACAAAGUGGAAGAUCUGCAGGAGGGAGCCAUGUAUUACUUCAGAGUUAUUGGGGAAAAUGAAUAUGGAGUGGGCGUCCCCCAGGAGGCAAAGGCUGGAACAAAGAUUACAGAGGUACCAAGUGCCCCUACAAAACUAGGAAUAGCGAAUGUCACAAAAGACACCGUAACAAUUGUUUGGACACGACCUGACUAUGAUGGAGGUAGCAGAGUCACUGGUUACCUCAUUGAUGCUCUGGAGAAGGGGCAGACAAAAUGGGUUAAAUGUGCCACAGUGAGGCUCAUGAGCCAUAGCAUUAAAGGCUUAAGGGAAGGGACAGAGUAUUUCUUCAGAGUGCGAGCUGAGAACCAUGCUGGACUAAGUGAACCUAAAGAGAUGAUUGUUCCGGUUAUUGUCAAGGAGCUUCAAGAGGCUCCAGAGUUUGAUUUGAAGAACUACCCCAAGAAUACAGUUUAUGUGAGAGCUGGAUCCAACCUGACUUUUGAUAUCCCACUUACUGGCAAGCCAAUGCCUAAAGUGAAUGUGUCCAAGAACAAUGUUGUCAUCAAGGGAUCCAAGCGACUAUUGACAGAAGUCACUCCAGACAGCUUAACCAUCACCCUGAAUGAAAGCAUGGCUAGUGAUGCUGGCAAAUAUGAGAUAACAGCCUCAAACCCCGGUGGUGCCACCAAGAUCUUCAUGAACAUUGUUGUAUUGGAUAGACCUGGACCCCCUAUUGGACCUGUGGAGACAGGAGAAGUCGGAGAGACUACAGUGUACCUAAAAUGGGCUCCUCCAGAGUAUGAUGGUGGAAGUCCUGUUACCAACUACAUUGUCCUGAAACGGGAAACUAGCACUCCUACCUGGACAGAGGUGUCAACUAGCAUAGCAAGAAACCAAAUUAAGGCAACAAAGCUGACCAAGGGGGAGGAGUAUCAGUUCAGGAUUAAGGCUCAAAAUCGCUAUGGUGUUAGCGACCACAUUGACAGCAAGCCGGUUAUGAUCAAGCUUCCAUACACUUUCCCUGGACCUCCAUCCACCCCAUGGAUUAGUUACGUAUCUAGAGACAGCCUGACUGUCUGCUGGAAUGAGCCAGUCAAUGACGGUGGAAAUCCUGUGAUUGGAUAUCAUCUUCAAAUGAAGGAGAGAGGCAGUAUCCUCUGGCAAAAAAUCAAUAAAACAGCAAUACCAGGAAACCAGUGGAGGGUCACCAACAUCUGCCCAGGUCUCAUCUAUGAGUUCAAGGUGGCUGCUGAAAAUGCUGCUGGUAUUGGAAAGAUGAGUAAGACAUCUGAAGAGGUGCUGGCUAUUGACGCUUGCGACCCUCCAGCAAACGUUCAUGUCACUGAAGUGACCAAGAACUCUGUCAGCUUGUCCUGGCAGAGGCCACCGUAUGAUGGCGGCAGUAAGAUUACUGGCUACAGUGUGGAGAGGAGGGAAGCUGCCAGUGGCAGAUGGGUGAAGGCUAACUUCACAAACAUUCUUGAGAUGGGCUUCACAGUUUCUGGGUUGAACCAGGAUGAGUCUUACGAGUUCAGGGUGUAUGCAAAGAAUGCUGUCGGCUCUGUCAGCAAUCCUUCUCUUAUUGCUGGCCCAGUCACGUGCAUUGAUGCAUGUGGCACUCCAGCCAUUGACCUGCCUCCUGAGUAUUUGGAUGUGGUUCAGUACAAGGCUGGAACUUCAAUUAAACUCAGAGUUGGAAUUUUUGGCCAACCUCAGCCAAGCAUAGAGUGGCUGAAGAAUGAAAAGGAGCUUGUAGCGUCUUCAUCACUGUGUGUGGAAAACACAACUGACUCGUGUGCCAUCCUGAUCAAGGAUGCAACUCGCUUCCACACUGGCUCAUAUGAUAUCAAGAUCAAGAAUAUUUUGGGCUCAGCAUCUGCAACGAUCAGGAUUGAAAUCCUCGAUAAACCAGGACCCCCGGCUGGCAGCAUUCAUUUUAACUCCAUUACAGCAGACAAAAUCACCUUCAGCUGGGAGCCUGUAUGUGCAGCCGACCAUGGAGGUUCCAAGGUGACCCACUACAUUGUCGAAAGGCGUGAGACCAGCAGGGUAGUCUGGUCAACCGUUUCAGAGCGACAUGAGAAGACCUACAUCACUGUCGGCAAACUGGUGCAAGGAAAUGAAUAUGUGUUUCGUGUAAUGGCUGUUAACAAGUAUGGCGUUGGAGAACCACUGGAGUCGGAAGCUGUCUUUGCGAAGAAUGCCUUUGUAACUCCAGGGCAGCCACAUACUCCUGAGGUGAACACCAUCACCAAAACUACAAUGGUGGUGGAAUGGGACAAACCAGGUGUGGACGGGGGGAGCACGGUUACUGGCUACUACCUGGAGAGACGUGACAAGAAGAGUUUGCGCUGGAUUCGAGUUUACAAAGAUCCUGUUGCUAACAUCAAACAAACUGUCUACCAUCUAACUGAAGGAAAUGAAUACCAAUAUCGUGUCUGUGCCAUUAACAAGGCUGGAGAAGGACCAUUUUCAGAUGUAUCCGACUACUACAAGGCUGCAGAUCCAGUUGAUCCACCAGAUGAGCCUAGUAAGCUGAAGGUGAUCGAUUCCACAAAGACCUCUAUCACAUUGGGGUGGUCUAAGCCAGAGUGGGAUGGAGGCAGUGAAGUGACCAGCUACAUGGUGGAGAAACUUACUGAGGGAGAGGAAGACUGGGAAAUGGUUACUUUGAAGGGGGAGGUCAAGAUGUCGGAAUACACUGUACACGACCUAAAACCAAAUGUUAACUAUUGCUUCAGAGUUUCUGCUGUCAACAGCGCAGGCCGUGGGGAGCCAUUGGAGAUGACUGAGCCUGUACAGGCUAAGGAUAUUCUCGAGGAAGCCCAGAUUGACUCAGAUGUGGCCAUGAGAACUCACUACAUUGUGAAGGCUGGCAAGGAUGUGGAGCUCUCUGUUCCUCUGAAGGGUCGGCCGGCUCCCUCAGCAUCUUGGAGCAAAGGAGACAAAUGCAUUGACAGCGACCCCUCAUAUGAAUUCCACCACUCAGAUAUGACCACAGUCCUUGUUAUGCGUGAAGUGACCAAGCAUGACACUGCAAAGUACACAGUGAAAAUUGAGAAUGGUGUGGGAGAUCCCAAAACACUGACUUUGUCCGUGAAGGUCCAGGACUCUCCAGCUCCAUGCAGAAACCUGACAUUGAAAGAAGUAACUCGUGGAAAAAUCACUCUUUGCUGGGAACCUCCACUCCUUGAUGGUGGCGCUGAAGUCACCAACUACAUUGUUGAGAAGAGGGACUCUUCCAAGAGAUCCUACUCUGCAGUGACAAGCAAAUGCACUGACACAUCCUACACCAUUGAAGAUCUCUCUGAAAAGGCAUCCUUCUUUUUCCGUGUUCUAGCAGAGAAUGAAAAUGGUGUUGGUGAACCAUGCGAAACGCUUGAACCAGUAAAGGCUACAGAGACCCCUGGACCGGUUAAAGAAGUUUCUAUGAAGGAUUCGUCCAAGACCUCUGUCACGCUUCAGUGGCUAAAGCCUGAUUAUGAUGGCGGCAGCAUCAUAUCUGACUACAUAAUUGAAAAGAAAGCCCUAGAUGAGGAAUGGACUCUGGGAGGCACCAGCCGACAGUGUGAAUUUGAGGUCAAGAAGCUAAAAGAGCACUCAAAUAUGUUCUUCAGAGUUGCUGCUCGAAAUGAGAAGGGUCAGAGUGACUUUGUGGAGAUAGGGCCUAUUAAGGUGAUUGACUAUGUUAUUGCACCUGAAGCAAGCCUUACAGACUACCCAAAUGGAAGAAUCUGUGUCCGCUUAGGUCAUAAUGUCCAUAUUGAGCUGCCAUACAGAGGUAAACCUAAGCCAUCGGUCAUGUGGCUAAAGGACAACCUUCCUUUGAAGGAGAGCGAGCAAAUUCGCUUUAGAAAGACAGACAACAAAGCCACUCUAAUGAUAAAGAAUGUGAAGAAGGAGAAUGAGGGUAAAUUUACACUAACUCUUGACAACAAAAUCAACAGGAAGUCCUUCCAUAUCUACGUCAUUACACUUGGACCCCCAUCAAAGCCUGUUGGACCCAUCCGUCUAGAUGAAGUAAGAGCAGAAAGCAUCAUGAUGUCCUGGGAUGAGCCCAAUGACGAUGGUGGUGGAGACAUCAACUGUUACACUGUCGAGAAGCGUGACACCUCUCAGCCUACUUGGAAGAUGGCUUGUUCCAAUGUGGUGGGAACUCAGUUCAAAGUACCCAACCUGAUCAAGGGUGUCCAGUAUCAGUUCAGAGUCUGUGCUGAGAACAGAUAUGGUGUCAGUGAGCCUCUGGUUUCACAGAUGGUAAUUGCCAAGCAUCAGUUCAGACCUCCAGGGCCACCAGGCAAGCCUGUUGUGUAUAAUAUUACCAAUGAUGGCAUGACAAUCCAGUGGGAACAGCCUAUCUACGAUGGUGGUACACCCAUCCAGGGUUUCCAUGUGGAGAAGAGGGAAAAGAACAGCAUCAUGUGGCAAAAAGUGAACGCUGUGCUGAUCAAAGAAACAGAAUACAGAAUUCUGGGAUUGAUUGAAGGCCUAGAGUAUUCGUUCAGAGUGUAUGCACAGAAUGAUGCUGGCUGCAGCCGACUGAGUGAUAAUAGCAAGCCAGCAAUGGCCGUCAGUCCUGUUGAUCCUCCCGGCCAGCCGGACUACACUGAUGUGACAAGUGAUUCAAUAACGCUAAAGUGGGAUGCACCCAAACGUGAUGGAGGUAGCAAGAUUACUGGCUACAACAUUGAGAAACGACAAGGACAGGGACGCUGGUUCAAGGCUAACUUGACUGAUGUCCAUGACUGCCAAUACACUGUGACUGGUUUGGCUAUGAAUGAGCGUUAUGAGUUCAGAGUGAUCGCCAGAAAUGCUAUUGGUGUUGUCAGCCCACCGUCCAACUCAUCGGGUUUGAUUGUGGUCAGGAGUGAGAAUGCUGCUCCUCAGAUUGAAUUUGGCGCAGAGUAUUUUGAGGGUUUGACUGUUAAAGCGGGAGACAACAUCAGAGUGAAGGUGGCCAUAACUGGACGACCUGUUCCUAAGGUAGUCUGGUACAAAGAUGGUGUGAAAAUCACCAAAAAGAUGAUGGAUACUGUCACCGUAGCCGGAUACAGCACUCUUUUUGUCAGAGAUGCUGACCGCACUCACCGCGGCCUCUACACUGUUGAAGCUAUCAAUGGAUCUGGCAGCAAAAAGCAGGAUCUCCUGGUUCAAGUUCAAGACACACCUGGGGAGCCAGUAGGACCCAUCACUUUCAGCAACAUCUCAGAGGGCCGAUGCACACUGUCCUGGAAGCCACCAGAGAAUGAUGGCUGCUCCGAAAUUUCACAUUAUAUCAUUGAGAAACGUGAAACAUCCAAGAUCUCCUGGGCAUUAGUCUCUGAUGAAUGUCAGGAGUGCAGUUACACAACAACCAAACUCAUCAAAACAAAUGAGUACCAGUUCAGGGUCUCAGCUGUGAACAAAUUUGGUGUUGGCAGACCCUUGGAAUCCUGCCCUAUUAUUGCACAGUUACAAUACACUACCCCCGAUUCCCCGGGCACUCCUGACUCCACUGAGAUAACAGGAGAGAGCAUAACCCUGGCCUGGACUCCUCCAACAUCUGAUGGAGGAAACCCCAUUCAGUACUACAUUCUGGAAAAACGAGAGAAGAAGACUGUCCGGUUCUACAAGGUGCUUUCAAAGAAACCCAUCGUUGAAUGUGCUCACAAGGUUCUCCAUCUCACUGAGGACAUGGAAUAUGAGUUCCGGGUCAUGGCUGUCAAUGAUGCUGGUGUUGGAGCUCCCAGCAAUAUCUCCAUGCCCAUUAAAGCUGUUGACCCAAAGGAUAUCCCCUGUGCUCCAUCUGUGAUCUGCGUGUCAGACUCCACUAAUACAUCCAUCAGUCUGGAAUGGACAAAGCCUGUAGAUGACGGAGGUUCUGAGAUCCUAGGCUACAUCAUUGAAAUGGUUAGGUGCAAUGAAAUUGACUGGAAUAGAGUAAAUGAAGAGCUGGUAGCAGAAACAAAGUAUAUGGUGACCGGUUUACAUACUGAGGCUGAGUAUAAGUUCCGUGUUGCAGCUGUAAAUCUUGUCGGAAGAGGUGAGGACAUGGAAACUCUGGAACCUGCUCAGGCUGUUGAUAGACUAGCACCACCUGAGGUGGAUAUUGAUGCCACCUUCAAGCAGACGCACAUUGUAAAGGCAGGAGGUUCAGUGAUACUAGGUGUCCAAUUCAGGGGGAAGCCAGUUCCCACCGCCACUUGGGUGAAAGAAGAGGGACAACUAGGUGUCAUGUCAGAGGUUACAACUGCAGAGGGCAGCAGUACUUUACUUAUAGAAAACUGCACCAGGAAUGAUACAGGUAAAUACACCGUUAACCUGGAGAACAGCAGUGGUAGCAAAGCCAUUACUUUUACUGUAAAAGUCAUGGAUACACCUGGAGCUCCUCAGGCUGUAGCCUUCCAGGAGGUGUCCAGAGGCUCAGUCACACUUAUAUGGGAUCCGCCACUUAAUGAUGGAGGAGCACGAAUCCACCACUAUGUUGUUGAGAGGCGCGAGGCAAGCCGUCGUACCUGGCAGCAGUCGGGGGGCAAGUGCACUCAGAAUGUCAUGAAGAUUCAGGACCUCCUGGAGGGAGUACCAUACUUCUUCAGGGUCUCUGCAGAGAACCAGCAUGGUGUUGGUGAGGCUUUUGAGAUAACAGAGCCUGUCAUUGCCACUGCUGAGCCAGCAUCUCCAAAGAGAAUAGACAUUGUAGACACCACAGACAGUUCUGUGUCACUCAGCUGGCUAAAACCAGAGCACGAUGGUGGUAGCCGUAUCCAGUGUUAUAUCAUUGAGGCCAAGCCGAAGGGGACAGAUAAAUGGGUGGUAGUUGGCAACACCAUGAAUAUCUCCUAUGUGAUUGAAAAACUUAACAAGGGAGAUGAGUAUCACUUCCGUGUGAAGGCCAAGAAUGAGUCCGGCCUCAGCACACCUAGGGAAACUCUGACACCAGUCUUGGUCAAAGAGCCUCAUAUUGAUCCCGCAGCUGAUAUCAGUGAGAUUCCAAACCAGCUGAUCACAUGCAGAUCUGGCAGCACUUUUACCAUUAAUGUUCCAAUUAGUGGGAGACCUGCUCCCAAAGUAGCCUGGAGGCUGGAGGAGAUGAGACUGAAGAACUCAGAAAGAGUUUCUAUUCAAGUAACUAAAGGAAGAACAAGCAUAUCAGUCAAGGAUGCCAUGAGGGGUGAUGGUGGUAAAUACUACUUGACACUGGAAAAUGUCGUUGGAAGGAAGACCUUCGCUAUUGAAGUAAAUGUUACAGGUAGACCGAGUCCUCCAAUGGGGCCUGUUGAAAUCUCAAAUAUUACCUCUGAGUCCUGUGUUGUUAACUGGGAAGCCCCGGAGGACGAUGGUGGCACUGACAUUACCAACUAUAUUGUGGAGAAGCGUGAAUCUGGUUCGUCUGCCUGGGUCCUUAUCAACUCCAGUGUGAAACGCACAUCUCUCCAUGUUAGUCAUCUGACCAAGUACAUGCAGUACACCUUCAGGGUCUCUGCUGAAAAUAGAUUCGGCGUGAGCAAACCUACUGAAUCUGAAACCAUCGUUGCAGAGCAUCCUUACACACCUCCUGGACCCCCAACAAGGCCAUCUGUCAUUAAUGUCUCUGCCAACACAAUGACCUUGAAGUGGGAGGAGCCUUACCAUGAUGGUGGCAGCAAGGUGACAGGUUAUUGGAUUGAGAAGAAGGAGAGAAAUAAUAUUCUCUGGGUGAGGGAGAACAAGAUCCCAUGCUUUGAGUGUUUUUACAAGGUAGAGGGCCUUGUUGAAAGUCUCGAGUACCAGUUCCGAGUUUAUGCCAUGAACAGUGCUGGUCUGAGCAAAGCCAGUGAAGCAUCUAAAGGAGCUGUUGCUCAAAACCCUGUUGAUCCACCAUGUAAGCCGGAAGUGACAAAAGUAACAAGAACUACUGUGUCACUCAAAUGGUUGGCUCCACUGAAUGACGGUGGCAGUCCGAUUGUAGGAUACAUUAUUGAACGUAAACCAUACACUUCAACUGGCGAGGGCCGCUGGCUGAAGUGUAACUACACUAAUGUGAUAGACACUUCCUACACUGUUACUGCCCUGGGAGAAGGAGAACCCUACGAGUUCCGAAUCAUUGCAAAGAAUGCCAACCAGGUCUUCAGUACCCCAUCAGAGUCCACCGGCUCUGUGCAGUGCAAGACAGACUUUGAACCUCCAAAGGCUCAGUUGGACAGCAAACUCCUGUCUGAAGUUGUUGUGGUGAGAGCUGGGUCAGAUCUGGUUCUGGAUGCUGCAGUGGGGGGUAGGCCUGAUCCCAAGGCUUCCUGGUCCAAGGGAAACAGGGAUCUGGAGUUGUGUGAAAAGUACCAUCUGCAAUACACAUCUAACCGGGCAAUGGCCAUCAUCAAGUUCUGUGACAGAGAUGAUACCGGAAAGUACACUCUUACUGUCAAGAAUGUGAGUGGAACCAAGACUGCUGAGGUCAAUGUGAAAGUGCUUGACACUCCAGGAAAAUGUGAAGGCAGUGUUGAGAUCAGCAAAAUAACUGAAGAGUCGUGUACUCUUAGCUGGAAAUCUCCUAUGGAGGAUGGUGGUGAUGAAGUCUCUCAUUACCUGGUGGAGAGGAGAGAUACCAACAGACUCAACUGGGUUAUCAUGCAUGCCGAGUGCAAGCAACUGACCUGCAACAUCACUGGACUGUUCAAGAACACAGAAUACCUAUUCAGAGUCCGAGGAGUCAACAAGUACGGUGAUGGAGUCCCCCUCCAGUCAGCGCCCAUGGUCGCCAAGAACACUUUCACUGUUCCAACUCCACCGGGUGCACCUGAGAUACUGGUGUCCGGAAAAGAUUUUGCAACCAUUGAGUGGCUGAAGCCUGAGAGUGAUGGCGGCAGUCCAUUGAUCCACUAUCUUGUUGAGAGGCGAGAGAGGAAGAGUGCCCGCUGGGUGAAGGUGAACAGGAGUGGAGCACACCUCAACACAACAUUGAAGGUGUCUGGUUUGACCGAAGGCAACAUAUACCAAUUCAGGGUGAUAGCCAUCAAUAAGGCUGGAGAGAGUGAACCCAGUGAGGUUUCACUGUAUGUUGUCUGCAGAGUGCCAACAUGUACCCCUACACCCCCUUCUGCACCUCGCAUCACUGACACCCAUGCUGACAGCAUUAGCCUGGCCUGGUCUCGACCUGUGGAGGAUGGGGGAGCUGAUGUUAUUGGCUACUUACUGGAAAUGCAGGAAGCUGGAACAGAGGAGUGGAAGAAGGCCCACGAGAAGACACUGCGUGCUACGGAAUAUGUGGUGGUAGGACUAUACUCAAGCAAGAAGUACCGCUUCAGAGUGGCCGGCAUCAACUUCAAUGGUACUGGAGACUUUAGUGAGCCUUGUGCUGAGACUGAGCCCGUGGAGAGAAUUGAAACACCUGACUUUGAGGUCCACGAUGACCUUAAGAAGACCAUAUGCCUACGUGCUGGCGGUUCUCUGCGCCUUUUUGUAAAUGUUAGUGGCCGUCCUGCUCCGGCAAUCACUUGGAGCAAACCAGGUGUUGACCUCAACAACCGAGGCUUUAUAGAGGUCACCCACAAGUCAACUACACUCAUCAUUGAUAAGGUUCAUCGCUAUGAUGCUGGAAAAUACACGCUGGUCGCUGAAAACUCUGCUGGAAAACAAGAAGUCCAAAUUCUGGUCAAAAUCUAUGACACACCAGGACCAACAGGACCCAUCAAGAUUAAGGAACUCACCAAAGAAUCGGCCAUCAUCUCUUGGGAUGCUCCAAUCGUGGAUGGUGGUGCUCCUGUCAACAAUUAUAUUAUUGAGAGGCGUGAAGCCUCCAUGAGAGCAUACAAAACGGUCACUUCCAAGUGCAGCAAGACAUCCUUCAAGAUUGAUGGCCUGAUAGAGGGCAUGCUGUACUACUUCAGAGUCCUUCCUGAGAACAUUUACGGUGUUGGUGAGCCUCGUGAAACUCCAGAUGUCAUCCUGGCUUGUGAGGUGCCUCAGCCACCGCACAAACUGGAGGUGAUAGACGUCACCAGGAGUACAGUCUCGUUAGGCUGGGAGAAGCCAGAGCAUGAUGGGGGUAGUAGACUGACAGGCUACAUUGUAGAGGCCUGCAAAUUUGGUACUGACAAAUGGCUGAAGGUGGCCUCGUUGAAGCUAACUGACUUUGAGCACACGGUUGAAAAGCUGAAUGAGAAUGAGCAGUACUUGUUCCGAAUCAAAGCCAUCAACAGUCGUGGUGCCAGUGAAGCAAAGGAGCUUGUCACACCCGUAACUGUGCAAGAACAAAGAGUGAUGCCUGCAGUGGAUUUCUCCAGUCUUCCCCAGAAAGCUGUUAACGUUCUGGCUGGUAGAACCCUGGAGCUAGACCUGCCGAUCAUUGGCAGGCCACCUCCUGCCUGCUUUUGGUACUUUGGUGACAACAGGUUAAAAAUCACUGACCGUGUCAAGAUCCAGAGCACUGGCAAAUUUUCUAAACUGACCGUGUCAGACACAACUAUUGAUGACACUGGCAGCUACACCAUGGAGGUGAAGAACACUGUUGGAGUAGUCACUGAGGUUAUCAAGGUCAUCGUUCUAUCCAAACCUGACGAACCAAAGGGACCGAUCAGAUUCGAUGAGAUUGAUGCCACCACAGUCACCUGCAGCUGGGAUCCUCCACCCAGAGAUGGUGGAGCUCCCAUCAGUGGAUAUGUGGUGGAGCAACGAGAUGCCCACAGACCAGGUUGGGUGCCGGUCUGUGACUCCAUCAGCCGACCCACAUUUAAAUUUGCGAACCUGAUUGAGGGAGAUGAAUAUGUCUUCCGUGCGGCUGCUGUGAAUCGUUAUGGCACCGGAGAAUUUUUGCAGUCGGAGAUUGUCACCUGCAGGAGCUUGAAAAAUGUGUCUGGACCUCCUGGCCGACCAACCAUUUUUGAUGUUUCACGUGAUGGUAUGACAAUAGCCUGGAAUCCACCAGAAGAGGAUGGUGGCCUUGAGGUUUCUGGUUACAUCAUUGAGCGCAAAGAAGUUAGGUCUGACAGAUGGGUGCGUGCCAACAAGAACCCCGUCACCAUGACUAGAUACAGGUCAACAGAGCUGAUUGAAGGUCUGGAGUACGAGCACAGAAUCAUCAGCAUCAAUUCCCGUGGAAUGAGCAAACCAAGUCUGCCUUCUAAACCAGCUGUGGCAUCAGAUCCCAUUGAUCCACCUGGUUGCCCUCAGAACCCACGGAUCACGGAAACCACCAAGUCAUCGGUGUCACUGGCUUGGAGUCCCCCAGAUGAUGAAGGAGAUGCCAGGGUAGAUGGGUACCUAAUUGAGAUGCAGAAGGUGGGCACCAUGGCUUGGCUUAAGUGUAACACCACACCCUCUCUGAUCUGUGAGUACACACUGACCAACAUGCCACAAGGAGAGGAUUUCAAAUUCAGAAUAAUGGCCUGCAAUGCUGGUGGCUCUGGCGAGCCUGCUGAAGUUCCUCAAACUGUCACUAUCACAGAGAUGUUUGAAUCUCCCGAUUAUGAACUUGAUCUGAAAUACAAAGAUGUGUAUGUGGUCCGUCAUGGUGGAGUUGUCCGACUCUCUGUCCCAAUUAAGGGUAAACCUUACCCGACUUGUUUGUGGUCGAAGGACAAUGGAACAGUGUCAACUAAGGCCAUGGUUGCCUCCACUGAAGACACCAGUGAACUGGUGAUCAAAGGAGCAGAGAGGAGUGACUCUGGUCUGUAUGAGCUCCUUCUAGAAAACAAAGUUGGCAAGAAGAAGGCGCAAAUCAAGGUGAAUGUUGUCGGCCGUCCAAGUGCUCCAAAAGGACCAUUAAUGUUUGAGGAAAUCCAGGCCAACUCUGUUAAGGUGUUCUGGGGCAUUCCCACUGAUGAUGGUGGUGCAGAAAUCCUUGGUUACAUCAUCGAAAGAAGAGAAGUUACCAGAAAUGCGUGGUACACCGUGGACAGCAGAGUGACUGAUAACCACUUGGUCGUUAAGGGCCUAAAUGAAGGAACGGAAUACCAUUUUAAGGUUACUGCUGAGAACUCUUUUGGUAUCGGCCCAUCUCUGAAGUCAGAGCAGCCAUUGGUGCCCAAGACUGUGCUUAGACCACCUGAGCCUUCAACCAUGCCACCAGAAAUCAUGGACAUUACAAAAAAUUCUGUCGCACUGGCCUGGUCCAGACCAAAAGACGAUGGGGGUUCUUUCAUCACUGGCUAUUUCAUUGAGUACAAAGAAGUGUCCUCGGAGCAAUGGUGCCGCCACCCCACUAAGAUUCCCUCCACCAUGUUUACUCUAUCUGGACUCACGGCAGAUGCAGAAUAUCUCUUCUGUGUUGUUGCUGUCAACGACAUUGGCGAGAGUGAGGCUGGACCUGUGUCAGACCCAGUCACCUGCAAAGAUCCAUUUGAUAAACCUAGUCAGCCAGGCGAAAUUGAUACGACAAAUGUGACGAAUACCUUGAUCACCAUUCGCUGGCAAGCCCCAGAGUGUGAUGGUGGAAAAGAGGUCCUGGGCUACUGGGUGGAAUACAGGAAGUCCACUGAGAGCAGCUGGAAGAAAUGCAACAAGCAGAGGAUGAAAGAGAGGGAGUUCACCAUGCAUGGACUGGCUGAAGCUACCGAAUAUGAGUUCAGAGUAUUUGCUGAGAACGAGACUGGAACGAGCAGACCUAGUCGGACUGCCACUUGUAUAAAAACUAAACUCAGCGCUGAAACAAAACCAAGCCUGAGAAAGGAAAUGGAUGAAGUGACAGCCAAGCUGGGACAGCCUGCUGUCAUGAAAUGCCAGAUUAUUGGCAGGCCCGUUCCUGACAUCAAGUGGUACCACGCAGGCAAAGAGAUAGUUGAGUCCCGUAAAUACGAGAUGAGCUCUGACGGGCGUAACCACUCCCUGUCCAUCAUGACUGACCAACAAGAAGAUGAGGGAGAGUACACCUGUAAGGCUACCAAUGAUGCCGGAGAUGCAGAAACUAAAGGUAUCCUUGUAUUGGAAGCUUCUCCAUCCUUCCACUCCGAUUACCCGUUGAAGAGCACAUAUUACGCUGGCCUGGGAACAACCCUGCGCAUCCAUGCGGUGUAUAUUGGACGUCCUAUGCCAAAGAUCUUGUGGCUCCAUGAAGCAAAGACCCUGGAGAACGCAGAUGAUAUUUGUAUAGAAACCACAGAGCAUUAUACCCACCUCAUUAUCAAAAAUGUGCAACGUAGAAUCCACGGAGGCAAAUACAGGAUCAGACUGCACAACCACUUUGGCAGGGCGGACAUUGCAUUCAAUGUUGAAAUCUAUGACAAACCUGACAUGCCUCAGGGUCCCAUUGUUCUGGAGGCCCUUCUGAAGAACUCUGUCAUCAUCACCUGGAAACCCCCCAAGGACGAUGGAGGCUGCAUGAUUACCAACUACAUUGUGGAGAAGCGAGAGGACAAGGAAGGGAAUGAGUGGGAACUGGUAUCAUCAUCCAUCAAUGGUACAUCUUGUCGUGUUCCCAACCUCACUGACAGCGCUGGUUACUACUUCCGUGUGUACGCUCAGAAUCGCUAUGGCAACAGCGAGCCACUUGAGCUCACCUCACCUAUCCUCAUUAAGAGUCAACUGGAGAAACCAUCACCCCCUCAGGCAAUAGUUGUUUCUGGAAUCACCAAGGACUCCUGUGUGGUUUCUUGGAAGCCUCCACUCAGUGAUGGUGGCUCCAAAAUCAAGGGCUAUUGCCUUGAGAAAAAGCAAAAGCAUAAGAAGGAGUGGGGCGAAUGGAGUCCUGUGACAAUGGAUGAGAUCAAACAGACAGUCUUCUCGGUCAAGCGUUUGUCUGAGGGUAUAGAAUAUGUCUUCCGGGUGAAGUGCGAGAACCUUGGGGGACAAAGUGACUACAGUGAGGAAAGUGCUUGUAUUGUUCCAGUCACAGCUGUUGACGUUCGGGCUCCUGCCUUCAAGGAAGAGCUGAGGAACUUGAGUGUUAAAUACAAGAGCAAUGCUACACUUGUCUGCAAGAUCACAGGUCAGCCCAAACCAGUAAUUAAAUGGUUCAGACGAGGAAAGGAGAUCCAUUCGGAUGGAAAGAAGAUAAAGAUUCAAGAAUUCAAAGGAGGUUACCAUCAACUAGUGAUCACAGAGGCAGAUGAGGAAGACUCCACCGUGUACCAGAUCAGGGCCACCAAUCAAGGAGGUUCCAUCUGUGCUACAGUCUCUCUGGAUGUUGAAAUUCCUGCAAAGAUCCAUCUUCCCAAGAACCUGAAGGACAAAGAAGCAAUUCCUGCCCUUCGUGGAGAAAUGGUCAAUAUUAAGAUCCCGUUUGGCGGAAAACCAGAUCCUGUCAUCACAUGGCAGAAGGGACAAGAUCUUAUUGACAGCAAUGGCCACUACCAGGUCAUUGUCACCAGAUCAUUCACUUCUUUGGUUUUCCCCAACGGGGUGGAGAAGAAGGAUGCUGGCUUCUACAUUGUCUGUGCUAAAAACCGAUUUGGCAUUGAUCAGCAGACGGUUGAGCUGGAUGUGGCUGAUGUGCCUGAUCCUCCACGCGGUGUUAAAGCUAACGAUGUCUCUCGAGACUCUGUCACCCUUAACUGGGUUGCUCCUGCAAAUGAUGGUGGCAGCAAGGUUAUCAGUUACAUUAUUGAAAAGUGUCCCACCACCGCUGAGAGAUGGGAGCGUGUUGCUCAGUCUCGUGACACUCACUACACUGUUAUCAAUCUCUUUGGGGGGACUAGUUAUCAGUUUAGAGUCAUAGCUGAGAAUAAGUUUGGAAAGAGUGCCCCAUCUGAGACCAGUGGACCUGUCAUGACAAAGGAGGACAAAUCCAGAAUCCUUCUCUAUGACAUCGAGGUAGAUGAUACAGGGCGCAUCCCUAAAGGAAAAUGUCAACACUCAGAUGCAAAGAAUAUGCAUAACAAAUUUGCUAUUGCAGAGGAGCUGGGAAGAGGUCAGUUUGGUAUUGUCCACCGCUGUGUAGACAUCAGCUCUGACAAGACCUACAUGGCUAAAUUUGUCAAAGUGAGAGGUGCAGAUCAGAUAAUCGUCAAGAAGGAAAUUGCCACGCUGAACCUGGCUAAACACACAAACUUCCUCCUCCUCCACGAGUCAUUUGACAGCCAAGAGGAGCUGGUGCUCAUAUAUGACUUUAUCUCAGGUGUCGACAUUUUUGAGCGUCUCAAUACAGCAGAAUUUGAGCUCAAUGAACGUGAGAUUGUAAAUUACAUUCGGCAGAUCUGCUCAGCUCUUGAGUUCUUGCACAAUCAGAGCUAUGGACAUUUUGAUAUCAGGCCUGAGAACAUAGUGUACACAACAAGAACUGGCACAAACAUUAAGAUUAUCGAGUUGGGACAGUCCCGGCACCUGACACCUGGGGAGCAAGUUAAGAUCCAGUAUAGCACUGCAGAGUAUGCUGCCCCUGAGAUCCACCAGUGUGACAUGAUUAGCACUGUGACUGACAUGUGGUCAGUGGGUGUCCUCACUUACGUCCUCCUCUGUGGACUCAACCCAUUUUCAGCAGAAACCAACCAACAGAUGAUUGACAACAUUUCAAAUGCAGCCUAUAGCUAUGAUGAUGACUCCUUCAAGGAUGUCAGUGUUGAAGCAUUAGACUUCACGGACCGCUUGAUGACAAAGGAACGUAAACAUCGUAUGACUGCUGCUGAAGCACUGGUGCAUCCAUGGCUUUCCAAGCCUGCAGAGGAUCUGAACACCAGAACGAUCCAGACCAGCAGACACAAGAGAUACUACCAGACAAUGGUGAAGAAGGAAUGGAAUACUGUGGUGUCUGCAGCACGCGUGGCCAGUGGUGGCUCAAUCAGGUCGCAGCGUGGUGUUUUCAUUGCCAAGGUUAAGAUUGCUCCUUUUGAACAUGGACCAAUCGGUGGUCAGAUUGGCCACUCAGUGGCCAACGAGGGUGAGAGUGUGAAGUUUAUCUGCAACAUUGACAACUAUGACAGCACCACUGAAGUGACUUGGUAUUGUGGUGUCAGGCAACUGGAAGCUUGCGACAAGUAUGAAGUAGAUUAUGAGGACGGCCUGGCUGUGAUCACAAUCACCAAGGUGACAAGAGCUGACGAUGGCACUUAUAGAUGCAAGGUUGUCAAUGAGUAUGGUGAGGACAGUGCCUAUGCAGAGUUGUUUGUUAAUGGUGUCAGGUCCUACCGUGACUUCUUCACUACUCGUGUGGUCAAGAGGACAAAACGUAGAAUUGACACUGCCAGAAUGCUUCAGAAGCCUCCAGAGUUCACUCUUCCUCUAGUGAACCAUACAGCAUACAUUGGAGAGAAUGUUCGCUUUGGGGUCACCAUCACAGUCCACCCCGAGCCCCGUGUCAUGUGGCACAAAUCUGGACAAAAGCUCAUUCCUGGACAGGAUGACAAAAAAUACACCUUCCUCAGUGACAAAGGCUUGUACCAACUGAUUAUCCACAACGCUGAGGACAAGGAUGAUGCUGAAUACAGCGUUGUGGCUCGCAACAGGUAUGGUGACGACAGCUGCAAGGCUCGUCUUACUGUGAUUCCUCGACCAAAGCCAGCAGAUCUCACCCUGAGGCCCAUGUUCAAACGUCUUCUUGCCAACGUUGAGUGCAGGGAGGGCCAGAACGUUCGCUUUGAGAUCCGAGUUUCAGGCCAUCCUACACUGAAGUGGGAAAAGGAUGGUAUGCCAAUAGCCUUUGGGCCAUCAAUUGAACUUGUCCACGAAGGCUUGGAUUAUUUCAUUCUUCAUGUGAGAGAGACAUUGUCAGAAGACUCGGGCGUCUACAGAGUGACUGCUACGAACUCUGCUGGGUCAGCCAGUUGCCAGGCAACGCUGAAAGUGGAACGUGUCGCCCAUGUAAAGAAAGAUUAUGAGAGCAUCCAAAAGGAUAAGAAAAGUGUGUCUCAAAAGGAGGAAUUAGACAAAAAGGUGAGGCUGUCUCAAAUUUUGUCAGACACGGUUGUCAUGCCAUUACCACCUGCUGCAAUCCAGGCGGUUAGGGAAGCAGCCACCAUGUUUAAACCUGCGGUGACAACUAAAAAGGCUGAAAAGCCUGAGGCUGAAAUACAGAAAGAACAAGAAGAGAGGAAAAAGCGUGCAGAUGAGAAGAGGCUGCGUAUGCCAUACGUUGUCCCACCCCCUCGGGUCACGAACCCGGCUGUGCUUGAAGAAGACAUGGAAAUUAAAUACUUUAAGCCACUCUCGGACAUGAAGUGGUACAAGAAGCUUAGAGAUCAGUAUGAAUUCCCAGAGCCCAUGGAGAAAAUUAAGCAGAAGAGAAUGAAACGUAUUCGUCUCUCCAGGUGGGAGCAGUUUUAUGAGGUGCCUAUCAGGAUCAAAGACCAGUACAAACCAAAGUGGCAUAUCCCAUCCAUGACUCAAGAUGAUUUGGAGAUAGUGAGGCCUGCAAGGUACCGCACUACUUCCCCAGAAAUGGAGGCCUACCACAGGAUUAGGAGAAGGUCUCUGGGUGACUUGGCAGAUGAGGAACUGCUGCUGCCAGUCAAUGAGUAUUUGUCCAUGAAAAGAACUGAGGAGGAGCGGCUGCACUUGGAGCAAGAGUUGGAGCUUGGUUACUCUGCUUCUCCACCCAGCCUCAGCCCUGUUCGCUUUGAGCUUUCAGCAUUGCGCCCCUCAUCACCCAGAAGAGUCUACAGUGAUGAUGAUGAUGAGGCAGAAGCCAUGCAAAGAUAUGAUUCGUACCGAAUUCCAUCCAAGUAUGAAGCCGGCCCAAGUUUUGUUGAGUUACGGCAGCGUCACGACAAAGCCACAUAUAAACCUCCCAGACAGAAGCAAAGAGUGUACGAAGAGAGAGAAGAUCAAGAGUUGCUGCGGCCACACACAACAACUCAGAGAAUCUCCUCCUACAAGAGUGAAAUCAAACGUAUGGAGUUUGAAGAGAAGACUCGAAGUACGAAAAAGGAAACGGCGGUCACCGUUGUAAAAGUCUCAGAGGGAAUUGAAUCAGAGCAUCUGACAGCUUUUGCUUCUGAAUAUAUUCCAAAACCCAUCAUGAAGCUCCCAAUGCCUGAACUGGAGAGGAAAGCCCCUUCCCCAGAAAAGGUUGACAAGACAGAGACAGUUUUGCCCAAAGUAGAUUUUCUGUCUAGGUAUGAGGAAAGGAAGACAACUCUAAGAUCAGAGAGGAGAUCUGUGGAAAGGAAACCAGAGGCGAUGAUGCAGACUCCUUUUAGCCUCGACCACAUCCCUCGCAUUACAAUCCGCAUGCGAUCUCAUCGUGUUCCCUAUGGUUCCAACACAAGGUUCACCCUGAAUGUACAGGCCAAACCUGAGCCCAAAGUAAAAUGGUUCCACAAUGGAAAAGAGAUUUAUGCAAGUAGCAAACAUCACAUGACCAACAUUAGUGGCCUUCUUACACUGCAGAUCAACAACUGUGUGACUGAAGAUGCAGGAGCAUAUUCUGUGGUCUGCAAGAACGUCAAAGGAGAGAUUUCAGAUAGUGCUACGUUAGACAUAGCAGCAGAAUACGCUGCCUUCUCUUCCAUCCGGAGGGAUGAGGAACCUCCAUCCUCCCAUCCUCCAGACAUGACUGAAAUAGAGAUAUAUCACAUCUCAUCAGCAGCGGUGAAGGAAACUGUGACUGAAACAAAAACCGUCACUGUUGUUGCAGAGGAAAAGGCAAAGCCUACUGUUCCAGCAAAGAUCCUGACCAAACCACAUUCUUUGACUGUUGAAGUGGGAGAGCUCGCCAGAUUCUCAUGUGAUGUGGAUGGUGACCCAUCACCUACGAUAUUGUGGCUUCAGGAGGGAGAACCUCUGGCUUCCUCUGCCCGUCACCACAUUGUGUCUACACAGUUCAGCUCCUCUUUGGAGAUUUCUGCUGUUCAGGCAUCUGAUGAAGGAAACUAUACGCUAUUUGUGGAAAAUGCUGGUGGCAAACAAGAAGCUUAUUUUACUCUGACCAUUCGCAAGUCAGAGCCCAAGCAGAAAGUCGUGGCCCCUCCAAGAGUAACCUCUCCAGAAGCCAAGUCCCCUGAACCUGUCAAAUCCCCACAAAGAAUCAAGUCCCCUGAGCCAGUCAAGUCGCCUCUGAGAGUCAAGUCACCAGCCUCAUCGAAGGAAGUUGGCAAUCAAAUCAAAUCACAGAAGAGAGUGACGUCACCAGCUGUUGUAAAGAAGUCAACUUCUUCUGUGGACUUAAAGCAGCUCGGCUGUGGAGCGACACCUCACUUCCUGUUGCAACCCCGAUCCCAAAAUGUGGACGAGGGACAAACUGUCAUAUUUACCUGUGAGAUUGCAGGUGAGCCUUUCCCAGAUGUGGAGUGGUUGAAAGACAACUUGGCUCUCUCGGCCACAUCUAACAUGAGAAUGAGCUGCACCAAUGGUGUGUACACUCUGGAGAUAUGUGAUGCCAGACCUACAGACAGUGGCAAAUACACCAUCAAUGCAAAAAACAAGUUUGGGCAGUGCUCAGCCACAUCCUCUCUCAACAUCCUCAGCACCCAGCCAAAGAUCAUAGCUCUCCUAGAGAACACUGACAUUGACAAAUCGCUGAUGGAAACAGGGGCCCUUUUUGGAGACCCUGUGCAGUGGCUCCACUCAGGUCGGACUCUUCCCAGCAGUGAUGAGCAUUACCACAUUGACAACACAGCCAGUGUUUCCACACUUGUGAUUGCUGCGGUGAAGAAGAAGGAAGCCAGAGCGUACACCCUCUGCCUUUCCAAUGAACUUGGUUCUGACACAUCGACCGUCAACAUUCACGUCCGAUCCAUGUAAAAAAAAAAAAAUGUUGCUUUAAAAAUUGAAAAUGAUAUUCCAUCCUCCCCCAUGUUUCCCUCAUUGAUGAUCUUUGGUUUAGUGAAUCAGCAACAAAUGACAGAUUUUUCUUCUUGUAAAUAUGAAAUAUUUUUGUACCAAACAUGACAUUCAUUGAUGCCAAACUCAAGUCUCAACUUGUUAUAAGAUGUGAUGACACUUUUGCAGUGACAUGUACAUAAUGUAUAUAGCCGGAUUUCACGGUUAUGAGAAAUGUAUGCAUUGUUAUUUAUGACAAAAAUAUGAAGUUAAAGAAGCAAAGCAAAUAUGGUUUAAUAGGAGAAAGUUCUACGUGGAACGAUUACCCUGCGGAGAAAAUGGAGAAACUAAACUUGUGCCUCAACGCAAUGUUGAAGUCUAAGAUUGCCUCAGCAGGUAGAGCUGCUCCCUGCUGAUGUUUACUCAACACGAAAACGAAACUUGUUUACUGCGAGCGUAAGGCCCUAACUGCUGUUUGUGUCACCCUCACAUAAGCAGCACGAUGCAGCCUUGUGCUUCAACUGACUGAGUCAUACCAACACUUUUUUUUGAUGACAAGAGUGCGAGUGGCCUGCACUCUCAGCUUUGAUCAAGGAGCGCUGCUUCUGGCACAGAACGGUCCCUUUGGCUUUCUGUACUUAACAUCUCCUGGCCGGAAGAAGGUAAAGUCUGGGCUGACUCUGCUGUGCAGAAGCAGCGCCAUCUCUUGGAGGAAUGUGCAUUAGUGUGUUUGUGUUUAUUGUAGCGUAUAGUGGGUUCACUCUGUUCAUUGUUGACUUCUGUGCCACAGUGACUCCAUCUGCUGUGUGAAAUGUUUUCUUUCAUUCACCCUCCUUGAGUUUUCUGUUUUAAUAAAGCAUGAUUUCAGCACCAAACCCUUGUCAUUUUUCUCAGUCAUCUGUAUGAAGACAUCCCGCAAGACUGGAUUGAACACAGAUUUAAUGUCUACAUCAGGGGUUGGCAACCUUUACGGGCCAAAGAGCCAAUUUGCAGAUCCUUCCACUAAAGAAAAAUAGUCUGAAGACGCAAAACAUAACACAGCCAACAAAUGAAUGCGGCAACGGCAGAAUAC